AUGUCAACUUCGUUCCCAGGACUCGUCCACGAUUCAGAGGUAUUUUAAGGCUAUUUAUGUGGUUCUUGUGUACAUAUAUAUCCAGAUACAUUUUUUUUUAGUUGUCCUCUUAAUCCAUGCAACCGUUAUCAUUGUCAUCAUAUCUGCUUCCCAAAACUUACAAAAAAAAAAAAAAGAAAAGAGGGGGAAUUCGUUAUGACAUCUGUCGCCUAGAAUGGCAUCUUUUUCCUGCACAACAGUUGUUAUAACGAAAAGGGUAGAGAGAAGAAAAAAAAAUACAUAAUCCCCCCCUAUAUAGCAAAUGAGUUCAGUAGCAUAUAAUCUAGCAACUAAUCAUUUCAAAAAUCAAACGUGGUGAUGCUCUGAGAUGACGGUUAGAAGAACUGGGAAAAAGAUGGGGUGUGUGUGUGUGGUAUUUUGGAGAUGAAAUUUGUGUAAUGUGUGGUCACAGUUAGUUUCCUUUAUUUGAUGAAGGGGUAGAGAUAUUACAUGAGAUAUUUUAGCACAAUGGAAUUGCUGUACUUGUUUGUAGAUCUAUUAGAACGCUGGAAGAAUAGGCACGUCAACAAGACAGUAGAAUUCUAUUCUAGAUUCUGUACCAGUGACGAAUGGCACUAUUUAAUACCUUUUUCUUUCUUUAUAUGGAUCAGGGACAGAGUAUAGAAAGUAUCCGGAAUAUGAAGCCUGAUGUCCUUACAUGCUAUUUUAAAUGACAAACCUAUUUUUUUUCCUCAUUUUUCCCCUUCCUUCCUUCUAGAUACGUCAUGACGGAUCAAACAGUUAUCGUUUGAUGCAACUUGGUUGUCUGGAGUCUGUGGCUAAUUCAACUGUCGCCUACUCCUCCACAUCCCCUUUAGCUUAUUCUACAACUGGUACAGAGUUUGCUUCCCCGUAUUUUUCCGCAAAUCACCAAUACACACCUCUCCACCACCAAUCCUUCCAUUAUGAAUUCCAGCACAGCCACCCAGCUGUAAACCCAGAUGCCUAUUCACUGAACUCUCUGCAUCAUUCUCAACAAUAUUACCAGCAAAUCCAUCAUGGGGAGCCCACAGACUUUAUCAACCUGCACAAUGCCAGGGCACUCAAGUCUUCUUGUUUGGAUGACCAGAGGAGAGAUUUUGGUUGCCUUGAUGCCUACCGGCGGCAUGACUUGUCCCUUAUGAGUCAUGGAUCUCAAUAUGGGAUGCAUCCUGAUCAAAGGCUACUGCCGGGAUCAAGUUUGGGUCUUUCAGCUACAGGAGGUGACGAAUUUCAGGUAAUUUCCUGCCAUUCCAUUUUGUAUCACCCCCCCCAAAAAUGCACUUCCUUACCCGAAAUCGUAAUAUUAAAAGAGGCAGGGGGAUUCAUCAGUGCUGUCCAAAUAAUAUUGGGUGUGGCUGCAAUAAAAGACAAUCAAGGUCCAAAAAAGAAUUCACAAAAUAAAUGCUUUGUAUAAGAUAGUAAAACAAUUAUUUUACAAUAUAUAUAAUAAUGGCAAAAGAGAAUUAUUUCAAAUAUUUUAGAUUAAUUUGAUGUAUUAAAUAUGUCGUAUGACGUGUUUAGGAUCAAAAUAAUGUAUUUUUGCUAACGCUAAAACGUCAAAAAGGAAAAAUAAAAUGAAAAUAAAUAUGUCUAUUAUUUUAUAGAGAAAUACAUUUAAUUUUUUCUUGUAAUUAAAUAAGCAGAAAAUGUUAAAACGAAUAUUCUAAUAUUAUUAUCAUUUAAACAGCGGGGACACGGAAUAUCCGCACGUGUAUGAAAUAAAAUUAUAUAUUUGUGUUUUUUUUAUUUAAAUUCAGAAUAUGUUUACAAUGUUUCCGUUAUAUUAUUAAAAUAUAUUAUUUAUAACAUCGAUAAUAUUAUUAUUAUUAUUAUUGUUAUUGUUAUAGCAAAAGUAAUAAUAUGAAUAAUCAUAUGAUAAUAAACAUUCUUUGUCUGUUGUUUAUUUUAACGUAGAACGCAGCUAAGUAAAAAGUUAAGCUGGUAAACCUUGUUUUAAUGUAGGUCAAUUAAACGUGACUUUUCCUAUUUUAAUUGAUUUAAUCAUUUUAUUCGGUUCGUGUCUGUCAGGACUGCUCCUUAGUCACAGUGUUUAAACGGGACAAUAAAAAAAAAAUUUCUCCCUUAUUUUAAAAUCCCCCCCUAUUUAUGCCCCCUUUCCGUAUUCACGUCUGCUGCUGUUUUUUUCGAAUCUGUACAAAUUUUGUUCCAUUGCUGGGCAUCAAGCGUUGUAUUUUUCAAAAGAGAGGAUUAGAGAAUUUGCAAGAGGUAGACAAAGCCUAAUACCCAAGCAAAGAGUACCGUAGUUUAUCCAAUUUUCUUCUUAAUGCCAUUUAGCCAGUUACUUAUGCAAUGUCAUCCGAUCAAACAGCAUGUUCUAUGUUAUAUUAAAAAAAAAAAAUCUGGUAAAAAUGCUAACUAAUCCGUAUAAAAUUACCAGCUGUUACAUUGACUAAAAUAUUUAGACACCUACAAUUUUUAGAUAGACUAUAUAUAUUUUUUCUUUUGACCUUUAAUUUAAAAAAAUAUUUUUUUCCUUCCCCAAUUUUUUUUCUAUAUUAUUUUUCAAUCUUUUCUUAAUUCAGAUCCUUAGCUGUUGAUGUGCAAAAAAAAUAAAUAAAUUGAAACAGUGUUGCAUUGUGCGUUCAAAAAAUUUAAAUGGACUCUCUCCUGCAUAGAUUUUCAAGUGUUCCUAGUGAACCCCUUAACAUUUUACAGGGUGCUUAAAUCAGAUGAACAGAUGCAAACAGUCUGCAGACUGCGAGUUGCAUCUUUGAGUCCCCUAAAAAGAUUUGUCAUGGGUAACAAUAAAAACUGUCACACCUUUUCCCCAUCAUCCUGUUAAUUUAUACAGUCCUUGGGCUUUUUUUAUAUAUCGAUUUCAUAAUCACUUUAGAGCAGAACUCCAAAGUAUGUUCUGUGAAGAGAUCUUACAAUUCAGCUUUGGAAAUGAGGAGGGGAAAUAAAAUAAAACGCAGACUGUACAAGCUGUGUAAAGAAAGAGGUGUGGGACAUGAACUGACUCCUUUUCUCAGUACACAUGCUUUGGAGUUUUUCUUUUGAACUUUGCCAGGGCCUCUUCCCUGUUGUAUGACAUUAAAUAUAGGGGAUUAUACAGACUGGUAAAUCAGUGUAAAUAUAUAGUAUGUAUAUAUUUAUAAUUUUAUUUAUUUUUAUUAUUAUUUGUAAUUAUAUUUUCUUAUUAUUAAAUUCGAUUUCUUAUUUGUAAUAAAUUAUAUUUAUUGUAUUAUUAUAUUUAUUUAUUUAUAUAUUUUUUUUAAUUUAUAUAUAUAUUUUCAAUAUUGAUCAGACCAUUUAUACCAUAUCCACAUCUCUUGGAUUUAAUAUAAUUUAUCCAUACACGCCCAUUGCACAGGAUUCAUGACUACAAGUAUUAAUUUAAUAUACACACACACCAAAUAUACAUUAUAAAUACAUCCUGGGUGGGUUUAAUGUAAAAUAUAUACACAUCGAUCAUACAUUAUAAAUAGCUCCAAUAUUUAAUGUACUGUAACUGUCUGUUAUCUUUUAUGUAAUAGUCAUACAUUAUAAAUAUUUUUACAUUAAAUAAAUACACAUAUAUACUCGUUCUAAAGCUCUCGCGUUUAAUGUAUAUAUGUAUUUAUAUAUAUUUUACAUAUUCUAAAUAUUUUCUGUAUUAGGUGUGAUACCUGUACACCCUUGCAGUACAUUAUAAAAAUCUAUCAUAUUUAAUAUAAUAAAUAUUUACACAAUAGAAAAUAUUAUUUAUUAUAAAGAAACAUAUAUUUAAAUCUACACAAUAUUUCGAUAUGUAGAGUCUAAAAUGGGGUGGGGGUUGAUUUGACAUAUUGUAUUUAAUAAUGACUGUAGGAUGACCGAUUUAUGUAAAUGUAAGUAAGGCAGUUUUUUAAUAUUUGCACAGAUAUAAAGGUGGAUGAGUGAGGAGUUUUUAGAUAUUAAGAACUUGCAGUGAUAAUGUAUAGAUAUAUAAUUGUGUAUAAAGCAUUGUGUAACUAUGUAACGUUUUAUUUCAAAAGGGGUCAGUGGAGGCCCAGUGUGGGCUGGUUCUAAACAGUCAAUCUGGAGUGAUAAGAAGGGGUAAGCACAAUUUAUUACAUAUCCAUAUUUAUAUCAUAUGAUAAUUUAAUAAAAUGCUAAUAAUGAGGCUUUGUUCUUAAAGACUCUUACUGUGCAAACUUGGGUUUAACUCUGUACCUGGCAAUGUAUGUGAUGUAUAAAGAACAAUGAAGGUAGGAUAAAUAGAAUGUGUAGAAAUUCACAGAAUGCCAUUUUAUUAUAAUACACUGAUCAGCGAUGAUUUGAGAAGAGAUUUACAAAAAAAAAUCUAUACAGGAAUAUGUUUUUCUAACUCGAGUAUUUUGCCUAAACUUUGCAAAUAUGUUCUCAGUUCACCAAAAGUGGAUAAUUAGUGAAUAUUCCCCCUCACCCCCCUUGAUUGGUUGUAGUCUUAUGUGUUGUUGGGGGGGGGGGUUAAUUUUUUUUAAUAUAUAUAUAUAUAUAUAUUUUGAGGGUUGAGUGUUUAUUGAGUAGCAGUAAACAGCAAGCCUCUCUGUUUAUGUGGCCAUUUAAAUGGUCACUAUUUCUAUAUUGACCAUUUAGAUCCAAUCUGACUGGUCUUACAGAGAUCCCUGCUAUAGCCUAUACGACUUUAUAUGAGAUGUGAGAUGAGCCUAAGUAUAAAUACAUAUAUAAUAUACAUAUAUAUGUGUGUAUACACACACACACACAUGAAUUUAGCUUAUAGGCCUCGAUUUUAUAUUCGGGAUACGUUUUUCAAAUUAUUUAAUAUUUUUCGAUUUUUUUUACUUUGAAAAAUAUUUUAUUAUUUUGAUAUUUUUUGAUAUAUUGAUAUUGUUUUUAUAUAUGAUAUAUUUUGAUAUUUUAAUAUUUAAAAAAAAAUGGAAAAGGUCUUAUCCAGAACUAGUAAAUAAUUUGAAAAUGAUAUCCAGAAAUAUUAAAUUAAGGCCAUAAUGACAAAUAUAAUUGACGUUCUCUGUGUGUUUUAGUGUGUGUCUCUGUGAAUGGGUGUGUAUAUGUACAUUUUAUCUUUUUAUAUUUGUGUGUGGGUGGGGGAUAGGUGCAGGCACACAGACAUAUUGAGUACAAGUUACUCAAUAAAGGUAUAGAAUCAACAGGCAGGACCGUUCAUUAGUGACACUGUGGUAGUGUCUGAGAGGAUACAUGUUUCCAUACAUUGGUUACAGUCAGUGAGAGACGCUCCAUGCUGAUGACAGACAGCUACUGCUGGUUCUGCCACUCACUGAAUGUCUGUCUGGCUUCCUGUCUAUGGUGCUGAAAGAACAGCUCCCUCAUUACAGGUUGUCAUUUCCGACUAGUAUAGUGUGUGCAAAUUACGCAGCCUGUCAUGCAGUGUACACACAGGUAUAUUGAGUGUCCUCAUCACAGGCUGUUAUCCUACACUAAUAUAGUGUGUGUGCAGAUUAUCUCAAACUUUUAUACUAUGUGUGCAGAUUAUCCCAGACUAGUAUACCGUGUAUGCAGAUUAUCCCAGACUAGUAUACUGUGUGUGUGUAGAUUGUCCCAGUCUAGUAUAUUGUGUGUGCAGUUUAUCCCUGACUAGUAUACUGUGUGUGCAAAUUACACUUUAUGCCAUUCGGUGCACACACAAUAUAUACUUUUCUUCUAAUUACAGACAGUUAUCCCAGGCUAGUACGCUAUGUGUGCAGAGUAUACCGUGUAUGCAGAUUAUCCCAGUCUAGUAUAUUAUGUGUGUGCAGUUUAUCCCUGACUAGUAUACUGUGUGUGCAAAUUACACUGUAUGCCAUUCGGUGUACACACAGUAUGUACUGUUAUUCUAAUUACAGGCUUUUAUCCCAGGCUAGUACGCUAUGUGUGCAGAGUAUACGGUGUAUACGGUGUAUGCAGAUUUUUCCAAAGUACUAUAGUGUGUACAGAUUAUACAGCCUGCCAUGUAUUGUACAUUCUGCUCCUCUCAUCACAAGCCGUUAUCACAGACUAGUAUGCUGUGUGUGCAGAUUACACAGUCUGUCAUGCAGUAUACACACAGGUAUAUGCUGUUAUCCCAGAUUGGUAUACUCCGUGUACAGAUUAUACAGCCUGCCAUGUAUUGUACAUUCUGCUCCUCUCAUCAAAAGCCGUUAUCACAGACUAGUAUGCUGUGUGUGCAGAUUACACAGUCUGUCAUGCAGUGUACACGCAGGUAUAUGCUGUUAUCCCAUAUUGGUAUACUGUGUGUGCAGUUUAUCCCAGGAUAGUAUAUUAUGUGUACAGAUUAUCCAAGGCUAGUAUACUGUGUGUGCAAAUUACCCUGUAUGUCAUUCGGUGUACACAAAUGUAUAUAAUGUUCUUCUCAUUGCAGGCUGUUAUCCAAGACUUGUAUACUAUGUGUACAGAUUAUUGUAGACCAGUAUACUGUGUCUGCAGAUUAUCCCACAGUAUUAUACUGUAUGUGCAGACUACACAGCCUGUCAUGCAGUGUACACACAGGUGUAUUCUGCUCCUCUCAUUACAGGUCGUUCUCCCAGACUGGUAUACUGUGUGUGUACAGGUUAUCCCAGACUGGUAUACUGUGCAGUGUGCGUGCGUGCGCCCGCAUGUGUGUGUGCGCAUACCGUCGUGUACAUAUAGGUAUAACUAUGUUGACAUGUAUAGACCGGUAGGAAUAUACAUUAUACAGCGUUCAGUUCUCUGCCCUUGUUAUUUGGAGCAUUUAUAUAUUGUAUUAUAUAUGUAUGUAUAUAUUUUACUUUAUAUUUUAUAUAUUGUAUUUUAUAAACACUUUAUACAUUGUAUUUACUUUUCUUUCUCAGAUUCUAAGCGAAUAUUUCCUUUUCGGUAAUAACCUGAACAAUACCUAGAUUUUACUGAUGAGAGAGAGAGAGAGAGAGAGAGAGAGAGAGAGAGAGAGAGAGAGAGAGAGAGAGAGAGAGAGAGAGAGAGAGAGAGAGAGAGAGAGAGAGAGAGAGAGAGAGAGAGAGAGAGAGAGAGAGAGAAAAUUACAAAUACAUUUAGAUAUACAUUUGCCCAGUUGACUCCUUAAGGGCCAAACCAAAGACACGUCAGACAACAGGUUUGGCCUGACUUUCACUCUCUCUGUUUUGCAAAUCAAUGUAAGUUUGGUCCUGUGAUGGGCACGAUGAGUUAUGGAAUUAAAUAGAUUGAUGACACACUGCAUUGUUUGUACAGAAGAGUUGAGCUGAUGAUUCAGCUUCGCUGUAGCAUGGAUGACUAACAUCUUGUAGUCUACACCCCUUGGAUGGCUGAGGAUAAUAAGAAAUGUAUUUCACAGCAGCUGGACAGCCAGCAUUUAUCCCUGACUGUCUGAUGUCUAUGAGCUGACUACACCUGCCAAUUAUGGGUGUGCACAGGAGCUAGGAUGAGAAUUCUGAUAUAAUAUUUGCAGCAACAUUGAAGCACUGAUCCCCAUGCUAUAUCUUCUAGUAAAUAGAGCUCAGGAUGUCCCCCUGCAGUUCCCCCCACUCCAGCAAUCACAACCAAUAAUCUUUAUUUUACCUAGUGCUGGGUAUCGAUGACUAUUCCAGCCUGGGGCAAGAGCUUUGAUAUGCUAAUAUUUCAGAGUACCAGGCUCUGCAGAGAUCAUAUUAAGGCUGUUCAUACAGAGUUGAGCCUUUGCCUUAGUUGAAUAUUCAGAUAUGCAAUUUCAAAAGAAAUUACUGAAGAAAUGAAGCAGAUAUUUACAGAAGCCUUCAGUGUUUUUAAUCAUUAAAAAAAAAAAAUUCAACUUUUUUUCCCUCUUUUCAAGAAAUAUGAUGCUUUGCCUUUUAUUUCUCUUUAGUUAAAAGAUCAGUGUAUUUUUUUUUUUGAAGAAUUUUUUUGAUACAAGUGUACAGCUGUAUACCAUUCUAAUAUAUAAUAAAAUAAAGGAAACCAGCCAGUUGCUGCCUGCAUCUCUCAAUAUUUGGAUAGAAAGGUAACAGGAUGGCAUUUUGACCUAUGUCGUUUUAUCAUGAAAAAAGUCUAGAUAGCAAAACUCAAAAAAAGAUCCUGUUUGUCUUUGUGAUCAUUCAGGAUGGCUGCCCCAGGCUAAUUUCAAAAAGCUUAAAUACUGCUAUAGCCUGUAGGCCAUGAACAGAGGACAUGGAUAUUGCCAAUAGUUCUGUUUCGAUUGCCCUUGGCAACAUAAAAUACAAACUACUUUGAAUCAAAACAUUUUUGGGGAAUUAAUAUGAUCUGAACUCUUUUCGUUUUAUGAGAUCUUGAGAUUGUCAAACCGCUUAGAGGUGACUGACAUUCGCAUAGAGAAACAUUUAUUACUAUCUAGAAACCCUGUCAGAUCUUAUUUGAUUAAAACACUAUCUUCCAGAAUAGAUGAACAUAGCACUAUAUCACUCAGAGCUGCACACACAUUGGUGUUUAUUUAACCCUAGGAUGGGACCUGAGGUUAACUAUGGAUUCAGCUACAUAGGCAUCUCUGGCAGAGAGAGGGUUAACUCAUUUGGCCUCUUUUCUAAAGAUAGCGAAUUUAACCCUUUGCUCCAUCAAACUGCAUGCUGUCUGCCAAUUCACUCAUUAGGAUGGAUACUUACUUACUGGCAUGGUACCCAGUGCCAUAGAUGGCAUGGCAGAGUUUGCUGUGUAUUUUGGUGAUUGCAAUGGAAUAGUGGUUUUGGUGUUGUUUAACAUCUAGGGAUCUGAUUAGAAUCUGGAAGUGGAAUCCAUUCUCAGACAUAAAGCUGCUGCCUGCUGUGCCCAGGGCAAUGAUGCCACCUGUUCCUUGUCCAUAUGGCAGGGUAGUGAUGAGCCUGGCACUCCCUGUCUCUGGAUCUGGAUUCCAUAGUGAACACAGAAUUGGCUGCAUUGUCUAUGGUAACUGCAUUGAUUAAUGGAGGCUGUGAUUGGUGUUUAGAACAAUAGAUAAGCUGGUUGGAUGGUGGAUGCUGUAUAUUCCGAGUAUUCACACUGAGAGGUGACAUAGCAUCGUGCAUCGUUUAUAUAGGAAUCUAAUGCUUGGUGUCUAACACAGUCUGCUGUACAGAGGGUGUCAUGAUAUUGAUGUUUUGUACAGACUGAUGUAUACAUUAUCUAGCGAUGUGUACCUCUUGCAGCUUUGUGUAUACUCGACCUAGUGAUGACUUAUUUGUACAACCUGGUGUAUGCUGUGUCAAUUGUGUGAAACAGUAUAAAGACUGGUGAAUACAGGUUUGGAAUCAACAACUUGUUUAACCAGGUGUACAAAGGAUCCAGUGAUUGAUAUAUUGCAAAGCCUGAUAUGUACAGGAUCACGUGAUUAAUAUUAUGUACAGCCUGGUGUGUUCAUGAUCAGUUGAUUAAUAUUAUGUACAGCCUGGUGUGUACAGGAUCACGUGAUUAAUAUUAUGUACAGCCUGACAUAUACAGGAUCAGGUGAUUAAUAUUAUGUACAGCCUGGUGUGUACAGGAUCAGGUGAUUAAUAUUAUGUACAGCCUGGUGUGUACAGGAUCACGUGAUUAAUAUUAUGUACAGCCUGGUGUGUUCAUGAUCAGUUGAUUAAUAUUAUGUACAGCCUGGUGUGUACAGGAUCACGUGAUUAAUAUUAUGUACAGCCUGACAUAUACAGGAUCAGGUGAUUAAUAUUAUGUACAGCCUGGUGUGUACAGGAUCAGGUGAUUAAUAUUAUGUACAGCCUGGUGUGUACAGGAUCACGUGAUUAAUAUUAUGUACAGCCUGGUGUGUUCAUGAUCAGUUGAUUAAUAUUAUGUACAGCCUGGUGUGUACAGGAUCACGUGAUUAAUAUUAUGUACAGCCUGACAUAUACAGGAUCAGGUGAUUAAUAUUAUGUACAGCCUGGUGUGUACAGGAUCAGGUGAUUAAUAUUAUGUACAGCCUGGUGUGUACAGGAUCAGGUGAUUAAUAUUAUGUACAGCCUGGUGUGUACAAGAUCAGUUGAUUAAUAUUAUGUACAGCCUGGUGUGUGCAGGAUCAGGUGAUUAAUAUUAUGUACAGCCUGGUGUGUAUAGUAUCUAGUGACUGGUAUCAUGUACAACCUGAUAUGUACAGGAUAAGGUGAUUCAAUUAUGUACAGCCUGAUGCGUACAGGAUCAGGUGAUUAAUAUUAUGUACAGCCUGAUAUGUACAGGAUCAGGUGAUUAAUGUUAUGUGCAGCCUGAUGUGUACAGGAUAAGGUGAUUAAUAUUAUGUACAGCCUGGUGUGUACAGGAUCUAGUUACUGGUAUUCUGUACAGCUUUAUGUGUCCAGGAUCUAUUGAUUCAUAUCUUGUAAAGUCUUGUGUACAGAAUAUCUAUUGAUUGAUAUAUAGUAGAGAUUGGUGUAUACAAAACAUGAUGAUUGGUUUAGUGUACAGCUUAGUGUACUGAGGAUCAACAGAUUGAAAUGCUAUACAGGAUCUAGUGAUUUAUAUUUUAUGUAGUUUGGUGUACAGAUUAUCUGGUGAUUUGUUAUUUUGUACAGCCUGAUGUAUACCAGAGUGAUUGAAAACUUUUAAAAUUAAGUGUAACCGGUGGAAUGCUGGACCUAGUAAGUAUUACAUAACUUAAAAUAUGGCUAUGAAAUGCAUUUGCUUACUAUUUUCAAUUACAACAUAAUUCUGAAAAAAUAUACCAGAUAUUUCUAUUAUAUCAGAUUGCUGGAGUAGAUAAAGUGAUCUAGUUCAAAUUUAGGCAAGUCCUGAUUUCUCUAUGACACAAAUACUUGUAUACACACAUAUAGAAACCUAUCUAUCUAUCUAUCUAUCUAUCUAUCUAUCUAUCUAUCUAUCUAUCUAUCUAUCUAUCUGUCUGUCUGUCUAUCUGUCUGUCUGUCUGUCUGUCUGUCUGUCUGUCUGUCUAUCUAUCUAUCUGUCUGUCUAUCUAUCUAUCUGUCUGUCUGUCUGUCUGUCUGUCUGUCUGUCUAUCUAUCUAUCUGUCUGUCUGUCUGUCUGUCAGUCUGUCUGUCUGUCUGUCUGUCUAUCUGUCUAUCUAUCUGUCUGUCUGUCUGUCUAUCUCCAGAGAGAGGGGAUACAUAAUGUUGAAUUAUGGGAAAACUAUUCUACCUUGGGCCUUUUUUCUCAUGGUUUGUCAUGAUGGCAAGACCCAUUUAUGGCAAAUUUUUCCCAUAAUGCAUGGUUCACCAUUAUGAAUCAUAUUAUGUAAAUAUAUAUAUGUCUUCAAGUUGCAUUAGAGCCGGUUACUAAUGAGCAUAACUCUACAAUCCUGGGUACGGAUGUGCACACUAAGAAUCACCUACAUCAUUUGGGAUGCAUGCAAUAGGUUAUUGUCUGGCAAUGUUUAAUAAACAGACAAAAAUCAACAUUCCUUAAUUUACACCAUUGGAGAAGCUGAUCUUUUGUCUCUGACAUAUAAUAUUACAUUUUAGACCGAGCCUAUUAUUGAUACCCCAUCCACAGUAGAGAAAGAUUUAUAUUUACAGUGACAUUUUCAGUAACUAAAACAAAGUUAAAUAAAUCUGUUGUCACUCAAGCAAAAAAAAAAAAAGUUAUACAUUGUACAUAAACUCAGGAGGGUGGAAAUAGGUGUAAUGUAACAGCCCAAACACAUUUUGUGCACAAAUACGCUUAACCACGGCUACAUUGGUCUCUAAUUUGGUGACUUUGUUCUGAUAUUUUUAAGUAGACAGAGAGAAAUAGAGAAUUAUCUGUGCCUUGCGAUUGUCUCUUAUCUACUGUCCCUAUUUAGAUUUGUGCGAGUGAGUUGGUUACUAGUUUGUACUCUAUAAAUUAAAAUUCUAUAUAUGUUGCAGUAAGACAGACUCCUAUCCAUUGAUUAAUAUUGUAUCUUGUAUAGUAUCUUGUUUUGGGCAUGUGCUAUGCAAACCUUCAACGCAAAACAGACAGACAUAUAGACAGUCAUAUAGACAUUGCACAAUAUACGGAUCACAGUUUGCUUUUACCUCUCAUUGAAAACAAAUUAUUUAAUUUGUCUUGAUUGGAAUCUCUGUGUUUCUCGUGUUCUACUUUCUAUCCUUUAGUCUUCUCUCUACCCCUCUUAGUCUGGAUACACCCUGAAUUGUAAAUGUGGCUUUCUGCUUCUCUGUAUUUCUUUUUUUUUCUUUUAGUAGGCCGCCAAUGAUCGUACGUGUUCUUUAACUACCUUUUUACAAUUACAUUGCAUUAUUUUGAUUUUUCUACUUGGUGCAGUUGCUCUGCAUGGUAUUUGUAAGCAGGGGUAAAGUUACAAACAGAUUUUUGGGGAGUUCUUUUGAGCUUGCCAAUAUUAUGUCAAAGUAGCUGAGCUUUACUUAAUCUCCAAUUUAUUUACCGGUAAGUUGGAAUUUUUUGUUUUUUUCUAUUCUACAAAUUGGGCUUACAUUUUGUAGUUCAGUUAUUAUUAUUAUUAUUAUUAUUAUUAUUGGUAUUGAUAUUUAUAUAGCGCCAACUAAUACCGCAACGCUUUACAAUAAUAUGAAAGGGGGGGAGGAAUUUACAAUACAUGAGGCACUUACACAGUGACACAGGAACAAUAGGUAGAUGAGGACCCUGCUCAAACAAGCUUACAGUCUACACAAGGUGGGGUACAAAUACACAACAGGGCAGCAAGGGUGACAGCCACCAAACAAGGUGGAGAAGUACCAGAACUGGAGGUGAGAGUGGAGUGUGGCUGUUUACCCCAUAGGGUUAAUAUAAUAUUUUUUUUUAAAUUGCAGAAAGCAGUUUUAACAUAGAUGCUGAAUUCAGAUUCAUAAAGGGUUAAUCAUUAAAUUCUGAAUUAUAAGUAAUUGAAAAUUUAGACUGAAACAACUACAAUGUAAUGAACUUUUUUAACAUUUUGCCAUUCUGAGAACAAUUCACUACAUUUCGAGUUAACUAAACAACCCUAUAUAUUUUUUUUUAAUAUCAGGUAAAAAUCAGUUGGCCGGUCUCAAUUUGAUUUCAUCCAAGACAACAGACAAUAUAUAUGGGAUUUUUACAUUUUGGCAUUAAAUUUCCCCCAGAUCAGGUUCUAAAAUAAAAUUAUACAAUAAGUGUUUAUUAUUAACCAAACUGUGAGUUGACAAUUGACUAAGGUGUAGACUAUAGGAGCUAAACUAGGAAGGGGAAGGGGGUGAUUGACAGUGAAUAACCCCUUUUCAAGCAGGUCCAUCUGUGCUUACAAUAGAAGCACCUGCCCCAUGUGAUGGGAUAUUAUAAACUGAUGGGCUACUUUAGAAGUGACAUGGACAGAAUGGAUUACCAUAAUGUCCAAAGUUGGACCUCUUAGUAUAACUCCAAAUUGUAACAGAAACGCAUUCAUCCUGAAUCACAUUACUAAAUCGUUAUGAACCACUUAGCAGAAGAAACCAAUGGUAUAACAUAUAUUUUUAACACAUUUAUAUUUUCACAACAAUAAAAGAUAUACUCAAUUUGUAUAAAUGAUCAAGACUAUAUUAUAAUUAUCAUUAUAAUUUUAUUAGUAUUUAUAUAGGGCCAAUAUUUAUUUUUGGCAGCGCUUUUUAUGUUGAUCAGCAACAAAAUUUAGAAACAGACUUUAAACUCGCCAUCAGAGCAAUUUCAAUUGUAUCCAACUGAAACUUCUGAAUAUUAUAAUAUUAACUAGUAUUUAUAUAGUGCCUUACUCCCAGUGAGACUCAAAGCGCUUGCUCUCGGAAUUAACCAAAUCAGCAGCUGAAUACUAAUAGAUGUUAUUACUAUCUAAUUGAUGGUACUCAUUUUAUCGACCUCGGAAGGAUGAAGGGCUGAGUUGACCCUGCUGGGAUUUGAACCUGUGACCUUGCAUUUUGAACAGUCUUUGUAGUAAGGGAUGUUACAUUUCAAGUACCAUAACUACUACAGUGAACUGUAGUGGUUAUGGAGCCAGGAGUGCACUGCCACUCACCAAUUAUAAGUAGCCAAACCAUUUUAAAAUGGUUUGACUUCUUACCUGCCUCCACCAGCCCUGCAAGUGUAAUUAUUGCAGUUUUCAGAAACUGCAAUAUUUACCUUGCAGGGUUAACUCCUUCUCUAGUGGCUGUCUACUAGACAGCCACUAGAGGGCACUUCCAUGAUUAUAGCACACGAAAAGUGUGCUAUAGCGUCGCUGGACAUCCUCACACUAUGUGAGGACCUCCAGCGUCUCUGAAAUCCCCAUAGGAAAGCACUGAAAGCAUUCACCUACCUAAACGUAAGAAAGAGACAGGUCUACUGAUAGUUUGCUUGGAUUUUUGGUAGAAUGUAACAGUUUUUUAUAUUGAGGCAAGCAAUAUAAUUAUUAGGUCUCCCCCGCCAGUGGCCAUGCAUGUGCAAUAGGUCUCCCCCGCCAGUGGCCAUGCAUGUGCAUUAGGUCUCCCCCGCCAGUGGCCAUGCAUGUGCAAUAGGUCUCCCCCGCCAGAUGACAUCGGUGAGGGAGGAGCAUGGGUGGACCCUGACCCAGCGCCGAGGGACAUCAGCGCUGGAUACAGGUAAGUCACUGAAGGGGUUUUAACCCCUUCAGCAACUUGGGAUGGGGGGUGGGAGGGAGAGGGGACCUGCAGUGCCAGGAAAACAAUUUGUUUUCCUAAUACUGGGGAGUCCCUUUAAGAGCCAGGUGCUUUCCUUAGUUCUCCCGAGUUAAGCCCUGCCAGCUCAUUGGCUGAGAGCGUCAGCCGAUUAUUUUAAGCCGAUGAGCUAAGACCUGCAUUGUUCCAUAUUCUCUGUUGGAAGUAGUGAAGACCGGAAGCAGUGCUCAGCAGACCCCAAAUAGGAAGGCAAACUAUUCUAAAAUGGUUUGACUACUUAUCAUUGGGGGUGCCAGGGAGUGCUGUAGUGGUUAUGGUGUUUGGAGCGUUACCUUUAGCAAAAUCAAUGCUAUAAAUAUGGCUCAAUCAACAUCAUGUUGAUAACACAUUGGUAGAGAUGCUUAAAAAUUGACUAUGAGGAACAAUUCUACAAGUUGAGUAAUAAAACAAUGGAAUAAUCGUGCUUAUUUUAUUGGUGUCCAUGGUCCCAAACAAAUUCACCACUUUUCCAUUAAAAUAACGUUUAUAAAUCUCCCACUUUAAAUAUAAGGAAAAUCGAACCAUUCUCGGCAUGCUCCUGUUUCUGCUACCCAAGUGUUCCGUUCACGGCCUAGAUUUCCACAAUAUUGUACACUGUGUGUAACAGUCAUCCAACCCACCACACUGUCUCACUGAUAUCGAUGUAACCGGGGAUGGCUAUAUAGGAAAUCCCUAGCAUUUCAAGAAAUGCAAAUCCUGUGAUGUUAGCUUUACGACUGCAAAGCAUCAUGGGAGCUGCAGUUCUAAAACAGCAGGAGAGGUGCCUUUUAUGCCUUUUGAAGAAUAUCAGACAUAAAAUAAGCAUUAUGUCUAGAGUAGCACGCAAGCAAAUCCAUGUGCAUUACAUUUCACAAACAUCAACCAUAGAAGAUAUGGGCAAGUGGUAUUAAUGGGGUUCUUUUCAUUAAGCAACUGCUCUACGAUUAACUCAUAAAAAUAGCUGAAAAUAGGCAAGAUAGAAAUUAUCCACCGAUUGGCCAAAUUCUAGAACUCUUUUUGACUUUUGGGAACUUGUCAUUUUCAAAACCCCAAUUAACCAAAGGGAAUUUGGAGGUAUUCUUGUGUUGGCAAAAAUUUAUUAUUUAAAAUGGAUUUAGGGGAUUAAUCACUAAACUAUGAAUUUUAAAUUUAAAACUACAAUUGUAAAACCAAAAACCUGAUUCACUUUGCAUUCCUCACAGUUCACAUUUUGAACCUUUGUCGAUGCAAAAUAUGCCUUCAGUCCUUGGAAUCCGCUAUUAAUGAAUGACUCGUUUAACUGCAACUAUUAAUUGCUGGGUUGUUUGGUGAAGAUUAAAUUAAACCUUAGGUUUUAUGAUUUAACUAUGAAAGUUAGACUACAAUAGUGGAAAAAAUAAUAAUUAUGUUUCUCUUAUUGAAAAAAAUAUAUGUAUUGAUAGCAGUUAUUUUAAAGAAAGAUGACUUAACAAUCACCUACCUAAACGUAAGAAAGAGACAGGUCUACUGAUAGUUUGCUUGGAUUUUUGGUAGAAUGUAACAGUUUUUUAUAUUGAGGCAAGCUAUAUAAUUAUUACUAACCAUUACUAGACUACCACAUUUCAUGACCUUGUGACAAGAAAGAAACUUUAACGAACUUCAAUCUUUUUUGUAACAUUAUAAAACAAUACAACUUUGGUUUUAUAUAUAUCUCUCUUGUUUACACCACUUUCCCUUUUAUUGACAACAUUUUUGGACAAUCUUGGCUUAUAACAGUAAUCUUCCUUAUUCCUAUGUAGAAACACCAUCUGGCUCCCAGAUCUCUUUAUAUGAACUGACUUGUAUUGUGUGACUUUUUUCUAGUCUAGAAAUGAUCAUCUUAAUACACGAUUCGAGAGAAUUCCCAAUCUAUGCGUGUGCACAACAAUAUCAUCAUUAAUAUUAUUUAUAACCUUCUUAAAAAAAUAUAGCCUUGCUUUGUGCAUUUUAAUUUUUUGCUAAUUCGUUUGUUGUGUUCCAACACAGCUUGAAUGCUAACUAAAUAUAUUCUUUUGAUUUUAGUUAAAUUAAUUUAAUUGUUAGUGACUGGGCAUCACCUUCAAUCUCUUAACUGAUCUUUUAAUGCAAAAAAGCCAAAAACUAUAAAUUAUAUUUCUUUCCCAAUUAAAGCACCACACCACAUUGGUCAUAACAGCCUAUGUGUUUAUUUUCCUCGAAUGAAUUGUCAAUGCCAUAGAGAUGGUGCAUAAUGCUGCAGGCCUCAUCCCCUUCUUUGCUGUUUACAAGUAUUUACUGGUAGUUAAGAUGUUAAUAAUGACUUUCAUAUUAUGUAUGUAAACGGUAAAAAGGACUAGUUAAAUAGUGAUGUAAGACAAAGCCUGGCUUUGCUGUCAUUGUAGCAAAAGUGACAAAAUAUCGAGAUCCCUUAAUUUUUGUGUAAUGGCUCUUAGAUGCCUCUUCUUGCUGAGACACAAGCAUAUUUUUUCAUAGAAGUAGUAAAUAAAUUAUUUCUCCGAGAAUACAGGCAGCAUCGGGCUCAAAAAAAGCCUUUGCCUCCAGCAAUGUGAUUGUAGUUACCAGCAUGAUCCUUUUGCGAUAUUGUUCAUGAUUUAUUUCAUACAGCAAUUGUCAUUCAUGUACAUUAAAUAUAUAUAUGGCGUACAGUCAACCUCAAAGUAGACUAGAGAAUAAAAAAAUGAAAUAGAAGCUGUAACUAUUUCAAAUUUAAUAUACUCUAUAUAUCACCAAGGUAUUCUGGGAAUCUAGAAUGAUAGCUAUAUAUAUAUGUGACAAUACGCCCCAAUAGAAGUAUUUUACAAACUUGAUAUACAAUUGCAAAGCUUACUGGAACCUAUUUACACAAAGCACCUAACAUCAAAUAUUGCACAAUCAUCGUAGGCAUUACAGUAGUAUCAAGGAUAAUUUCUUCAAAACAUGACCUUUGCGCUACAAUUUCUUGAAUUGGAUAGCAUUAAUAAAUUGCAAAAAUAUGUUAAAAAAAAUUUAAGUAAUAAUUGCUAUUUUUGUGCUAAUUCCUAGCAGUAAUUUAUGAAUUAUUUAGUGAGUUGUUAAUUAAUCCUUAUAGUGCCAAUAUAUACAUGAAAUAGAACUAUUUAUGCACAUGGGCAUAAUGCUAGAAAUAUGCAAUGUGUUCUUUUAACCGACUAUUUUCUUCUAAUUAUUUUAUUCAUUUGUUUUCACGAUAGCAUUACGAUAAGCUAGUUGUAUUUUGGUACAUAAUGAAAAGUAAGACAAAUUCAAAGGUACAAACAUUGUUUUCACUUUUUUCACAACUAGAGCAAUACAUUUUUCUUUUGCCGUGUGUAUGUGUCUCUUAUACUUAAAAGAUAUUUUAUAGAUUUUUCUAUCAUCAAUUCCUUUCAGUAAUGGAGGACAUUUUGUGACUUUUAUAUUACACAGCAAGUCAAUGCUUAACUCUAUCAUAUAAAUAGCAGCCGUCUUUCAAAUAUGACAUGGUAUAUAGUAUUUAUGUUCAUCUGUAUAUUUUGUUGGAAAAUUGUUGGCAUUUAUAUUUUCCUUGAUGUUAUAAGCUAUGUAUCAAUAACAUGUCUUCACGGGCCCCCACAAUACCAAGCAUGUGGCAUUGUAGGAUAGCGUUAGCGCAAGUUCAGUCUAAUGAAAAGGCUAAUUUUAAAAUGUGAUGUAAGAAUGACAAUUUCACCAGCACAAUAUAUACAUUUAGUUGAGUAACAUUCAUAUAUGUUCUUGUCAUCUGCAUAUUUAAUGAGAACAUAUUCACUUUGCGGUAUAAACAUCUAGCCUAUCUCAAUAAUUGACUAUGAAAUUUAUUGAGAAUGUAGGCUUGAGUAGAAGGAUUUCUGUGAAGAAACAGUAUAGUAUGGAGAUUGUUACUAAAAUAAUACAUUAUAAUAUAAAAACAAAACAAAUCGAGCGAGUUAAAUAGGAGCAUAAAAAUAUGCAGCCAUGCCAAUUCUACGUUGAUAAGGACUUUAUUUCAACUUGUUUCCAUCCUGCUGGCAUUAAAGCACUAUCGGACAGUCCAAAUACAUCCAUACCUAAGAAAAACAUGGGCAUAAAUAUGUAAAACUCACACAACUUAAUACAAAGGUCCUUAAAUAAGCAUAAAUGUAAAUCAUGACCAAUUCAUGGUGCAUGGGAACUGGACUCGUCCACUACAACCAUGGGGUUACAUCACAGAAUAGGAGAGACCUUCAGUGUAAUGAAAUAUUUGCUGUGUUGUAUUUGAAGGUUUUUCAAGAUUUUUUCCAGAAUAAUGAAAGAAUAAUCAAAUGGGUCUAUAAAGAGAUAAAUGUGUUGCAUACUUUUGAUUGGGGAUUUUGAAUAGGUGGGUUCGAUAUUAUUGGAAGUAAAGAUAUUUACUGUUAGGAGUAGGUUGUGAGACUCUUUGUUUAUUUGUACAUGAAUAAUUUAAUUCUGUAUUCUAUAUUGAGGAUGGCAAUGCUUUGCUCUUCUAAAUGAUAAAUUGGCAUUUUUGGAACUAGUUUGAGGUUCUGGGGUAUUUGUGGCAAGAGGAUAGAAUUAACUGAUUAUCAGAUACUUUGUUUUACAUGUCAAAGGAUAUGUUUCAUUCAUACUAGAUAUUAAAACAUAUACCUUAAUGAAUCAAUACUAUGAUUUCAAUUGAAAUGGCAGAUAACUUAUAUUAGAAGUCAUACAGAUGUAGUAAGAUCAUUUAAGACAGUUAUAGAUAUUCAGAUUUCCUGGGAUGGCAUGGUCUCCAAUGAGGUUAGUGUGGAUGUUGUUCAUUGAUACCACUGAUUAUUGCAGUCUAUUAACAGCUCCAUUUGCAAUAAUUUUUCAGCAACGAGUCUAUAAACCUUUAAGAACCCAAUCUGGAUACAAUGUUUUAACUUUACUACUAAGGGUUGUGUAAAAUGGGUUGUGAGUGAAGAAUCAUUUUUUGAUUUAUUUACGAGGAUCCUCAUGUUUUAAUAAUUUUGUUGAGUUUUAUUUGCGCCUGUAGUUUGUGGGGUAAUCUAGGAAAGGAUGGAGAUGGCAACACAGUGGACUAGAUUGAAUAGCUUAGUGCAGUAGUACUACAAAUCAUUUGAAUGACCCUAUAAUUGCCUAUAUUUUACAAGAAUUGCAUCAGUCAUUGUUAGAGUAAUGAACUUUAGACCAUCUCUCUCUCUCCAGGGCCUGUUCUCUAAAUCUUGAAUUGGGCUAUCUGUUGAGAGUAAACAAUACUUGAGUUUCCAACUUAGGCAGUCAUUUGACCGACUGAGAGUAACACAAGCCCCUAAAUACGUAGUACAAUAUCUAUUUCAAAGUCAAUUACAGUUACUUAAAAAGUUUGAAAACUUGCUUAAGUCAUAGGUGAAAUCACUGGUUGACCUGAUCCAUGAAAAGUGCCCUGUAUCAGUUUAUAAAAUGAGUGUUUCGGUGUAUUAAUCACUGUGUCUCCAGUACUAUCUAGAUAAAUGAGCCAGGCAUUGAAAAGUCUACUGUAAAUAUGAAGAUAGCUAUUUUAUCUUUAUGAGAUCAUUUCAAAUAGGGAGGUGUAACAAUGCAUAGAUGGAAGGUAACGAUAACUUGCCAUUCCAUCUAAAAUGUCUUAGUAAAAUAUUACUUUUUAUAGUUUGCAAAUACUAUUGUAACUGCCAUACAUUUCUUGUUCAUGUAGGUAUUAUCUAUUUUAGAUGUAGUUGUAACUACAAGUCAUAAUCUCUAUGACUUUAAUGUUCUAGAAGGGAUUACAAUUCAUUUUGAGGCCUGCUAGAGAAGGACUGAGGUGUCCUAAACAGUUUUAUAAAUAAAGACAAUCAACAUUAUUGUGCAAGCAAAUGGCAACUGGAGUUACGAUUGUUGAUUAUCCACAUUGUAGACAAAAUAUUAAGAUCAGAUAAGAGUAAGUUUAGUAGGGUAUUUUAAUGUGAAAAAGGUAAAGUCAAGAAGCCGUACUUGAUGGUUAAUUUAUGCUUAGAGCAGAUGGCAUGGAAGACAAAAUAAAUAACUAGCACAAACAAAAAUAUAUAAUUGCAGGUUUCACUAUACGGUAAUCCACUCCAGCAUACUGAAUAUUUUGAAAGAUACUGAUAAAGAAGCAAUCCAAGGAGGUACUAACCAAUUAAAGCGCAAGAAAACUCUAGCAGUUAUUGACAUUCCUACCUAAUUGUGGCCAAUGGUCAAUGGGGGAUCUCCCAGAAAGUGCCCGAGGCUCUGUAAAUCCACGUAGAAUUCUCAAUUGAUUCUUGGAUCAAGCACAAAGUUAUUGUUUACUGAUAAAGUAGCACAUUUCUAUCGUACGUAGACGUGAACAUUUUUUUUCUGGCUCCUGAGAAUAUAAAGUUUGCACUUACAUAUGACUGUUUGGCUUCUGGCUGAUACACAAAUUUAUCACAUAUUUAACAUCAUAUGUAACACAGAUAAAAAGUUAAAUUACAUGUGAUCUAUAAUGAGAAUUUAGUUUUUCAAAAUCCAGUAGAAAUUAGAUGAACUCUAGAGGCCUUUUCCUGUUCAACCAAUGGUGAAUAUAUAGAGAGAUAGUGUAAUUAUGAUAAAUAUGUCAUUUAUAUAAAAUGGUUAAACCCCCAAAAUAUACCUAUAAUGAUAUAAGCAUUAAUACAAAAUGCUGUUGUAGACAAUGUGAAGAAAUAUUCUCAAUAGCCUUCCAUGUUCUUGAUAACUGGCUUAUCUUUGGAUUUUGAUUCAGAUAUUAUAGAAUGUUUUUAUAUAAAAUGCAUAUUUAUUGCUUUAUACUAUAUAUAAUGUUUGCUGUAUUGUUUUAUGUUCCCAUAUAUAUGUAUAAUGUAUUGUGGAUGGAGAAUUUGUAACUCCAUUUCCUUUUUUAUUUCGUUUGUACCCUCCCCAAUGUUAGUUUUUCCUUAAAAAUGUUUUUUUUAGAAAAAACUUAAUAAAUACAUUUGAAAAGAGUAUAGCCCUCCACCUCAUUGUAAAUGACAUUAUUUCCUCUGUACAAAAAGUUACGAUAAAGCUAAAAGUCCUUAUUGUGUUCUUUGAGUCACAUUAAGAUAUCUUUAUGCACUAUACAAGUACAAAGGCAGAAAGAUAACCUGGAUCGUGGCUAGUGUUAGAGAAGCGCUAUUAUCCCUAAAAAUUUAGGAGAGCGUGAUAGAGUGCAUGUUGAGUUGGAAAUCAUUAUGAUUGACAUGGUAUUGAGGGAUAGUGCCCUCUCUCGUCUUCACUAAAUAUCAUGGUAUUCACACACCGCUUGUAUUCAUGCCCAUGUCUGUAGUAUGUAUGUUAUGAGCCAUAACUAUUUCCAAUAACAUUUCUGGUUGUUUUUUUUUUAGGUGGGACCUGUGUUGUGAACCCUACAGAUUUGUUCUGUUCUGUUCCUGGGCGAUUAUCUCUCCUAAGUUCAACUUCUAAAUAUAAAGUCACCAUAGCUGAAGUGAAACGACGUCUCUCUCCACCCGAAUGCCUGAAUGCUUCUCUACUGGGAGGUAUAUUAAGAAGGUAAAUUACCUGAUUGCUCUUAUUAAAAAAGAAAAAGUCUUAAGAGAGGAGCUUGUGAGAUAGAAUUGUGUGUUCCUAUUAAAUAUAAGAAGAGGUGACUGACAUUAAAUUUCAAUACACAAUGGAUAAUCAUACUUUGAUUCUUUCCCCAAAAAAGAUUCCAGCAGUAGUAGUCAAGGCCGAUCUCCUGACCUCAAUGUUCUCAGCUUAAAAGCAAAAUCCCUAAUUGGCAGAAGUGAGUAUUCUUAUGAAUCUCUACAAAGUAAUUAAAUCUAUACUGAGAACAUUCAUGGUGGACUGCUGCAAGCAAUAUUAAGCCCUGCACUUCAACUCACACUACAUUUGGAUGGUAGCAAUGCCUAUAAUAUUCAUCAGCUCAAAUAAAUAAAUGAAAAAAUUCCUGCACACAAUAUGGAAUAUCUGCAUUCAUCUAAAUAACCAAGCUUUUUGGAAACACUGCAAUGAUCAUUAAAGAGUAAGCUCACCUGUAAAUGCAAAAUUUAAAUCAUUAAAAUAAAUAUUCUUAGAAUAUGAAUGUUUAAAUAAUUUCUAAUACAUAUCAAAUCAUUUCUGUCAUUAUCAAUAUUUAUCAGAUGAAAACUUGGCACAUAGCAAUAUUCAGGUCACUAUAUGGUGUCUUUCUCUGUUACCAGCGUGCAUGAUGUUUGAGGUCCAUAUAUGCUCCAUAAAUGCUUAGAUCAUGUUGUGUACAUUCUUCCAUUUUCAUAACCGUGCUAUUCCAUCUCCACGUGUUUGUGAAAGCAAGCAGAGAAUGCUUAAUGAUGUAUAUUUUUUACUCUUUUGGCAUUGUUAUUAUUUAUAAAGUGUCAGCUCAUUCUGCAGUAUUGAGCAGUGGAUAAACAAUACAUGCAAGUAAUCUAAUGACAAACUUGGGUGAAGAAGGGAUGAGGGUUUUCUCAAAUGAGUUUACAGUCUAGAAGAAGUGGGGUGUAAUUACACAGCAGGUCAAAGUGCAGCAUACCGUGAAGAGAAAAUAGGUUGCCAAGUGUGGUAUCCAUAUCUAACUGAUGUAUAUAAUUUAUUUGCAUGCAUGAUAUGAUGUACAUGAUAACAGUAGAGUUUGAAUAUAAACUAGGCAAGAUCAUGAUGAUAGAGAUUUCUUUUCUUUUUUUUCCUAUCAAUCAAAAUAGGCUCUCAUGAACACCCAAUGCUUUUGUAUUCUUUAGGGCAAAAUCCAAAAAUGGUGGCCGCUGCUUGAGAGAGAAGUUGGACAGACUUGGUUUAAAUUUACCUGCCGGGAGAAGAAAAGCUGCAAAUGUAACACUUUUGACAUCCCUGGUAGAAGGUAAGUUUUUGUUUUAAUUUUAAUUUACUCAGAAGUAGACUAACUGCAUCAGUCUCCAACUUUCUCAAAUCACUGAAGAUGUUCUGAACCUUCAGAUCAAAAGACAGUAUCCCAGUUCUCUUUGAUCAUUUUAUAGAAAGUCACAGAGAAAAUGUGUGGGACAUGCUGUACCUGUACUGGCGAUGUGCUUCAGUCAUAGCCUGGAUAAAAGUAUGGCUUCACAUACUGGGCCUUACAAAAACCAUUUUUCCUCUAUUCCCUUGAAUAUUUUCAAGCACUGAUCAGGUUGAGCGUGAUUCUUCAUCUGAAGGUCUCCCGAGAGCCUUCAUUCAUCUUCUAAUUCUUUCAGUAAAUGUAUGUUGGUUGUUUCAUGCUUUGCAAACAAUGCAAAUAUCCCAGCCCAAGAAUAUAGCAUUUCUAAUUUGAAUCAGUAUUUUAAAAUAUGUUUUUUAAGAUCAAAAACUUUUAUCAAGAACAAUCAUUGUUUAUGUUUGGCUCAGUUGGCUCUGACAAAGUAAAUGCUCAUAAACACACUCAGACCUCUUACCUGUCCCGGUGUUCCUCUUAUUUCCUGACUGUUUCUGUAUUUGUUUAUAAAAUGACCCCAACUUCUUGGUAUCGGGGCUUCAAUUUGCUACAGAAAACAAUAAUUUUUAUGCUUUUCUAAAUUGACUUUAAGAGUUUUCUUAAUUUUUAUGGUAUCAUUUAUAACGAUAGGCCUGUUUUAUUUGAGCGCGCAAAAAGCUAUAGUCGUAUAACAAUUGAAGAGAUAAAAGGAACCAAUCCUUAUUUAUUUACUUAUAUUUAUAUAUAUAUAUAUAUAUAUAUAUAUAUAUAUAUGCUGAAUUACAUGCAGUAUUAAAAUGGUUAUAUUUGUCAAAUUUUGGGGAGCUGAAUCUUUUGCCCAUAGAAAAGGAUCACACAUGAAAAUGUGCGGUAUAUCAUUGUAACGGACCGUUUCUCUCACAAGGGGAUAAAAUCGGUUUAGGCGAUAAUCCCCUUUCCCAUAGACCAGCAGCUACUGCAAUCACCAACCUCCUGAACUCCAAACUGCACGUAUUCACCAACUCUCGAACAGCAGACACAGGAACCCUGGAAGCAGCCGAACAGGAAAAGCAAUACAAACGGCUUACACUCCUGGCAGUCAGCACACAAUCCAAUUCCCCCAAUAACGAGACGACACUUCGUUUUGAGGGUUAAGCAGAAUCUCCAGAUUUAUUCACACAGCCUCCUUUUAAGACAUUCUCCCAUGCAAGGGAGGGAUCCACAACAAUUAGUACCCCAGCCAAUAAUGUACCAGUUACCUCCCACACCUCUCCUCCCCUUAGUGUGACACAUAAUCCCAUUAGUACAGACACAAAUUCCCUGGGAGACUGGAUGUACCCCUAAACAUAGGAAUACCCCUUUAAAUGUUACAUCCCCUGGUAACCCUGAUCUGGGUGAGACACAUAUCCAAAAAUCACCCAGAUCGGACCAGGGGUUCAGGAAUUAUAAAGGGUUAAAGUUUUGACCGACUGCAUGGCAAAAGUAUCUGAAAAUAGUUCCAUGUACUUUGGCCCUGCAGUCGGUCACAGAAAAGGGAAUGAAUCACACGAAUUGCCUGGGUUAUAGAGCUUGGGGAGGAUUCGUAUGAAUCCCCCUGUUCGUGGGAAUCCUUUCUACCGAACGGCGGGCCGUUCGGUAGUUUCUGCACGAAUUGCUGGAAGUCUGGAGGUCUCAGCGGUGUUUGCUUCGUCGAGUGUCCGAUUUUAGUUCCAGACACUCGACGGCCAAACACCGCUGUUCGGGAGUUUAAGAUGGCCGCCACCACGUGUUCGUUUCCCGAAUGGCGGCCACCCAGAGGAUACAACACACAUUACACAUAUUGUCAAUUACCCGUUUGCAACAUUGUUGCAAACGGUAAUUGGAGGCACACUUACUCCCGGGUGGUCUGGUUGUUCGGUAGUUUCACCCAAUAUAAUGAAUGAAGUGAUUCUACCGAACAAUCAGGGGAAUGCUGCAUUCACAUAACACUUUAUACCGGACACAUAAUAUUAAAUACAGCCUGAAUGCAAUUUGCUACACAGUCUUAAAAAGGCAUUAUUCCUAACAGGCCGAAUAUGUUCACGGAUGGCCCUUAAAGGGCCAGUAGCAGCAAUAUAAGAAUGUCACAUGCCCAAAUAUUGCAUACAAAAGUACGAAUUCACAAGGGGGCCAUAGUCAGUUGGCAGGAGGCUGGCAACCAGGCUUCUCCAGUGCACAGUGGCGAGGUUGGUUUCGCCACAAUCAUAUUUAUCAAUAGUAUUAAAAAUAUUGUGGAAAUAGAAUGCAUUCUUUCUAUCUUCUCCUUUUAACUGUUAAAGUUAGUGAAUCAAGGGUUCUCUAAAGUAAUUUCGUUUUCUAAAAUAUGAUAUUGUCUCCCCCACUCACACAGAGCUGAAAAGGAAUGUAGGGUGAUGUGUUGGACUCUAGAGUGAUGGAUUUCAGGAACAUGUCACAGUAUGAUUUUAGAAUAUAAACUACGCUUGGUUUUGUAAUUGACUGGAGACAUGGACAUGUCACAAACCUUUCAGUGCUAGUAAUCAAAUAAUUUGUGGUAAAUAGAAUUAUCAGCAAUCAUUACUUAAUGGGGCUUAUUCUUUAAGGAGCAAGUUUUGGAGGUUUAACUGGCAAUAUAGAGUUUGAGAAAAGAAAUAACCAGUUCAACAAAUUCACAUACUUUUUUUUAUCAAACUCUGCAUUUUUUUUUGUUUUAAUUUUACCGGCUCUAAAGUCAACACAUGUCUUCUUUGAAGAACAGCCCCCAUAUAGAUGUGGGAGAAAUAAAAACGCAUUUUUGGAUAGAGUUGUAACAAAAUGUCAUCUGUGGACUAUUUAAUUGGGUUUGUCAUAUCUUCUAAUUCAUUACUGUAUAGUUGGUGAUAGUAUCCAUUCACCAUUCUCCAUAAUGCAUGGUUUAACUGCCACCAGGCAGUGUGAGGGCCUUCUUGACAUAAUUAGUAAUUAGUAAUAUUUAUUUAAUUAUGGACAAUAGGGAUACCCUGAUCAAAGUUCUUGAUCACUGUAUAUAGCUUAAUGUUGAAUUCCUAUAAUUUUAGAGAAAGUAUUGCAGAUAAGUCCUUGUUGAAACACUUCAAACACAAAUCAGAUGUGUCAUUCCCUUUUUUUCCGUAGGAGAGGCAUUGCACUUGGCAAGGGAUUUCGGCUACACAUGUGAAACAGAAUUCCCAGCAAAAGCUGUAGGAGAGCACUUGGCAAGACAGCACAUGGAGCAGAAAGAACAGACGGCAAGGAAAAAGAUGAUCCUUGCUACAAAGUAAGCUAUUAUUUUUGUUUUAAUGUGCAAACAUUGCACUGCAUUGGCAGACUACAGCUACAAAUGAACUAUGGCAAAGUAUAUUAUACACAAUAUAAACAAUCAACAAACUUGAUAAAGGAAGAAUGAAUCAUUCUAUCAAAGUGGGUAAAUGUAGCAAUGUCUUAGUUUUCUACUAGAGAUGAAAGUGGUGGAGGGGUGGUGCCACUGAGAAGUAUUGUACUUAAAAAUUAUAAUAAUAUGUAAUUUAGCUUCUAAUUGGGAACAGCUUUAUAGGUGAGAUGCUUUUAAAUAUGAACAUUUUAUUUUACAUAAUAUCAUGGUCUAUAUUUAAAAAAAAAAAAAGGAUAAUGUUUUAUGUUGUUUGGGUGCAAUGUACUAUGAUUUGUGGUGUUAUAUUUUCCUAUGACUGUUGCAUAUCUUGAGAAUAUAAAAAAAAAAAAAAUUAACCUGUACUCAUCUUUUUUGAUAAUGCAGACAAAUUUGUAAAGAGUUUCAAGACCUUCUCAGCCAAGACCGAUCACCGCUGGGAUCUUCUAGACCAACUCCAAUUUUAGACCUUGACAUUCAGAGACAUUUAACACAUUUCAGGUACGUUUUUAAUCUGAUGUAUGUGCACACGUUCCAUAAAUUUUAUUUGUACUGUGAGAUUCAUUUCUCUUAAAAAGUACUCAAGUGCUGAGAGUGUGAGUAACAACAUUGACUCGUAUAAUUUGUGAAAAUCAGGCUGGUUAUUUUUUAUUUAAGAUUUGAGAACUUUACUGGUAUGGAAUUUACACUUUGAUGCCCUUUAUCAGGGUGAUUUUUAUUUAAUUUUACCAAAUCAUAUAUUACAAUAAUAAUUACAAAAUAAUAGUAAUGGAAAUAAUGCAUUGAGGUUAAAGUACCUAGAAAUUAUUUAGGUAUAUCUGCCUACAUAUGAUCAUAUUGGUAGGAAUUGUCUGCAACUAACCACAAAAAAUAAUCAAACACAUUAACAAAUAAGCUGCUCUACUAAUACAAGCAGAUAUUGUUUUCUGUCAAUGGAUACUAAAACUGAAAUAUUUGAUCAGUUUGGUAAAAUAUAAAGUGAAUUGUACUAAGUAUACUUCAGAGCUUUAUCUCCUUUUACUACAUUUCUUUAUUGUUAUUUUUAUUUACCAUUCUUUGUUCAUUAUGUGUAGCUAUAUGAAAAUUUUCUCUAGAUUAAGGAUUGGGUGUCCAAUAGAAUCUCAAAAAGAACAUUAAAAUGUCCUUUUGUAUAUUAAAAAUAAUACAAAAUACAUUUGCAGGCUGGCACAUUUUUUAGCAUGGAUGGCAUCAUCAGUCAAAUUACUUAGCUAGCAUCCAAAUAAACAUUUCUUAUAAAUUAUCCCAAUAAGCCCAAGACGCAAGUGACCGUAACACUUCUCAAAAAAGUAUAGUCACUAGAAGAGCCAUAGAAAGGAUUUAGUCAGUAAUAAACACUUUCUAAAAAUCUAAUUACAUCGUAUUUUAAACUCCAAAAUUACAUAUUAUAAGACUGUGACUAUAGUGUCAAAAACAGAUAAGCUUUUAGAAGAAAAUAUUAAAAAUUGAAAAAGUUUGUAACAUGAUAAUUUUUUUAAUCCACAACCAAACUUGGUAAUUAAAUUCUUUCUUGUCUUCAUAAAUAAGCAAAAAAAAAACAUUAUUUAAGAAGGAAAAAAGCAAAUACUUUCCCCCUAUAGAUUUGCUUGCAGUAAUCUUGUGUAUUGAUUGUUUUAAAGACGAUCAUUAGGUAUAACUGGGAAAGUUAUCUAAAUCAUUCUCUCACAUCUAGAUUUUGAUAUUUUGGUAGAGUGAAGUGAUUUAUUAAAACCUGUGUCCAAAAAUAUUUAUCUACAUCACAAAUAAUAAUUUAUUUAAAAUUUCCAAAUUGCAAAAUUGUGUUUAGGAAGAAUUUCAGCUCAAUAUGGGAAUAAUUUAGUAAUUAAUAUAAUUAUAAUACAUUUUUGUUUGCAGAGCUAUAGACUAUGCUACUUAAUAGAAUAUUAACCUUUACUUAAAUAAAUCAAACGUGUAACACUGGUCAAUUAUAAUAAAUGUGAUUUGUAAAAAUAGUUCAAAGAAUAAUCCAGGAACUGUAUAGUCUAUGUUCACUUAUUUUUUUUAAACCCCCUUCAUAAAAGGGGGUUGAGUAAAUUUUAUUGUGUAAUUACAGUUGUUCGCAUGUCUGUCCUGAAUAGGUGAAAAAUAAGACAUAUUCUCCAUUUACCUUAAAUUCCCGGCCCUUGCUCCUUAUAUACAGUGUUUCAAUUUUCUCUACAGUGAUACAGCCACAUAUAACUACAACAAAGCUUUCUAUGAGAGCAUAUAAACUCCAUUCACUUACAAAAAUAUAUAUGAGCUCAGAUGGCAAAAGGAAAUUACAAAUCUCCCAAAGAAAGUUAUAGGAGGACUAACUUUCCCACAUUGAGUUAUAGGAGAACUAACUUCCCCACAGAACGUUAUAGGAGGACUAACUUCCCCACAGAAAGUUAUAGGAGGACUAACUUUCCCACAGAAAGUUGUAGGAGGACUAACUUUCCCACAGAAAGUUUUGGGAGGACUAACUCUCCCCCAGAACAUUUUGGGAGGAUUAUCUUUUGGCUAGCAGGUUUCAGCCGCAUCUUGUUCUGGUAAGAGCUCAAAGUAAGUCUAUGCUCCCAAAUCACCACAUAGUAAGAUAAAGUGCUUGAUGCAUAGAUGUUCUCCUUUUGCUCACACAAAGUAAAACAUUGCUGUUUCUCAGAAAUGGUACUGUAUACAUUUUGCCUAAACUCAUUUGAAGUAGAUAGCCACUUCAGGCACUUCCUCAUGAAGACAUUCAUAUGCUAAAAAUCAUUAUGUUCAACAUCAUUGUAUACAGGAUGAUGGUGCUGAAUGAUUCUCAUAUGAUUGCCUCACAAGACUGGUAGAGGGUGAAAAUUGCAGCACAUGCCCCAUAGGUCCACAAUGCUUCUCUAUGGGUAACAUCUAAUUGGACCAGAUAUUAUCAAGAUUGAUGAUAUCAAGGAAGGCAGAUUUCUACAAGGUGACUGCCCUUGUGCAGAAAGAGGGGCGUAACUCUAAACCCACUAAAGAUAACUCUAAUGUUGAAAACAAAUAUAUUUCCUUUUAAUGUGUGAGGGGUUCCUCUAAACUGAUGUCUCACCUUAAAUCCUACAUAAUUGAGAAUACAGUUUAAAUAAUAAACAAUAGACCGUCAUAGGUUUUGAAAUUAUAUGAAAAAUAUAAUAAUAUAGUCUCACACAAGCAUGUGCAACUGUUGUAAACCAUAAAUUGACCACAUGGAAAAACAGAGAAACUAUCCAUUUGUUAAUCCCUUCCUGGAGAUUGUAUAUUUAAGAAAUCACAAAAAGCACAAAUGAAGAGUGUCCCUCACACAUUCCUUUUUCGUGCCUUGGUGUUCGUGGAACAAUAAAGUUGGAUUUUUGCACAUGCAUCUAUAAUGCAGCAAACGUUUACAUUACAGGACUGUAUGAAGCCUAACAUUUAAAACCAACAUGUACUGAAUUACAUUUUUUGUGGAUUUUAAAAUAAUUUAAAAAAAUUUGUAUGCAUAACGAAAUAAUGAUUUUUAUAUUUUUAUAAUAUCACAGCUUGAUUCAUUUGUUAAAUAACAAAAAAAAAAUAUUUUUCUUAUAGUUUGAUCACCCACGGAUUUGGAACGCCAGCAAUCUGUGCUGCUUUAAGCACUUUCCAAACUGUUCUCAGUGAGAUGCUGAACUAUUUGGAAAAACACACAGCAAAUAAAUCCAGCGGAAUUUCAGAAACUAACCAGGGUAAUUCCAAUUCGGAGAAAGGACCACUUCGGAAAACAUCAGAUGUAGUUGUGAAAGAUGCCAAAACAGAAAAAACAGACUAACUCCUUCGUGUUCACCAGAGAGAUUUGCUGCUGAUAUUUUUUUUAUAUAUAUCAUUAGGUUAAUAUAUUUACAAAGGAUUGAAUUUCACACCUUUGAAUUGCAUUGUAAAGUAUGUAAUAAUAUUUUUCACCUUUCUUUUAAUUCCCCAAAAAGACUGUAUCGAUUGAAAAUUAUAAUGCACAUUGGAUUCUUUUUUUUUUUCCUUUUUACUAUACGUACAACUACAACAACCUCUUACUGAGAAAUAUGUUACUGACAAAAAAAAGAAAAUUCUAAAAUUUUAAAUGGAAUAUCACAAACUGGACAAAUUUCUUUUUUAAUACUUUUUUUUGUACUGAAAAUAAAAAACAUACAGUGUUAUUGAAACACAUUAUUGAAAAUGCUUCUAAAUGAGAAUAAACUUGAGAAAAUGAAAUUUUAUGAUGGUUUUAUCUUGUUGUAUUAGAAACCAAUAUUGGAUUUCUUUGUAAUCAGGAUUUGCAUGUAAAUUACCUCUGCCACAUUAGUAUAAUAUGUAAUAAUUUUAUGAGUAAAAAUAUUGUGAAUUGUUUGGUAUCCAUAUAUUUUCAUUAUUACCAAAUAUAGAAAAGCUGACACAGAAAUCAGGUCAGCAUGUUAGCUGUAUAUACAUAACACGACUACUUUUUGUACAAAUUUUUUUGACGCAGCAAGAUUUUUAAUAAAUAGGUCUUAUGAAAGACUGGCUUCCUACGACUAGUAGUAUUUUAUUAUCAAUGUAAGAAAAUAGUGAAAAAAAAUCAAAAUGUGAGCUUCUGGUCAAUAGCUUUCUAGAAUUGGUCAGAUGGUUAUAUUUAUUUAUAUAGUACCUGCUCAAACCUCAUGAAUGCAGGCGCUAUUCCUAAAGGUUGACUCAGCUUUUCUUAUUUAAGUGGGCAAUAGAAUGAGUAGGAAGUAUUUUGGUACCCUACAUCUAGUACGUGUUUGAAAAUGAGAGAAAUCUGAAUAUUUCAUUCAUUGCAUUGUAACAAAUGUUUAUUGUCAAUGAACACAAUGGUUUGUCUGUAUCGUCCAAUAAGGUGUCUUGUACUAUGAAAACACAAGUUUAGAGAAGCACUGUGAUAAAUUAUUGGUCAUAUCUGUGAUUGACAAAUUAUUCUAUGCACACAGAAACAAACACGACUAAAAGACAUUUAUUCAAAGUUUCACAUGAUCCAUGAGGUCCAUAUGUUUGCAGGCAGUUCAUGCAAAUCUUCAGCAGCCUUAACUGAAUGUAUGAUUGUGAUCUUUCAUGUGACUUGGCUCAACAGCCUUUUGCAACCUAUUCUGGGCUCAAAAAAAUGUCAGGACCAAUUACAAAGGAUGGUGUGUUAGGGACAUGCAUGCAUGUUCAAGUGGGGCUGAGUAUACAACCAAAGAUGGGGAGGAGGUAGUAAAAGAUUAACUUAUAAAUAUUUACUCAUCUAUACAUUGAUUCUAAUAAUUAUAAGAGCCUAUAUUUAGUGUCCUAUCUACCUAGACACCCAGGAUAACCUAAACUGAAACAUAGAAACAGAUGUUGACUGCAGAUAAGGCUGUUAACUGCUGAUAAAGUGGCUCUAUUACUUUUAUUUUCUUUAGUAGGCAUGUCCAAAAUCCAGUGAAAAAGAAGGGAGUAUACACACUAAAGACAAGAGUAAUAUAUGUUUAACUUAGAGUGUUCCCAGGUGUACCUCACUGACACCUAACAAACAAUGACAAAAAGGAAAGUGGAAAUACACCCAGUAAACGUAAAAAAAAUCUUAAAACAACCUGGAAAAUAUAAUCCAAGGAAAACGAAUCCUUGGCAGAUCUACAAUAAUGAUAAACAUAACAUUGCGUAAUACAGUAUUGAAAUACAAAAUUGGUGGUGUAAGGUCGAAAACUCACAAACGAAAGAUGAAUCAGGCUUCGCACCCCACCAGGGGUUAAAUGGAUAGAGAGGAUGGUGGCUCUCAGAUGAUAGGAAUCCUUACAUAUGUGGAGUAGGUUACCCCAGAUCCACUACGCUGCUAUUGAGUUCCACUUGACGUGGAGAUAUGCUCACGACUUUCAUCUUGUCUGUAAGUGCAAUCAAAUAAAGUGUAUUUGUAUUUUAAUUUUACAUCACAUGUGUGGCCUUUGUCUUCCACAUAUUUAAGGAUUCCUAUCAUCAUCAUCCUCUCUAUCCAUUUAACCCCUGGUGGGGUGCAAAGCCUGAUUCAUCUUUCGUUUGUGAGUUUUCUACCUUACACCACCAAUUUUGUAUUUCAAUACUGUAUUAUGCUAUGUUAUGUUUAUCAUUAUUGUAGAUCUGCCAAGGAUCCUUUUUCCCCGGAUUAUAUUUUCCAGGUUGUUUUAAGAAUAUUUUUACGUUUACUGGGUGUUUUUCCACUGUCCUUUUUGUCAUGUCCAAAAUCCAUCCUUAUCUGCCCAUUUAUUUUUAUUUUUCCAAAAUUAUGCUUAUUGAUACAUAAGGAAAAGUAGUGACUACUUCCUCUCAUGUACAGUAUAACUUGCAGGUUGACAAAAGUUGACUAAGGAUGGAGUUUAGUCAAACACCAUGAUCUUUGUCAAGAUUGUUUGUCUUUCUUGGUGUGUACUCACCUCCCUCCAGCAUAGCAGAGAAGCAGCUCAUAGCAGUCUUCAGACUUUUUUGUCCCCAUUAAUGUAAUCGAUACUUGGCAUGUGCAUGAAAUCAUGUGCAUGCCCUGGGAAGGGCAUAAGAUACGAUUUCAUAGCACCACCAUCUUUAAGAUGGCGAGGUCAAGGAAAAGACCUAACAGUAAUGGAAUGACAAAAACAGUAAGUUAAAUCAGUUCUGGGGGUAUAAAUCUUACAAGGGCUCAGGGGGGGUUAGAGGGCUAGACAGAAGAAUCUCUCACCUGGGGCAUCAAUGAAGCGACAGAGCCUAUAAUAUAGCAGAUUUGGCUCUGAACAAAUCUACUGUCUACCAAUAAGCACAGUAAUGAGCUUCUAAGAUAACUCAUUCAGAAGGCACAUGGUUGACCAUUUGCAUUUUUGAUCAUAACAUUAUUGUCUGACAAUUCCAGAUUUCAUUCCUCCAUCAUUGGUCCCAUUUUUGGAACAGACAGGCAUACUGAUGAAAAUGAGACAAAAAAGAUGUAAUCAACCCAAAUGGAAGAAUAUGAUAGACACACACAGAUAUGGCAGAGAAACUGGAUGGAUGGAUGGUUGGAUGAGUGAGGAGGUAGGAUGAUAGAGUGACUGACAUAAAGACAGACAAACAAAUGGAACAUAAUAAACAAACUCUGAGAUAUGUGCUAAAAUAAUCGAAAAGGGCAGACAUGGAAUAGAUAGAGAGAUAGAGAGACAGACAGGCAGGCAGGCAGUACAGACACACACAAAGAAGGUACAAUAGGAAGCAGCUCCUUGGAAAGGUCCUCAAGAUCUAAAAGAUAUGUAGUGGAGGUAGGAAGAGAAAAAAAAUAUAGUGUAGUUUAUAAAAAAACAUCAAAUUGGAAAUAAAAAAGGAAAGACACUUACAUUGCCUUGCUAAUUGUAGUGCUGCAAACUAUAAGAAAAAGAAAAAAAAUGAUAUUCAACAAAUGAAUUAAGCUGUGAUAUUAAAAAAAUUCCCUGCCUGUGGAUAUAUUUUUUUUAACUUUUUUUCUUGCUCCAACAAAGUAUAGUGUAGAUGUGCAGCAUAAACAGAAAUAAAAUACCAGAAUAGUAUAGUCAAAAGAUUGAAUUAGAUAAUAAGAUAAUAAAUAUAAUAAAAAUGCACAUUCACAUUUAAUGGAGCUUCCAGAUGGCUCCUUUUGUGGUGCUUGGAGUGGAAUGAUCCCCACUCUAGGAUAUAUGUGCAGAAACAUUUAUCUGGUACAAGUAAGUAAGUUAGGAUCCUCUCCAUAGACAUAAAACAGAAAAUAAAAUAUGGUUCUCAUUAUAUAUAAAAUUAACAGUUAAAACAAUACAGCCAUAAAUGGAAAGAAACAUGAUAGACAGAGAGAGGGAGAUACCUGUUGUGGUGUAUUACCAAAACAGGUAUCUCUCUCUCUCUGUCACCAAGACAAGCCAAAAAUGUUGUCUUCAAUGGCAUGUUCCGAAUACCCAAACCACGGAAGGCCCCGACUGCAGUGCCCAGGGACCUGGUGGUCCAAUUUUAAAACAUCAAGGAUAAAACGUCAGUACAGGCCGCUCUGCAGGGGACUUCCAAUUGCAAAUUUGAGAAUCUGGAAUUAUCCUUUCAUGCAGAACUGUCCAGCAGCACACUGCAAUGGUGGAGACCACUGCAACCUCUUACCAUUCUCCUACGGGAACAUGAUAUCCGGUAUCUCUGGCAUCCCUCUCAGACCCUGUUGGUCCUCCACGCGUACACUUCUUAUUCUGCCAUGAUCGCCAGGGAGCAGCAGCACUAUUGGGGCCUCUGGGCCUUCCACAGACCUCCCUACAACAAAAAGGGCAAUGCUUGACCAAGCCGGCCAUACACACGUGGAACCCAGCAACGGUCACCGUAUUCGUCCCUCGGAAGGCCUUCUUGGACACAUAUGCGGCUGCCAAAACCUAAAAAAAACCUCGCAUACAUUGGGCCCAUCGCAUCAUGACUUUAUAUACCACCGCUGACCAGAACUGUAUAUAAUUAUAUUGUUUAUUAUGUUUAUUGCUUUCCACAUUUUCUUUAUUUCCCUUGCUCUCGUCACAAUGAUAUACUUCCCCUAUUGAAGGUAGUCAAAUCAGCUACUAGCCUUAGCUAGGGAAUACCAUGUUUGGUAAAUUACCAAAUUAAUGUACUUAUUACACAAUGUUUGUCUACAUUAAAAGGUAUUUAUUAGAAGGCAACAACACAAUACUAUAAAUUUAUCACAAACACUCAGCCCAGACCCACGGAGCAAAAACCCUUGUUAAUCUAGCUCUCUUUUUAUAUGUAUAUAGUAAUCCCCUUCCCCACAUGUUUGAUCUCACCCACGGUUAGGCCAUCACAUCUAGUAAUGGGUCACUGCUGCAAGUUCAACAUCACAUCCACUAAGGAAGAAAAGGAAGCAACAGACUGUAACAAAGUUCACCAUGACAAAAAUUAGCCCAUGUCUACUCAGUAGCACAGCCAAGAAGGAACAGGAAGGAAUGGAGAUAGGGGGAAGUGGUUAUCUCUCCUGACUUGUAAAGGUAUUGAAUUAACCAAUUAAAAUAUCAAAGGGUAAAGCUUAUCCCCCUGUAAGAAAGGUAUACACGAGCUUGGUCACAUGACCUCUGGUCACUUGUCACUGUCCUUGUACAGGUAUGGCAGUAGAGAUGCAGGCAAACGACAACAGGAAAGGUAGAUAAAGAAUCAAUAACUCAUAACUCUUCAAGCUGCAACUUACACUGAGGUUGAUCAAUGUAAGGUAAUAUGAAGGAACAAUAAAUAUAUACAUAUCCUGUAGAUACUGUGGUCUGCUGUAGUUGAGUGCCCUGUCGCCCUUGGUAGAAUGCAUAAUGGUUUGUAAGGAGACAGUGACUUGCAUAAUUAAUACUCAACUUUAAUGUUGGCACAUGAUAUAGUGUUACAGCCUGAAAUUAAAAUGGAUUUGAUCUAAUUCUUUACCACUAGAUUUCCACAAGAUACAUAGCAUACACUGGUCUCAUAGAUUGACACACAACAGGCUUGGAGAAAGUAAAACAGCUGCCUAUCAUCUUGUUCAGGGAUAGGCAACCUUUGGCACUUUAGAUGUUAUUGGCUGUAUCUCCCAUAAUACUUUUACAGGCAUAAUGCUGGCAAAGCAUCAAGGGAGAUGUAGUUCACAACAUCUAGAGUGCCAAAAGGUGCCAUCCCCUGAUCUAGUUUUUAGAGUUAAUAGCUAACACACACACUCAGACACACACACAGACACACACACACAGCAAAGCCAAACAUGAUUCUUGUCUCGAUAUACAGGAAGUCUUAAUAGGUAGAAGGGGACCUAGGAGCAUGUAGAAGGGGACCUAGGACCUCACUGUGCAUGGCUUUGGGCUCUUUUUCUACCAAUCCAUGGAAUCAUGAUUUUCUGGCCAACAGCUUAAUGUAUGAUGCCAAAUACCCCAACUGGAAGCAUAGCUGACUUGGAAAUUUUUCAUUUAUGUGAUAAAUUUGAAAUUCUCUAUGAUUUUUUUUAGGAAUUUCUGGCAAUCAACACUUUAGUUAAUAACCCUGAUUUUUAAUUCAUGACUAGAAUAGGCAAACUGCUAAAAUUUGGUCAGAAUUCCCAACAAUUCUAACCUUCGUGAAUAACACUAAUUGGUUAUCAUCGUUACUUAUAACCAGAUUAAAUAUAUUCUAUACAGCCUCUUUGAUGUCUAUUUGCAAUACUGCUAAUCUUAGUUGUUUAAACCCUUAAGGACACAUGACAUGUGUGACAUGUUAUGAUUCCCUUUUAUUCCAGAAGUUUGGUCCUUAAGGGGUUAAAUAGUUAUCCUUUGUCACUGUUAUGUGAUGCUAGAUAUCCACACAAUUGUAUUCUCUUGUGAUGUAAAGUGUUUUUUAAUAAAAAUUCGGUAAGGAAGAAGAGACAUAAUUUUUUACUAUAUAGUGUACAUUUACAACCUCUUCCUGCGGUUUUAGGUAUGAUUCUGUGUUCAUGAAUCUAAAUUAGCAAGAUCAUCUUUGUAGAUGGAACGUUUGCUGUAAUUGACCAUUACUGUAUUGUCUAUUGGUCAACAUUGAUGAUCCCGUAUGUACUAGAGUUGCAAGAAGAUUCAAUAAUUUAGAAAAGAAGAGGCAACUCAAUAAAUUGAAAAGUCCAGACAAAUUAAAACACUAAAUGUGUGUAGUAUUCACGAUGAUGUGUAUUUGCCUAUAAAUCUUGGAGUAUGCAUGCAGGUCUCAGAAGCAUUAAAUACAUAGGCAGUACAGGCUACUCUAUGUAAAUGAGUAUAUUUUAUUAAUUAGACUUAUCCAGGCACUCGCUAUUAGUUACUAGAGCAUCCAAAGCUAGCCAUAGAAUCGUCACGCAAGCAUAUGGGCUUUUUAAUCCCAUGUGCUGUGCUCCACAUUGUAGUAUACAAUAAGACAGAAUAAAUAAGUGAGUAAAAUAUACUGUCUUAUUUUUCAGACAGCUUCAUUGUGGAGCUUUUGUGUGACAAUAAUUGAUGAGAUUCUCUGUGCUUAUAUUGCCAAAGGCAAAUGUAUGCGUAAGAACAACAGUGUAUACAAACUAUACAUAAAGUCGUGGUCUUUUCAGAAAUAUGAACUGUCAACCUUUCAGUGAACUAAAUGUGGUUCCACCAGCAGAUCUGAGUGUGCAUAUGGCAUUUAAAGAGCUUAAUUAAUAUAAAUGUCAGACAAAGAGGAGUUUUGUAAAGAAGGUGAGAGAAAGAUUAAGAUAUAGUAACAGAGAAAAGGAGAAAAAGAUUAAAAAAAAAAAAAAUCUAAUAAAAAGUAAGAAAAAAAAUAUUUUCUACGAAAACUAGUAUCAUGACAGCUAGGAUGGUAAUGUCCCUAUUGUAGAUCUAGAAUAACCGUGUCGUGAGUCUAAUGAGGAAGACUUGUUAAAUAAUGCAUAUAUCAAUGUUUAUGUUGUCUUACAUCUCCUAACUGUGACCACAGCUUAUCUAGCGAUUCCAUGGGUAGCUGAUCCAUUCAUCAGUCCUAAAUUUAAAUUUUAAAUGUUCUUAAUUUAACUGUUGUAAUCUUUGGAUAGCAAUCACUUUUUUGGAUCUUAAAUUGAGUCCUAUAUUUUUCGGGAGGCCAAUGUAGGGACUGACAAAGAGGGGAGGCGUGGCAGGUGCGGGCGGACAGGAAGAUAAACCUAGCCACCGCAUUAAUUAUAGUCUGUAGCGGGGUAAGUUGGAAACAUGCAAACUUCAGCAAAAGUGUGAGUGGCCAUUUGUGAAUAUAACUUCUACAAUUUGUCAUCAUACACAGUUAUACGCUAAGUUGUUUUAUUUAUGAUUGGUUCAGCAGAUCAUCCCCCUUUUUUUGCUUGUGUUGUGUGGAAGACAAGAGGAAGUCUUUUGGGAUACUAUUGGAAAUCUUAUCCUAUACAGGAAAGUUCCUUUCUGUUGAUAUAAAUUAAGCACUUAUUACACUGUGGUGGGUGUUCACACACAUUGUUUCUUUCUGUAAGUUGGAAACAUGUUAGACCACUGAGAAGUGGAUUACAGUAGUCAAGGCAAGAGAGGACAGCGGCAUGGACAAGCACCUUUGCUGUAUCAGGCGUUAAAUAGGGUUGGAUGCGCGCAAUAUUUUUGAGAUGGCAUAGGCAGGUUUUGGCGAUUGUUUGGACAUGAGGGGUGAAGGAGAGGUUGGAGUCAAAGAGAACACCUAGGCAGCGAGCUUGAGAGGUAGAGCAAAUGAUAGUGCCAUUGAACCGCAAUUGUGGAAUGACCUCCCGCACAAUUUAAAAUCUUCCCUAAGCCUAAAGUCAUUUAAGAGAUCCCUCUCUACAUACCUCAAAACAGAAUGCACGUGUCAUGGUUGAUUAUAUAUUUCCUGCCUGUUCUAUGUUAAAUUUUGUAUAUAUUGUGUAUUAAUAUUGUUUUUGUAUUUUGUUGUACCUAAUGUAACAAUACAAUGAUUUGUGGACCCAGGACAUACUUGAAAAUGAGAGAAAUCUCAAUGUAUCUUUCCUGGUAAAUAAGUAAAUAUUUUAUAAAUAAAAUAAAAUAAAUAAAAUAAUUGGAAGGAAAGAGACAAAGGAGUAGCAACACUUGAGGGAGGAAAUACCAGAAGUACUGUUUUGGACAGGUUCAGUUUAAGGAAAUGAGCAGCCAUCCAGUUGGAAAUAGCAGAGAGGCAGUCAGAGACACAAGUAAAGAGGGGUCGUGAGAAAUCAGGGGGGGACAGAUAAAUUUAUGUGUCAUCCACAUAGAAAUGAUACUGGAAGCCGAAGGAGCUGAUGAGUUUACAAAGGGAGGCAGUGUAUAUUGGGAACAAUAGGGGACCAAGGACAGACCCCUGGGGAACACCAACAUAGAGGGAAAAGAGGCAGAGCCGGAGAAAGAAACACUUAAUGAGUACUGGGAGAGGUAGGGAGAGCACCAGGAGAGAGCAUUAUCCUCGUAGACUGAGAUUACGGAGGAUGAGAAGAAGCUGUUGAUGAUCAACAGUGUCUAAAGCAGCAGAAAGGUCGAGGAGAAUUAGAAUAGAGUAGUGGCCACGGGAUUUUGCAGCAAUAAGAUCAUGGUAUAAAUUGGUCACAGCUAUUUCAACAGAGUGACAAGAACAUAAUCCAGAAUGAAGCGGGUCAAGCAGAGAGUUGGAUUUGAGGAAGUCUAUCAAUCUCACAUAUGCAACUCUCUCAAGGAUCUUGGAGGCAAAUGGCAGUAGCAAGAUAGGGCAGUAGUUGGAUGGGGAAUUAGGGUCGAAGUUGGGCUUUUUUAGAAUCGGGGUUACGGUUGCAUAUUUGAAGGGUACAGGAAACGUGCCAGAGGAGAGGGAGAGAUUGCAAAUUUUAGUGAGAGGCAGAGCAAAAGAAGGAGACAAAAUGCGGAUGAGAUACAAGGGAAUAGGAUCGAGGGAACAGGUGGUGGGGUGGGAGGUACAGAGGAGCUACCUCUGAGAAUGCAUCUACCUCAUGUCAUAAACAUAUCAAGGUGCUGCUCCACCUUCUUAUUCCAGCAACUUUUAUUGGACCGGAACUGAGAGACUCUGGUUUGGGUGUUUCAGCUGCCUACCUUUUUUCAAUCGUAUGCACUAGAAACCCAGUUUUUAUUUAUUCACAGAGUCUCGGUCGCUGGGAUCUGACGUCAUGGAUCCUGGCGACCUUAACUCUAUGUAUCUUGAGAAGCAAUUAGCUGCUGUCAAUUCCCCAUACUUCCCACCUUUAAUGGUAAGUAUUAAGAAGUUCCAACCAGUCCCAGUUAAUAGUGAACUACCAGGGGAUUUCUUAGUACCUUGGUGGGCCAGUCUCUGUGCACCACCUUCCGCUUGUCACCUGAACUAUAGGUAAAUGCUCAUGGGUGGCUAAUUACAUGUGUGUGAGUGAGUCAAAUAUGUCUGUGUGGGUUAUUACUGCUAAACAGCAUUUAUAAAAGACUAUUACAAGUUAGGUAUGUGUGUUAGAACGGUUGAUUAGGAAUGUUUGUGAGUGCGACUAAGUAGAUAUGUUUAAGUGUGGGCAUGUUCAUGAGACACAACACAACAAAUUGGGCUAGUUGUUAAGAAUGCAAGUGUUGCUGACCAGGUUAUUUUGUGUUUUAUGUACAUACGCUUCAAAACUCCAGUAAGGUGUCCAGCAUUUCUCAAGCUUUAAUAGGAGAGAUUUAUCAAGGUGCCAUUUUGUGGAAAUAUGCUAAAUAAGGAUAAAUCACCAUGGAAACCAGUAGAAUGUAUCUUUACAUUUAAUACUUUUAAUCCACUUAGAAGCAACAUUUUUGUCCCAGAGAAAUAUUUUGCUGCUCUAAAAACGCUUGUGCUGUGCUCCUGCACAGCAACAGCAUUUCUAGCCAAUCAGGUGAUCAGGACAGCCAUGCAGCUCAUGUGUUUCCUUCAUUUGAGGUUUUUAAGCAGUUUUCACACAAAAGGGACAAAACUUGUUUGAGUGCUGUUAGUCCCUCACCUUCCUUCUCAUGAGCGUUUGCUCAUUCAUCCUUCCUAAGCCAGUACUGUUCCAGACAGGGAUCACCUGAGAUUGACUGGGGGUCUGAGUAGAUGGCACGCUCUGCAGCUUACACUGAAUGAGGGAAGUUGAGCAACAUUCAGAUGGCCAGGGUGAGCCUUUUAGGUAAAGUGCUCCCUUUAAAAUUGUUCCAUUCCAGAUAGGCCAUCGAGCAAGAAUCAGAAGUCAGGGAUUCUGCCAAACUAGUUUUCAGAUCCCCACUAGUUAAAGGGGAUGAUCUCAUGCUUAGAAACCAUAAUUGUAUCCCUGACAUUCAGGCACUAAUACAAGUGAUACUCAAAUAAUUAGAAUAUUGUGCAAAACUUAAUUUAUUUCAGUAAUGCAACGUAAAAGGGGAAACUAAUAAAUUAGAUAGUCGCAUAACAUGCAAAGCAAGGUAGUUCAAGCCGUAAUUUGUCAUAAGUGUGAUGAUUAUGGCUUACAGCUCAUGAAAACCCCAAUCCACAAUCUCAGUAAAUUAGAAUAUUACAUGCAAUCAAUAAAACAAGGAUUGUACAUAGAACAAUAUCGGACCUCUGAAAAGUAUAAGCAUGCAUAUUGACUCAGUACUUGGUUGGGGCCCCUUUUGCAGCAAUUACUGCCUCAAUGCGGCAUGGCAUGGAAGUUAUCAGCCUGUGGCACUGCUGAGGUGUUAUGGAAGAACCAGGAUGCUUCAAUAGCGGCCUUCAGCUCUUCUGCAUUGUUCGGUCUCAUGUCUCUCAUCUUUCUCUUGGCAAUACCCCAUAGAUUCUUUAUGGGGUUCAGGUCAGGCACGUUUGAUGGCCAAUCAAGCACAGUAAUCCCACGGUCAUUGAACCAGUCUUUGGUGCUUUUAUCAGUGUGGGCAGGUGUCAAGUCCUGCUGGAAAAUGAAGUCAGCAUCCCCAUAAAGCUCGUCUGCGGAAGGAAGCAUGAAGUGCUCCAAAAUCUCUUGGUAGAUGGCUGCGUUGACCCUGGACUUAAUGAAGCACAGUGGACCAACACCAGCAGAUGACAUGCCUCCCCAAAUCAACACAGACUGUGGAAACUUCACACUGGACUUCAAGCAUCUUGCAGUGUGCACCUCUCCAUUCUUCCUCCAUACUCUGUAUACUUGGUUUCCAAAUGAGAUGCAAAUGUGCUCUCAUCAGAGAAGAGGAAUUUGGACCACUGAGCAACAGACCAGGCCUGUUUUUCUUUAGCUCAUCUAAGAUGCUUCUGACGUUGUUUGUUGUUCAGGAGCGGCUUGACAAGAGGAAUACGACAUCUGAAGCCCAUGUCCAGGAUCCGUCUGUGUGUGGUGGCUUUUGAUGCACUGACUCCAGCCUCAGUCCACUCCUUGUGAAAGUCCCCAACAUAUUUGAAUGGCCUUUUCCUGACAAUCCUCUCCAGGCUGCGGUCAUCCCUGCUGCUUGUGCAUUUUUUUCUUCCACACUUUUCCCUUCCACAUAGUUUAUAUUAAUGUGCUUUGAUACAGCACUUUGCGAACAUCCAACUUCCUUCGCAAUUACCUUUUGGGGCUUUCCCUCCUUAUGGAGGGUGUCAAUUAUGGUUUUCUGCACAACUGUCAGGUCAGCAGUCUUCCCCAUGAUUGUGAUUCCUACUGAACCAGACUGAGAGACCAUGUAAAGGCUCAGAAACCCUUUGCAGGUGUUACGACUUACUUAGCUGAUUAAAGUGGGACACUGUGAGCCUAGAAAUAUUGCACCUUUUCACAAUAUUCUAAUUUACUGAGAUUGUGGAUUUGGGGUUUUCAUGAGCUGUAAGCUACAAUCAUCACACUUAUGACAAAUCACGGCUUCAACUAUCUUGCUUUGCAUGUAAUGCAUCUAUCUCAGAUAUUAGUUUCCCUUUUUACGUUGCAUUACUGAUAUAAAUGAAGUUUUGCACAAUAUUCUAAUUUUUUAAGUAUCACCUGUAGGUCCUGAAAUUGAUCCAGCACUGUUAUCCAUUACAGGAAGCAGUGUUUCUGUGGAUCCCAUGGAUAAGAUGUUUCGCAAUGUACAGUUAAAAAAUGCGGAUGCUCUUGGCUAUUAUGUUAGAUAAGGCAGAGAGGGAGAGAUCCUCUCAUAACCCUUCUCUACCAGCUUUUGAAAGCUUCCUGCAUAGCUGUGCUACAAUUAUCUUUUCAACAUUCGCCGAACCCGCUGCCUUCAUGCAUCAUGGAUGUCUGAUUUUGCCCCUAAAUCCCACAAGUUUCCUAAUUUAGAAGACUCCUUUCUGUUUGGCCCUUUUUUUUUACAAGAGGUGAAAGGAAGAUAUAAGGCUAGGAGAUCUUUUUCUGAUUUAAAGAAUAGCUUUCAAAGUUACAAGAUGCCCUUUCGGACUGAGGGCCGUUCCUACAGGACUAUGGAUUUAUCUUGGGGAGAAGUUUCUCAGCAAGCUCACUUUCAUCAUCAUGGGGAAAAGUCAAGACCAUCAUACAGUAGUAGAAGAGCCCAUGCCAGAGGUGGCUCAUCAGGAAAAUGAAGACCCAUACAGUCAACUUAGUGUUGUACCUCACAUCCCUCGAAACUGGUCAGAUAUAACCUAAGACAAAUUGGUGCUUCAGAUUUUCAAAAAGGGUUUACAACUCACCCUCAUUCGGUUUCCUUUCCAGAGGCAAACUCUGUGCAAAGAGGUAAAUCCAGUUAUAGAUACCUCUUUUUUCCUGGGAUUAACUCAAGAUAUAAUAGAAUUGCCAGAUAUGUCAAUUUUAGGUUGGACCAGUCCCCUGUUCCCCAAUCCAAAAUCAGACAGAACAUGGAGGCCAGUACUGAUUGUGAAGGCUUUGAAUGCUUUCCUAAGGAGGAAAAGAUUCAGAAUUGAAGGUUUAAAAUUCCUCCCAGGCCUAGUGCAGAAAAAAUAUUUCUGCAUAAAAUUAGACCUCAAAGGUGCUUUCCAUUCAGUUCCUAUGGCUAUGAAGCUCAGGCGCUUUCUCAGAUUCUGCUGGAAGGAACAUAUAUAUACUGGACUGUAAUGGUGUUUGGCCUAUCCAAUGCACCUUUUCAGGAUAAUGAAAGUUGUUAUGUCCUACGUCAGACAAAGAGGCUUCCUAUGCCUUUAUUAUUUAGACGACAUUCUGUUGUUGAAUCCAGAUGUAGAUGCUCUUGUUCAGCAGAGAGAUUACCUAUUUUCCCUUUUGCAGAAUCCGAGAUUUAUAGUAAAUCUGCAUAAAUCUGUCCUGGUCCCAACUCAGAAUACCCUAUUUCUGGGUUCCAUGCUGAACACUAUAGAUAUGACCUUGGGGGUUCCCCAAGACAAAUGUGAAAAAAUUCUAGCUCACUUAACUUCAGCUCUUUUGAAGCACAGAUGGCCUCUAGGAGAACUAGCAAAGACUAUUGGGAGUUUGAUAGCAUUAACCCCGGGUUAUGAUGCUUCCCCCUUGCUGUGCAGACGGAGUCAGCUGUUUCUAGGAGACUAACUAAGACACGGUGGCCUGUAGGAGUCAAGGGUAGUCUUCCCAAGAGUGUCAGAAAAGAGCUAAAUGAUAUAUUGGAGGGGGCAAUUCCACUUCCUAGCCCACUUUUGGAACGGCCUUUUGAGUUAACCCUGACCAUAGAUGCCUUUACCAAGGGAUGGGGUGCGUUCCCUGCCCAAAACGUGAUAAGAGGUGUUUGGUCAGUUCAAGAAAGGCUUCUUCACAUGAAUGUGCUAGAGUUGAGAGCAAUAAGAUUAGUCCUUCAAGGCCUCAUUCCGUUGAACCUCCUAGGUGUGUCGGUAAUGGUUCUAUUGGACAACAGGACAACCCAGAGGUGGCACAAGGUCAAAAGGUCUUUGCCUAGAGGCUAUGGCCCUGUGGUCCUGGGCUCUAGUACACAAAGUCCUGAUAUAGAUCCAAUUUGAUGUUUGUUAUAUUGAGGGGAACCUAAAUUGUUAUUUUCAAGCCUGUAGUUUUUUUUUCGAGCCUGUAGCUGUGGGAGGGGAUAUUGCUCACCACACCACAACCGACUUGUGUACCACUUGUACCACUAACAUUGUCCCCGACUACAAAGAAAACAAACUUUUAUAUAUAUAUAUUCUGUUUCUCUUUACAGAUUACAACUGGCUUCCCAGACAGGAUCAACAAGCCAAGGUCCCUCCUAAAUAGUUGUUCUGGAGGUUAAGAAAAUCCUUUCAGAACUUCUUUUUUUUUAUGAGUUAUCCUAAUAUUUCUCUCAGAGACUGUUUGCCUUUUCACCUUUAUGAUCUAGGAUUGUUUUGUUACAUUUUCACAUGUUACUAUUAACUGUCAGUACUUGAGUAAUGUUUCUUUUCUAUUGUUACUUUAUUAUACUGUCCAUUCACUGUGUUUCUAUAACCUUUACAUAGGUGUAAUUUAGUGUUUGGUUGAGAAAAUAAAACAUAGUUAUCCCCUUAUAUUGGCAGUGGUGAAUCUUUUCCUUUUUUUUAUUAAAUAUAGUAUUUUGUGUGUUUUUUAUACAUUGAAUCCUAGCCUACAUUAGAGGAUUCUUUGUCUCUGGAUGAGUUAACCAUCCGCAGUGUCCUGAUUUUAAAAUCUGAGGUGAUCAGGGCUGCCGCGAGCUGCACGGCUGUCCUAAUCGGCUAGAAAUGCUGUUGCUGUGUAAGAGCACAGCCCGAGCAUUUUAAGCGCGGCAAAAAAAUUCUCUGGGAGGCUGCCACAUACCCACUAGCUUUGCUAGGUGGUUAUGCUCGUCCCUAAGACAAAGAAAGUUUGCAGGUCAUAGAUUCCUGCCAACUCUUUUUACCAACAUUGUGAUCAUCAUCAAGCAUUUACAAUGACCACAGUGUUACGGAAACAUCACUGAUAUCAUCUAAGGAAUAUGCCACAUUUUCCUGGAGUUACAUUGAGGUUUGGCAGAACUGAGAGCCUUCUGCACCCUCUUCAUAUAUCAAAUAUUCAACCUGUAGUAUAUGUGGAAUUACAUACUAAUGUGUAUGCACAUUCUACACACGUUAAUGUCACACAAGCAUAAAAACAAAGUCACCCAUAUGUUUAUAUAUUCUUUCUUACAAACUGCACAUAUACAUAUGGUUUGACACACAAGGCACAUUUUAAUUUAUUUUUACUUUAGGAGCAUGAUAAAUUGCAGAGGAAAUACGUAAAUGCCUAGUAGGGAUAUGUUUAUAGUUAAAGUAUACAACAAAAUUCAAGAUGCUGUUAUCUCAAAAUUUAAAUAAUUUUCAGCACACGUCAUGCCCAUCAUAAGAUUUCCGUGGCUCCUUGUUCUCUUGAAUCUGGAGAAUCACCAUCUCACACACUGUGGUACAGUUUUAGGCUUUCUUACUGAGAUUGGAGAGAUUUGAUUGCCUUGCUGACAGAUAGCUUUGAUUGGCUCCCUUCCCUAAUGAAUGAGAUCCCACAGCCUUUACACUUUAAUUUGCAGAUCUGCAGAUGGGACAUUGUUUUCUGAGGUAUCAUAAGUCAGCUAUUUAAAACCUUAAGGAAUAUAACAGUGCAAGAAUGGAGAAAGCUAGCAUUUUUCAAAAUAACCCAAUGUCCAAAUAUUACAAACAGCAGGUGUGUUGUUUGAAUGUAGUGAGCCAGCACACACCAGGUGGGUCACUUUAAUAUGUAAUCUACAGCAGGUGGAGUAUACAAAUAAAGAUAAUACACUUUAAAUGGACCUACUUUCAAAUAUAGUACAUAGUAUGUGAAUGCAAGCUGGAGCAUGCUAGCAUAUGCAGAUACAAUGAAUUGCCAUCUUACUCAACCUGGCCAAGUUUAACCCCUUCAGGACGGAGUCAAUAGUGCACGUUCUGAUCAAAACAAAACGUAAGCAAAAACUGGAAUUUGCGCUAUAUGUCUGUUCAACCGUAAUUCACCGCUGUCACAUUAAGUGCACCCACACGUAUUAUAUAUCAUUUUGUUCAGGAGAAACAGGGCUUUAAUUUAUCAUUAACUAUUCAUAUAUGGAACAUGAUUUAUUAUGAAUAACAUUUAAAAAAAUGUGAGAAAAUAAGAUUUUUUUUUUUACAUUUGUAUUUCCGUCUGACAUUUUAGCUGUGAAUGUCAUAAUACUGUUAGGUUUUACUGCAACAAAAUGCACAUAUUUGUAUUCAGCAAUGUCUCACGAGUACAACAGUACCCCCCAUUAACAGGUUUUAUGGUGUUUUGGAAAGUUACAGGGUCAAAUAUAGAACGUUCAAUUUUUAAAUUGAAAUUUGCCAGAUUAGUAAUGUUACCUUUGAGACGGUGUGGUAGCCCAGGAAUGAGAAUUACCCCCAUAAUGGCAUCCCAUUUGAAAAAGUAGACAACCCACGGUAUUGAAAGUGGGGUAUGUUUAGUCUUUUUUAGUAGCCACUUAGUCACAAACACUGGCCAAAGUGAGCGUUCAUAUUUGUUUUUGUGUGAACAGUGUUUGUGACUAAGUCGCUACUAAGAAAGACUGAACAUACCCCACUUGAAAUACCUUGGGUUGUCUACUUUUGCAAAUGGUAUGCCAUCAUGGGGGUAAUUCUCAUUCCUGGGCUACCAUACGCUCUCAAAGGCAACAUAACCAAUCUGGCAAAUUUCAAUGUCAAAAAAAUGAAAUGCAAGCCUUAUAUGUGACUCUCUAACUUUCCAAAACACAUAAAACCUGUACAUGGGGGGUACUGUUAUUCUCGGGAGACUUCACUAAACACAAAUAUUAGUGUUUUAAAACAGUAAAACAUAUUACAACAAUAAUAUAGUCCAUAAAAGUGCCAUUCAUUUGUAAAAAAUGCAAAAAACUUCACUUUUGCUUAAAAUAUCAUCGUUGUAAUACAAAUUACCAGUUUGAAACACUAAUAUUGAGUUCAGCGAAGUCUCCCGAGUAAAACAGUACCUCCUAUGUACAGGUUUUAUGGUGUCUUGGAGAGUUACAGGGUCAAAUAUAGUGCUUGCGAAUUAAAUUCUCUGCACUUUCUCCCUGUGUUGUCAGGCAUGUCAAUCAAAUUUUAAUUAAUCAAAUCACAUAAUCAUGUUAAAAGAUUACUUAAAUAAACAUGUAGAAUUUUAAUAUAUAUGCAUUUAUAGGUAUUUAAAUUCUACGUGUAUACUAAUAUAAUCUUUUAUGUAAUUAUAUGUAUUUAUCUAUAUAUUUGCGGUUACGCUCACAAUGUAGGUAUUUUGCAACACUAUACUGCCAGCAGUCACGUCUAAAAACGAUUUUCACUCUAUGGGUAAACUUAUUUUUGCUCACUCGAUACAUUACAGGUCUUCUUAUGACCACUCAUUAAAAACGCUGUUACUUAAAGUCAUACACGGGUAUAGGCACUAGAGCGACCUCUGGUGUCUAAUUAUGAUUAGAGUUUUUCUUGUACAUGUAUUCUCAACCUGCUAUUCAAAUAUGUUUCAUUAGGGGUUUUGCUAUUUGUUUAAAAAGCACGAGUUAUGACAUAGGUUAAAAAUCAGUCCAGAGGGGUCUUUUAUGCGGGGCACAUAUUUAGUGGGUAGAAUAUAAGUAGGAUAUGCGGCUUAAAGCAGGGUCUCCCAUAAUUAAACUCUGACUACGGUAUUAUGGUGGAGGUAAAUUACAUACAUAAGAUGAUUAGCACUUAGGAUGUUUAUGGACCUCUUUUUCAGUAUUUCUCAGCUGUACCACGGUGGGCAGCUAUUCUACCAACUUUCACUGGACUUAGGUCAGUUAUCUUGAGUUAUUUACUACUUAAACGGUCACGCAACACCAGGGUCCUUAUAUGUGUUUUCUGUAUUUUUAGAUAUAGGCAUCCUUGCUCUAUUGUGUAAAUUGGUUCCCAGUCCCCUGCUAGUGAAAUACUACUGGUAGGUAUCAGAAUAGCAGGGGAGUUAGGGGUCAUAUUUAUUUGCCCGUACAAACGUAUAUUACUCUCAUAGGUUACUACAGAUCGCCUGUACCCCCUUUUUUCUCCUCAUAAUAUCUGGCAACUCGCUCAUCAGGUACGUCAUAUCUUCUCGACUAUUAUUCCUCCCUACCUACCCUUUCGGGUUUAGUACAGAUAUACUGGCAUACAAUAAAUAGGACCCACUAGCUAUGUUUUUCUGGCCUUUUACGCCUUACGUUAGUGGUCCCGCGAGGCCAACAUCCAUCCUCAUUUCGGAGGUACGGCAUCCCCUCGGGCCCAUUCAUAGCUAGCCGCCUCGCUUGGUUGCAUAGAGAGGGCCUCACUUGUCACCCCCAUUCUGUCUUAUGCUGUUACAAAUCACGGAGAGGCCUUCACCCCGCCAUAAUGCCAAUGGCCACGUACCCCACACGAGCCAAUCAUACAUAGUGCCUCUCACAGCCGCUUGGCUACUAGCAGGGCCUCACCUGUCACGUUGCUUAAUAAUUCUUCGCCGCUUGGCAUUAGUUAUCAUAAGCCAGUUGGGUAGCACCCAAGGUAACAUGUCUAAAACAAAAAAGGACAUUUUGGAAGGGAAAGAUAUCAAUCUGGUAUCACUUCUGAUAGCCUCACAAGAUGUCCUUGAGAAUAAGACCUAUGCAUACGGGGAUGUGUCAGUAGUAUUGAAGUCCAGAGACCCCAGGUUGAAUCAGAAGCUAUCGAUUCCAGAAUUUGUACUAGCUUUCGGGAUAUACAGAGAUGUGAUAUGCUCUGUAUACCCGGAUAGGAGGGAGGAAUUGGACCUGUACCUCCACAAGCUGGUGGAUUUGGGGCAUAAGUAUGGUGGUACGUCUUUUUACAACUACCACCGUGCCUUUUCCAUGAAGGCGUCGGCCGCCCUUUCACAGUUCAAUUAUCAAGCUGAUUGGGGCGUGCUGGAUACAGAGCUUUUUUGCCGGCACUUUGCAGGCCUUAAGACCCCAGCUUGUGUCAUUUGCUCGUCCAACUCCCACACGGCUAAUCUGUGCCCUAAUUCUCCAGAGUUAAACGCUGUUUUUUCACCUCCUAAUAUAGUACCCACAGGGAGACCUGGCAGGGUGCUUAAAGAUAAACUAGGCCGUGACAUAGUGUUCUUGGGUAAAUCGCAGGUCUGUAACAAUUUCAACACCGGCACUUGCGGUUACAGUGCCUGCAAACUUCUACAUGUUUGCUCACAAUGUUUCAGAGCUCACUCCAAGGCGAUGUGCCCCAAUAAAUAAUAUCCUAAGCAGUACUUAUCGUCUCUUCAUGUCUCCCUACUGAAACAGCUUUUAUGUGAUCACCCUUCACAACAUCUCGUUGAUUUUUUGGUGUCAGGGUUUACGAUGGGGUUUCACACGGGUAUUAUUCACAUGCCUACGGGGAUCCUGGAAUGUAAUAACUUGCAGACAGCCCUAGCAGUGCCCGACACUAUUGACCUACUCCUACAGAAGGAAAUUGACCAAGGUUUCUUGUUAGGCCCUUUCGACUCCCCGCCUUUCGCGGUCUGGAGGACGAACCCCAUAGGACUGGUCAAUAAUAAAUCCUCCAAUAAACAAAGAUUAAUUCUCGACCUGUCAGCCCCCCAUGAAUCUCAUACCCCAAGUCUAAACUCACUAAUUCCGUCUGAGGAGUUUUCCCUCCAGUAUGCCAACAUAGAUAAUGCAAAAAAACUAGUUAUGGCGCACUCAGACUUGUAAAUUAAUAACUAAGAAGGCUAACGCCUAUCUAAGAAUAAAUAUGGGGAUUUAGUUCCACCAUAUGGCCAUAUGAUGUUAAGCCCACUACUACUUCAAAGUACCCCAAUAUCAGUGGGUCCUACGCUAAUAACAAAAAUGUGGGAGAUAAAUUAAAUAGUACUAGUGCUAAACAUAAGCUACAGUGUAUUGAAUUCAUUUCUUUGUAAGAGCAAAGUGAGUAUACAAUAGUGAUAAAAGCAAUUAAAAACAGUGUAACAACUAAACAAUUAAAGUGUUGGUGCUUGAAUGAGUAUACUCACAUUUGCAGAUAAUAUCUGUGCUGCAUAAAGAAAAUAAUAAAAGUGACAUGACUAUAAAACUCCUCCUAUUUAUACACACCUGUGGCCAUCUCUAAAGAGGUCUCUGAAGCUGGGGGGCCUGGGCGGGGUGCUUAACCCCAAAGGAAUCUGGUCUGGAUUCCAAAUAUAAUUGCACAAAGAAGAGAUUGGGGGCACACCCGUAUACAUGAAAGGUGCUGCCGCAGUGACCAAAAUUCAUACAAAAAAACUAGUUACGGCGCACUCAGACUUGUAAAUUAAUAACUAAGAAGGCUAACGCCUAUCUAAGAAUAAAUAUGGGGAUUUAGUUCCACCAUAUGGCCAUAUGAUGUUAAGCCCACUACUACUUCAAAGUACCCCAAUAUCAGUGGGUCCUACGCUAAUAACAAAAAUGUGGGAGAUAAACUGAAUUUUGGUCACUGCGGCAGCACCUUUCAUGUAUACGGGUGUGCCCCCAAUCUCUUCUUUGUGCAAUUAUAUUUGGAAUCCAGACCAGAUUCCUUUGGGGUUAAGCACCCCGCCCAGGCCCCCCAGCUUCAGAGACCUCUUUAGAGAUGGCCACAGGUGUGUAUAAAUAGGAGGAGUUUUAUAGUCAUGUCACUUUUAUUAUUUUCUUUAUGCAGCACAGAUAUUAUCUGCAAAUGUGAGUAUACUCAUUCAAGCACCAACACUUUAAUUGUUUAGUUGUUACACUGUUUUUAAUUGCUUUUAUCACUAUUGUAUACUCACUUUGCUCUUACAAAGUAAUGAAUUCAAUACACUGUAGCUUAUGUUUAGCACUAGUACUAUUUAAUUUAUCUCCCGCAUUUUUGUUAUUAGCGUAGGACCCACUGAUAUUGGGGUACUUUGAAGUAGUAGUGGGCUUAACAUCAUAUGGCCAUAUGGUGGAACUAAAUCCCCAUAUUUAUUCUUAGAUAGGCGUUAGCCUUCUUAGUUAUUAAUUUACAAGUCUGAGUGCGCCGUAACUAGUUUUUUUGUAUGAAUUUUGGUCACUGCGGCAGCACCUUUCAUGUAUACGGGUGUGCCCCCAAUCUCUUCUUUGUGCAACAUAGAUAAUGCAGUCACGGCCAUCCUCUCAGCAGGGGUAGGGGCAUGGCUGAGUAAAACUGAUAUUGUCAACGCUUUUAAGCUGCUCCCUAUCCAUCCAUCCCUAUGGCAUUUACAUGGUGUUAAGUGGCGAAGUUCAUAUUACUUUUUCACACGUCUCACGUUUGGUUCUAAAAGCAGCCCCAGGAUUUUUGAUAUUUUCGCUGAGAUGUUGUGCUGGAUGCUGCUUAACAUCUAUAAAUGCCCCACAGUUAUCCAUUACCUGGACGAUUUCCUGACCAUAGAAAGUAACCUAGUACCUCCCAGUAGCCUCCAGUCAAUCACACAGCUAUUUACACAAUUAGGAGUUCCUAUUUCACCUACUAAGACUGAAGGUCCAGAUACUAUCAUCAACUUCUUGGGGGUGGUGCUGGACUCUGUGCACAUGCAGGCUAGCCUCCCCAGGGAGAAGAUUGAGCGCAUCCUGGCAGCCAUCAACCUUUACCUAGGAGGAGGCUCAGGUAAUAGGAAGGAGUUGCAAUCCUUGUUGGGUUCAUUAAAUUUCGCUAUGAAAAUUAUUCCACAAGGUAAAGCAUUCAUUUCAAGGUUACUUAGCCUGUUUCCAAUGUUGCAAUCUGACACAUCCCGCAUUACUUUAGACGUACAUGCCACCGCUGACCUACAUAUGUGGAGAGAGUUUUUGCGAAAUUGGAACGGGAAAAGCAUUUUUAUCCCGGUUUGGUCAGAGAAGUCGGUAUCAGUCUGGACGGAUGCCGCAGCCACAUCAGGAUUUGCCGCAAUUUGGGGCAAUGAAUGGAUGUGGGGAGAAUGGCCUGGGGAAAUUGCUGAGAUCCCCAGGUUUAAGGACACUUCAGCCUUAUUUGAGCUCUAUCCAAUCUUAGUGGCAGCAGUUAAGUGGGGAGCAAGCUGGUCUGGGAAUACGGUUCGUUGCUUCUCGGACAAUAUGGCAACAUGCCAUAUUGUAAACAAGGGGCGUUCCUCUUCCCUCACCAUCAUGCGUUUCAUGAGGACUCUCACAUGGCUUGCUGCAAAACACAGUUUUCUUUUAACUUGCGUUCAUGUGCCUGGGGUUCUCAAUGUUGCAGCUGAUCACUUAUCACGAUCUCGGUUUCAGGAGUUCCGAGAGGCUCUGCCAACAGCUACCCUGAUACCAACUCCAGUUCCAAAGUGGCAGGAGAUGGUCUGGGACUAAAAGUACUGCUAUGUCAAGGGCGACAACUCUCACAGCUCGGUCUCUCCGAUAAUACCAGGAAGGCAUAUGGCAGGGCUUUCCAUGUUUUCAAUAAAUUCUUGUUGGACUUUAAUGUCACUGACCAGUUUUCCAUAGAAACCAUUAUUGCUUUCAUUUCUUUCUGCCACUUUCAUCUAACAUUAUCAUUCCAUACCAUUAAAUUGUAUAUCACAGGCAUUCAGCAUCACAUCCUCACCACUUGGCCUAACAAACAACGCUUUCUGUCGUCCUACCAAGUUAAGGCUAUACUUAAAGGCAUCAAAGACUCCACCCCUAUACCCUCACCAGCUAGACUACCCAUACACGAUCUAUUGUUUCAGUCACUGUCAAAUCUACUAGACACCUCACCAUUCGUAGCCCAUACUAAUCGUGUAAUUAAAGACGCCAUCUAUUUAGCAUUUUACGGUUUUCUACGGCCCAGAUAGUUCACCACUACUAGCUAUAACUCACCCAUCUUCCUCACAAGGUCCGAUCUGGUAAAGGUCCAAGAUCACUAUCUACUAUCCCUGCACCAUACCAAAACGAGCGCCACAGGUCAGACGGUCACUAUUCCCUAUUACCCCACUAGUAAUACCUGGUGUCCGGUGAAAGUUUUCGACACUCUUCUUGCCUUUGGCCAUAUGGCUCCAACACAACCACUCCUGUCCUUACACGGUAAUAAGCUCACUACGAGCCAAUUCAUGAUGUAUGUUAGGAGAUUGUUAGUCCGGUUAGGACUGAACCCGGCCAGCUACUCUGGUCACUCUUUCAGAAUAGGAGCCGCAACUACCGCUUCUAAAAAGAAUAUCCCGGUUCACAUUAUUAAGAUAUUAGGACGUUGGAAAUCCACAGCGUACACCAGAUACAUCCCUGAGCCCAUACAAGAAGUACGCCUGGCUUUCAAAACUAUGAAUAUGUAAUAUGUUAUGUCAGGUUGUAGGACGAAUAAAUGGUUAUCUCUUUUUGCCCUCUUUUAUUUCAGGCCUACUUCCUCGUCAGUUCCGGCACACCACAACUGACAUUUCCUUUCAUUGUUUGUCCUAUAUAUAAGUUGUACUACGGCUUAUGCCAUGACCACAAAUGGAAGGCGUGGCCUGAAGUUGUGGGAGGGGCUUGGUUACCCUUCUUAAGGGGCUCCAAACCCUUCCCUCAUUACCUGUUAGGUCUGACGAAUUGUCCCACCCACCACAGCGCUUUCAUAAGAAUUUUAUAAGGUAGGCCCUCUUUUAUUUCAGGCCUACUUCCUCGUCAGUUCCGGCACAUCACAACUGACAUUUCCUUUCAUUGUUUGUCCUAUAUAUAAGUUGUACUACGGCUUAUGCCAUGACCACAAAUAUAUAUAUAUAUAUAUAUAAUAUGUGUAUAUAUCUAUUAUAUAUAUAUAUAUAUAUAAUAUAUAUACAUAUUAUAUAUAUGUAAUGUCAUUCUAAGUGUAUUUCAAUACUAAUAUAUGUACUUAUAUUAAUAUUAAAAUACACUUUGUAUGAUGUUACAUAUAUAUAAUAGAUAUACAUAUAUUAUAUAUAUAUAUAUAAAAAUACAUUUAAUUUAAUUUUACACAUUUACUUUAUUUUUUUUUUAUAUAUCCCACCAGCAGGGGGACUGUCUGAUAUUUCAGACAGUCCCCCUGCUGGCAGAUCCACAGCCAGCUAUAGGGGGCCAUGUGAUCGCUCUUUGGCCGGGGGAGGGCUGCCUGGGCUGUCAGGCAGCCCUCCAGAAGAGGUUCGCGGCGGAGGUAAGUACGCCGGACCUCCAGGGGCUCAAAGUCGUUACAGUGUUCUAUGCCGCCACAACGGCUUUAAAGCCCACUUAAUGCGGGACGGCGUAGAACGCCGUAACAGCAUUAACGGGUUAAUAAGAUUUGCAGUACCAUUUGAAGAGAGCAUAAAAAUUGAGUCACAUUCAAAGAACCACAAUGCUAUUUAAAGCUCGAAAUUUCAAAAGCACUCUAUUAUACGUGUCAAUGGAAAUAUUAUAAUUUAUUUAUUUUUUAAUGAUCCACUAAACCUUUCAAUUCCUUCAUAGCCAUGUCUAUAUCAUUUUUAAUAUCUACAUUAUCUAUGCUAUGACAGAAUAGUCCCAGUGGGGUUUAUUUGCUAAACAGUGGACUAAUGUGAGCUGUAAUCUAAUUGUUAAAAUUUAGGCCAAAAUAGUUGAUAUGGAAAAAUUGUUAAACAUCACACACAGUUUGACUAUUUUAGCCUGAAUGUUGUAUAUGUGUUGUUUUUUUCUGCAAUUCAUGAUUUAUUGAACAACCUGAACGUGCGAAUGAAAAUUAGUGAUAAAAUGACUGCAAAAUGGAACAUUGCAGGUUUAAUAAAACCUCAUAUAAAUCCAUUCAGAAAUAUUUACACGUUGUAAAAAGUUGAGGAACAAACGUAGGAUUUGCUGCAGUUUAACAUUAUAAAUAACAUUUCCCUUUGUGCCUGUCUGCAAAUAUCAAUUUGGCUCACAUUUCCUAAUCCUCCGACUUCCUUUAAUAUAGAACUGACAAAUAUAUGACAGCUUGUAAAAUAAACUAUAAGAAUAAUAAAUAUAUGAACUAAAUGCAUCACAACAGCUUUAGCUAUUCACAGCACAGUUAUUUCAUACUGUAUUUACCAUGCAUGUUUGUGAUGCGUAGGCGCCCCCUGGUGGAAGAUAUUGGCAAUACAGGGGCAGCAAUAAAUAAGACAUGUUAUGUGAGGCAUGGAACUUUGUACACAUAUGUUGGGGUUUUUUAAACUACCAUACAGAGAAUGGGUACAUUUUUAAUUAAUAUUUAUUGUAUGUACUCUAUAUUUUUUUCUGUAAAAAAACAAAACAUUAUGUAUUUCAAUAAACAAAGUGUAACUACAUAAUUUAACAUAUUUUUUGCUUGAUUUUUGCAUUUUUAUGCAUUUGCAAUUACGUACAAAUUAAUAUACGUAAACAUUAGGAUACAGAAAGCAAAAUGGUGAACAAAGGUGAAUUUAAAGUGAAUUUAAAAUGUUAUACCAAAAGGAAGAGAAAAUGUGCAAAUUUCAAGAAUAACAAUUUUUUUAAAAGUUCUGAAUUCUCUUCAGUUGAUACUAAUAUGACACUAAUAAAAAUAACUGGUUUUCUUGUACCUACAAGUGGGUCUUCUGCACAGCCUUCUGCGUGUGGAUCUUCUCAAGAACAUUCUAGUACAUCUUCUUGGGAAGAGAUUCCAGAUUGAUUAUAAAAUGCAACAGCAAAUUGAAGAGCUGACCGCCUAUGGACAAAACCUCGUAACAAGUUUGCUUAGUGUCAUCCCUUUUCUUGCUGAGAGAGGAAUGGGUUUUAGAGGUGAUGAUCAGAUUAUUGGAUCCCCACACAAAGGCAACUAUCUCUGCAUUUUGGAAUUACUGUCAGAGUAUGAUGCUUUACUCGCACAAUACAUCCAAACAAAGGCGAACAAAGGCAAAGGGUGUACAAGUUAUUUAUCAGCAAAUGUCUGUGAGGAACUCAUUACUGGGGAUAAGAUCUUAAAAGUUGUCAUCAACCAUAUUAAAACGGCAAAGUACCGAGUGUGCAGCCUGAUCCUCCAUCUGUGUAACCCUCCAAAAGCAAUCAUUCAAAACCAUGUUCCGGUGGUAUACCACCCCAGUAAAACAGUUUCACAUGAAACUGACCCCCACAGACACCUGUUGGCACUCCUGUGGGGAGAAAGGAAACUAUAUCUAUAUGUGGUGGUCCUGCUUCUCUGUACAGGCCUAUUGGACCCAAAUAACACGACUUAGCUCUAAAAUAAUGCAGAGUAGCCACUUAUGUUUAGUCUUUUUCAGAGUAGCCACUUAGUCACAAACACUGGCCAAAGUUAGCGUUCAUAUUUGGUUUUGUGUGAAAAAAGCAAAAAACUAAUAUUUGGCCAGUGUUACAAUUAGACCCCUGGGCCUGUCUCCUUUCCAGACCUUUUUUAAGGGCCUCACUUGACCCGAACAGCAGUUACUCAAUAUGAUAUACCUAGCAGCCCACAGGGCUUUAGCUAAAAAAUGGUCAUGCCCGGAGUUACCAUCUCUCACACUGUUAACCGCCAAAAUAAAGAAUAAUUACCUUAUGGACAAGCUCACUUCCAUGGUCCGAAACAUUGUAAAACAGUUUGGCAAGGUUUGGGAGCUAUGGGAGCAGUACAUAGAAGAGGAGGGAGCCUGAUUUGGGAAGAGGACUAAAGACAGGGGUCAAGGGGUGAGUGUGCCUCACCUGAGCCGUGGGUUGUUAGCUUGUGGUUAUCUUAUCUUGAUUAUUAGUUAUCUUUAGUUUUUUUAUUUUUACUUACUUUUCUGUAACUACAGUUUAAACUAAAGUAAAAUGUCGAUAGAAUGUGACAUGUCAACAGUCAAGCUCUUACUGUGUGGGUGGGUGGGGUGGACUAGAUACACGACCAAACAGCGUACAUUGAAUGCUGUAAAGCUACCACUCACUGAGAAAACAGCCAACCUGGUAGAUGGGUCAAUGAACAGAAUAUCUUGUCCUUACAAGUCCACUAAUGUGAUUGGCCUGUACCAGCUUGUUUGAUCAUUGAUUCAGACUCUAUAUGUAUUAUGAGCGUUAUGACUAGGUAAACAUCUGGUGACGGGAACAUGUACGGUAUAACAUUCAGCUAUUUUGGUACACACUAACCAACUAUGUUUCCUUUCUGUAACACAAACUAAACAUGCAUUGUGAUUUGGCUUCUGCGAAAGCCUUUACUGUCGUCUAACCGCAUCUCUGUUUAUGCAAAAAUAGAUUUUUUUUUUUUUUAAAUGGCAACGUACUACUUGGUUUCUGUGGAUUCAGUGGAAGAUUCUACUCAAAUUGACCAACUUAUAGUGAUUUUUUGAUACUUAGAAGGAAAUCAACCUGUGGAGCGUUUUGUAACGUUUUUACCCUCAACAGGGCAUAAAGGAAAAGAAAGGGCAGAUGCGCUUCUAGCAUUUCUUAAUAGUGUUGCACUUACCAUACAAGAAUACCGUGGACAAAGUUACGACAAUGCAAGCAACAUGUCUGGCCACUACAAGGGUAUAAAAGCAAGAAUUGUUAACCUGAAUAAAUAUACCAAGUACAUACCUUGUUUUGGACACUCAUUAAACCUUGAUGGAAAGGAUGCUGCAAAUUCGUGUAGUGAGGCUGUAAGGUUUUUUAAUUUUGUACAAGCUCUUUAUACAUUCUUUAGUGGUUCAUCUCAGCGCUACAAGAAGCUUAAAGAUAAGCUUGACGAGAAAGGCCUCUCUGUGUCCAUGCCAAAAAAGCUCAGUGACACACGCUGGUGCAGAUGUCGUGCAGAUGCUUGUCAAGCAUUAGUCCAUGGCUAUAAAAAUAUAAUGGACAUUUUGUUUGAAUUUUCAACUGACAUUGAAGAAAAAUCUGAGUGCUGUUAUACUGCAAAAGGACUAUUUGAUCAGAUGAGAAAACUUGAGUCAGGGAUUUUUUGCAGAAUUCUGGAACACUGUUUUGCAGCGUUUCAACAGCAGCAGCAAAACUCUGCAGUCUGUUCAGCUGAAACUAAAUGCUGCAGUUGGCGCUUUGAAAUCGUUUGAAAGAUUUUAUUAAUGAACAGCAUACUAAAUUUGAUGCGUUUGAAGAAGCUGGUGAGCUUCUAACAGAUACUGAAGAGUAUAUUGUGGAAUACUGCCGACUUCAACACCGGAAUGUCCGUCAGCAGCCACUUGACUAUGGACACAGUGAAGAAGCACAAUUAACACCAAAGGAGGCCAUUUAUGCUAAGAACUUUCUCCCAUGUGUUGACAAACUUUUAAAGUGUCUGGAACAUCGCCUAGGACCCUACAGUGAAGUGUUUCAUUUAUGUAUUUUCUUUAUAAACUUUCCAGCGAUGGACUCUGGAUCCUUUAAAAUUGCAGCAGAAAAGUUGUCUGCUUUCUACAAGCAUAAUCCGGGCACAAAAUUUGAUGAUGAGCUAAUUCAAUUUCAGUCAUUCAUUUCUCUUUUCCUAAAUGAAAAACCAGAUAAUUGCAGCAUAGAACAAUUCAUGUGGGGGCGAGGCUGGGUGGCCAUGCCAGCAGGCUGCAUAUCACACGGGCUCCCGAGCAAACAACGGAAAAUAGGGUAUAUACCCACCUUACCCGGCUUAUACAGACCCGGGGGGUCCAUGGCACGAGGCUCUGGAGUGUCCCGGUGUAGCUGGGGCGCCCGCAGCAGGGUGGCUCUAGGUCCCGGUGAGAGACUCUGGGGCUCGGAGAUUGAGGCCUACCCGGGAGGGGAGUCUGGCGGACACUCGCUGCCUCACUCUCCACCACGACUACAGUGAACCACCAUCUACCUGGCACCUUCCUUGUCCCGUUUCCCCCCCCCUCUGGGCUGGGGGGGGCCAUCCCGGUCCCCACCAGGCAGGCUACUGCCUAAGCAUCUCACCUGGAUGGCCCGAAGCCGGAGGAGUGAGGCUCCCAUGCGGUCUCAUCAAAAUGGCCGAUGGCUUCACAGCAACUGCAUCAACUGAGACGGUGAUCCUUCUGUGCUCACAACCUGAGCUGCAAUCACGGGAGGUCCCUGAGGGCUCUCGAGCCCGCACGUAACAACCCUGGAACACAGAAGCUGACAGACAAGAACCAUCACAGCUAGCACUUCCUCCACAUGCCCAUGUCAAAGCGGCAACCCCAGAAAUGCACUCUGGGCCACCUUAGACCGAGCAGGCUCCACUAACGACCAGGGCUGGAAGAACAAACAGGAGAAUCAGCUUCACCCACUGACCGCAUGGUGCUACAGCCCUCGACAGCACAUCAAGGCUUACAAGGCAAGGCAAACUUACCCAGCAACCGGGAAGACAUAGCGGGACAUUAGGACCCAGUGGAACUCAUGGGCCCAGGUCCGUGUACUAUUCCCCGUGGUCUGGCCAGGAUGCAAGGAUGUGCACAAAAAAGGUCAUUCUGGCCAGCGCAGAUGACGCAGAUGGACCGGCUGAUGAUUACGUUAUAGCGACUGCAGAUGAUGAAUGCGGAAAUGGAAGCUGGAGAAGGCGGGUGCAAGUGCCAAAAAGGCAGGAAAAUUCAAAAUAAAAGAGAAACUCUUGAAGCUUGGAAAUACUGAACCACUUUUGAGAAAGGCUGUUUUAGUUGAAAUGCAAGGUGGACUUUUGUUUUUUAUUGGGAGCUUUGCUUUUAUCAAUUUUGUUUCCAAUUCAAUGUUUUUUUAAUAAUAAAAAAAAAACAAUUCAUGUACAGUACAAUUCAUGACAAAGAUGUAAGUAAUACCUUUCCCAACACGGAAACUGCUUUAAAAAUCUACCUUACUUUAAUGAUCACUAACAGUUCAGGUGAACGAUCUUUUUAAAAAAAAAAUUGAUUAAAAAAACCUACAACGCACAACCAUGAGCCAAAGCCAUCUCACCAAACUAUCUAUAAUUUCUGCUGAAUCCGAUAUACUCAGACCUUUGCUGCUCAGAAAGCACAUAGACUCAUUGUUUAAGUUAAAAUUAUUAAAAUAUUUCUUUACUUUUUUUAUGUAAAAGUUCUCUGCACUUUACGUUAAUCGUUGUCAAACUACGUAUUCUUUUAUAAUAGUCUGCUACUGCAGCAGUUGGUACCUAACAGGAAUUAUAAUAAUAAGGUUGACCAUGUAACAUUGGUACUUGAUUGCCUAUUUUCCAUAUUGGAAUGGGGAAAGUGCACUUGAAUUCUACAAAUUGUAAGGUUUAAUAUUGUUUCUUUAAUUGCAUUGUUUAGUUGCAUUGUUAAUUGUUGUAUUUUAUUUAUUAAUUAUUUUUGUGAUAUUACUAGCCAACAUGGUUAUUUGUUUUAAAAUGUAAACAUAAUAAUGCUGAUUUGCACUAUUACAGAAAGUUAUUGUUAUUAAGAUAUUAGCAUGCUUGUUCUUCCAACAACAUAUAACUUUUAAUAAAAAUAUACUAUAAGACCGACCUUAAAAGAAGCUACAGGUGGCAAGUAGGUCAUACUAAGGACUUAUUUGUGAACCAGUUCUUUAUGUUUAAAGAUGACCCUGAUUUUAUUGAUGACAUUUUGAAUGCACAGAGAUACCGUGACGAGAUCCUGAGGCCCAUUGAUGUGCCAUUCAUCCACGACCAUCACCUCAUGUUGCAGCAUGAUAAUGCACAGCUCUAUGUUGCAAGGAUCUGUACACAAUUCCUGGAAGCAGAAAACAUCCCAGUUCUUGCAUGGCCAGCAUCCUCACUGGACAUGUCCCCCAUUGAGCAUGUUUGGGAUGCUCUGGAUCGGCGUAUACGACAGCGUGUUCCAGGUCCUGCCAAUAUCCAGCAACUUCACAAAGCCAUUGAAGAGGAGUGGACCAACAUUCCACAGGCCACAAUCAACAACCUGAUCAACUCUAUGCGAAGGAGAUGUGUUGCACUGCAUGAGGCAAAUGGUGGUCACACUAGAUACUGACUGGUUUUCGGACCCCCCCCCUCCACCCCCGGAACCUCCAAUACAGUAAAACUGCACAUUUUAGAAUGGCCUUUUAUUGUGGCCAGCCUAAGGCACACCAGUGCAAUAACCAUGCUGUCUAAUCAGCAUCUUGAUAUGCCACACCUGUGAGGUGGAUGGAUUAUCUCAGCAAAAGAGAAGUGCUCACUAACACAGAUUUAGAAAGAUUUGUGAACAAUAUUUGAGAGAAAUAGGUCUUUUGUGUAAAUAGAAAAAGUAUUUGAGUUUAGCUCAUGAAAAAUGGGGGCAAAAAAAAGUGUUGCAUUUAUAAUUUUGUUCAGUGUAUAUCUCAAAGGAAGAAAUUGCUAAUGCCAUCAAAAUGUUUAAAUUUAGUAAAGCCCCCCAGGCCAGAUAGGUACACUAAUGCCUAUUUCAAAAUAUUCACUGACAUUUAGUUCCACGUCUGACAACUCUAUGCCAAGCUCUAAUUGUUGAAUGCAGGAUGAUGGAUCAAAAGCAGAUAGCUAUAAUUUCACUUAUUUCUAACUCAGACAAGCUAACGGAUAACCCAGCUCUGUCGUGUGUUUUUUCUUUCUUUCAGUUUUUGUUUUCUUAUUUCAUUAUGUUCUUAAUGAUUAUGCUCCUCUUUUUGACACCUCCCUUUAUAUAUAUAUAUUUAUUAUUCUCUUUUCUUCCAUAUGCUUCCUAGUCUUAUCUUACCUUGGCGCCCCCCAUUUUGUUAUCCUCUGUCCAUGAUGGCUGCAAUUUGCCCUUCUGUGUGAUUCUUUUUAACUGAUGUGUUGUGAGUAAAUCAGUUUAACUACUAAAAUGGAACUUUGCUUCUGCCAAUUGCAAAAAUUUACCAAAAAUCACACUCCCCAUGAGAAAAUGUAGUCCCUACUUGUUCUUAUGUACAACUUAAAAAACUGAUGUGAGUUAAAAAAUAAAUAAAAACAAGGAGACCUAGCGGGACAAAAGAUGAUUAAUUUAAAAGCAAAACUUGUAAAGGGACAGAGCUUGUUUAAUUAUUGACUAACCUCACUUCACUAAUUAUGUUUUACUAAUUUUCUAGUCAAAAACUGAAUUUUCUCCUCUUAUAUAUUUUUGACUAUGACCUGGGCAGCAUGUUUCCCCUGUAAUACAGGAGAGAUUGUUUGGACCUCCUUUGAGUAGCUCAAGCCCAAUUAAUUAAUUCACCUGUACUCUCAAUUAAUGCCAAAAAGGCUUUACAUUGAUUCACCUGGAUUUUUAUCUACCUUAGUUAGGACAUUUGAUUUUUACAGCUACCUUUCUGAAUACUCCGUCUGUUAUUUACCAUAAACCCAUGGCUGAAAUAUAUAUUCCAUGAACAAGCCUACACAGUAUUGACAUAUUUAUUGGCACACACCGGGGUUGCCCACUUUCACCACUCCUAUUUGCCCAAGAAUUUAAGACUUUAAAGAAGUGGUAUCUCUCCCCUUCCCAUUCAUAUCACAUGAAACAGAUAACUUGAAUUUGUGUUGGAGUAUAUAAAGCCAUAUAGCCAAUAUCUUUCAUCAGUUGUGGCCUGUCCAAUGAUAAUUCCCCUUUGGAAACUUUGCAUCACUUAGAAGACAGAUUUGUUAAGAUCACUGGAGGUUUCUUCUUUCAAAGCCUAUUGGAGAUAAGCUGAGAAUAAAUUUGCCUUUGUAAAGAGGUGUGCUGUAGCAAUGCACUGAAAACCACCCUUACUCCCAACUCUGGUAGAAGAAAUAACUAAUUGCAGAAGGCAUGAACAUGAAAAAGAUGCAAACUGUUUCCUGGAUUGCAUGACCAAAUAUUUCCAAGAAAACUGAAGACAAAAAUCUAAUGAAUGGAUUGUUUUCAUUAAUUUUAUAAACCAAAUCUUUGUCUUUCUUUUCCUUGAACCUCUCUAUUCACUCUUCUCUUUUUUUUGUUCCAAUGAUAUAGUGUUUAUAAUAUUUUGUGAUGUGGUUAUCUAUAUAAGCGUGCUGUGAGAUGUUGUAGUGCCAUGCUUUUUCAAUUUGAUUAGAUGAAAUGUUGUAAUUUCUAAAUUGUAAAUUAAUAUAUAUAUAUAUUUUUAAAAUACAUAAAAAUACAAAUUCUUUGUCAGUUCUACAGAAUAUCAAUUAGUGGGAAAAAAAAAACCUGUGUUUCUUUGUAUGUCUGUAUACUGAACUUUAGGGGGUACCAGGCCUGAAGAAUACCAGGGGGAGACUAUCCCUGAACAACAACAUUGUGUUUCAACCAAUUAAUAUUUCCAUCCAUACAUUACACCAGCUAAACAACUAACAAUUAUACAGGUUAAUAUUUUAAAACAACUUGUUAUCCUUUGCUGGAUUUCCAGCUAUAGCCACAAGGUGGGCAUAUGGAAGCUUCUCAUAAACAUGAGUUCCACUAAGCCACCAUCACAGAAAAUUAUUCAAAUGAUACCGCAACCCCAUCAGCACUAGCAGCACCAUUGAUGUGCUGGUUGUGGUAUCCCUGUAAGGACCAUGGACCAGAAAUAUCAACCAGGGACAUAAAAGUCACCCAGAUUAUUUCAUUGCAAUGAAUUGGUCUGGGUGCAGUUGCCCUGUCCUUUUCACACUACAAUGUAUAACAAUGCAAUUUUUUGGGAAAUUCAAAGUUUACAUUGUAGAGUUAAGUCCACCUCUAGUGUUUGUCUUCCCGACAGCAACAAGAGGCACUUCCACUGUACUGACUAAGUAAAAUGUGGUCAUGUGAUGCAGAAGCUCAUAGAAAGGCAUUGAAUACAAUGCUUUUAUAUGGGGAAGCUUGGAUACGUGCGUGGCACUUGCCAAGCAUGCUUAUCAGCCACCUGAUGGUUCUCUAUGAGAAGCUUUGAAUUGGACCAUCAAAAUAGAAGGCCACGCCUCUUUGAUUAUAUCCCAGGAUGCGAAGAGUUAAGCAGUGCUAAAGGAGCCUCGGCAGUGGAAAAGGUAAGUAAAACUUUUAUAUUAUUAACAUUUUGUCAAACGGGGGACACUACUAAUGAUAGGAACAGUGAAAAUAUUUUGUAUUCCUAACAUUACGGUGUUCCUUUACGUGAAAUUGAAUUGAUAUUUUGUUAUAUUUACCAAUGUAUUUACAAAUAGUUUGUUUAUCAUUAUGCUAUAUUUGAUUUUUCUAAAAUGCACACAGUUUAACAUACAUGUUGCCAAAAUUCUACCACAUAAUACAUCUCCAGAUUAGGAGUACUACUGUCCUCGUGUGGUAUGGAUGAAUUCUGAAUCAUAAGGAUUUUUAUAUUGCUCUACUACAUUAUGCUAUACAGUAUUCAAAUACGUUACUGCCAAUGCUAUUUAACACAUGUUUUUAAUUUUAAAUAAAUGUUUAAGUAAACUGUUAGUUUAAUUGCAAUAUUCAUAAUGUAUAAAAUGAAUGUACAUAAUUAAAUUUACAAUUUACUGGGACUUAAUUUAGCAUUUUAAUUAGCUACUAUUUUAAUGAGUUCCAAAAAUAUUUCAUUUAAAAUAGUUUGAAUUAAAGUUGGGCAGUAAACAGUAAACUUUGCUUAUAAAACAAGUCAGGCAUAUUUGAGGGUGAACGUACAGCCAACUCAUACCUGUUGCAAAUAAUACUGUAAAUGCUUGCAUUAAAGCAGUUUUGUAAAAUUGUAAUUGCAACUUAAUACAUAAAUGUAAAACACAUUAUACUCUUAGAGAUAUGCAUUUCUUAACCACAGUCUUGCAUGAAGAUGUAAUGGUUAAAGGGAUAUUAUAAGCAAUGUAAGCACCAAAACAACUUUAGCAUAAAGAAGAAAUGACGGUGUAUAUCUUGUGCCCCUACAGUCUCACUGCUCAAUUAUUUUGGUACUUAGGAGUUAAAUUACAUUUGUUUCUGCAGUUUAAGAAGUCCUGGUCACACUCCCCAUGGUUGUAGACUGACAUGACCUCCAUGAUAAAAAAAAAAAAAAAAAGGUUUACUUUUAAAUCAACACAGGGUAUGGUUACUUUAGACAUUCCUAUCUCCUGCUCUCUUAUUUGAACAUUAAUCACACAAGAGGCUAUUAAAGACUGAAAGAUUAGGCCUCUUCUUCAAGGGGUGUGUAGGAAGUCUGUGUGAGUCUCAGCCUCAGAAUGUGUGGCUAGGGCUCUUGAAAAAAAAACCAAGAUUAAACUUCUAAAUGGCAGAGAAUUGAGCAGUGAUAGUGCAUGGGUGUGAUCUACAUACCAAAACUACUUAAUGAAGCUAAAAUGGUUUGGGUGCUUAGAGUGUCCCUUUAAUGUCAGGAUUAAAAAAAUAUAAACAUCUCAAUUAUGAAAUUCAGAAGGUUUUGUCACAAAACAAAUGAAUGCUGGUUGUGGACAUUUAUUGGCCACUAAAAAUUAUACCAAUAGAAAGCUAUGCAAAGACAUAUGUAAAUCCUAUUCCAGUAACUCUCUUGAGGUCCAGUUAACGUUAAUUCAUUAAGCAUUUCAAAGUUAUUCCUGUGCUAUAAUGCACUAAUAAGACACACAAAUCCCAAACAAACGCAAAUGAAAAGCAAAUGAACAGGUUGGAGUAUUCAUAUUUUCUCUCACUUCUGGGAAUUUGGUUGGGGAGGGUGACCUUAUGCUUAUGCCAGUGGUAGAACGCCUUCAGCACUCUACAUGUUGGGGACUACAUAUCCCAUAAUUCUCUUACAACCAUACCAUUGGAGAUGUAGUUCACAAUAUAUGGAGUGCCAAUGGUUGCCUAAACCUAAAUUACAGGUGAUACUCGAAAAAUUAGAAUAUCGUGCAAAAGUUCAUUUAUUUCAGUAAUGCAACGUAAAGGGAAAAACUAAUAUAUGAGAUAGACGCAUUACAUGCAAAGCAGUAUAGUUCAAGCCGUGAUUUGUCAUAAGUGCGAUGAUAAUGGCUUACAGCUCAUGAAAACCCCAAAUCCACAAUCUCAGUAAAUUAGAAUAUUGUGAAAAUGUGCGAUAUUCUAGGCUCACAGUGUCCCACUCUAAUCAGCUAAAUAAGCCAUAACACCUGCAGAGGGUUUCUAAACCUUUAAAUGGUCUCUCAGUCUGGUUCAGUAGGAAUCACAAUCAUGGGGAAGACUGCUGACCUGACAGUUUUGCAGAAAACCAUCAUUGACACCCUCCAUAAGGAGGGAAAGCCUCAAAAGGUAAUUGCGAAGGAAGUUGGAUGUUCCCAAAGUGCUGUAUCAAAGCACAUUAAUAGAAGGUUAUGUGGAAGGGAAAAGUGUGGAAGAAAAAGGUGCACAAGCAGCAGGGAUGACCGCAGCCUAGAAAGGAUUGUCAGGAAAAGGCCAUUCAAAAGUGUUGGGGACUUUCAAAAGGUUGGACUGAGGCUGGAGUCAGUGCAUCAAAAGCCACCACACACCGACGGAUCCUGGACAUGGGCUUCCGAUGUCAUAUUCCUCUUGUCAAGCCACUCCUGAACAACAAACAACGUCAGAAGCGUCUUACCUGGGCUACAGAAAAGAACACCUGGUCUGUUGCUCAGUGGUCCAAAGUCCUCUUUUCUGAUGAGAGCAACUUUUGCAUCUCAUUUGGAAAACAAGGACCCAGAGUCUGGAGGAAGAAUGGAGAGGCACACACUGCAAGAUGCUUGAAGUCCAGUGUGAAGUUUCCACAGUCUGUGUUGAUUUGGGGAGCCAUGUCAUCUGCUGGUGUUGGUCCACUGUGCUUCAUUAAGUCCAGGGUCAACACAGCCAUCUACCAAGAGAUUUUGGGGCACUUCAUGCUUCCUUCCACAGAUGAGCUUUAUGGGGAUGCUGACUUCAUUUUCCAGCAGUACUUGGCACCUGCCCACACUGCCAAAACACCAAAGCCUGGUUCAAUGACUGUGGGAUUACUGUGUUUAAUUGGCCAGCAAACUCGCCUGACCUGAACUCCAUAGAGAAUCUAUGAGGCAUUGCCAAGAGGAAGAUGAGAGACAUGACACUUGAACAAUGCAUAAGAGCUGAAGGCUGCUAUUGAAGCAUCCUGGUCUUCCAUAACACCUCAGCAGUGCCACAGGCUGAUAACUUCCAUGCCAUGCCGCAUUGAGGCAGUAAUUGCUGCAAAAGGGGUCCAAACCAAGUACUGAGUCCAUAUGCAUGCUUAUACUUUUCAGAGGUUCGAUAUUGUUCUAUGUACACUCCUUGUUUCAUUGAUUGCAUGUAAUAUUCUAAUUUACUGAGAUUGUGGAUUUGAGGUUUUCAUGAGCUGUAAGCCAUAAUCAUCGCACUUAUGACAAAUCACGGCUUGAACUAUCUUGCUUUGCAUGUAAUGCAUCUACCUCAUAUAUUAGUUUCCCAUUUUACAUUGCAUUACUGAAAUAAAUGAACUUUUGCACGAUAUUCAAAUUUUUCGAGUAACACCAGUAUAUAUAUUUGAUGAUGUUUGAAAAACUGGUAAAUAUGGGGGGCGCAGAGGGGGCACUUUUGAAAGUUGGAUUUAAGCUUUUAUGUUGUUUUAUAUUUUGGGCCCACUAACUCUGGGAGAAAAUGAGAACUCAAAUGAUAUGGUCGAAAGUUGUUUAUUGUAAAUAUUUAAUUAUUUUUACAUGUUUUUAAAUGUGGUGGUAGAUUUUUCCUUCUUCUUAAUAACAGGCAAGGUUGUAGACAAAUAUAUAUGAUUGGUGAGGGCUUAGUUAUUUAUUUAUUGAUUUGGUAAGUCAUACUGUUUGGUAUUUAGGAACUCUGGUUAAAAAGGUUUAAUGGAUAGAGAACAGCACUGGUCUUAGAAAGUCGAAGGAAGCAAUUGUAAGAACCCCAGAAGACAGCUCAUCAUAUUCUUAAAAAAAACACCAUUGGCUAAGCACAUAUAAGGCCCCUAAAGUGUGCGUUCAAACCAAAAAAUAAGGAAAUGCUAUGAGAGAAAAAAAUCCACGAUCAUAUUCUUGUAAUAGCAGCAUCACAACCAUCAGAAUCAUAUAAGGAAUUAUCUCAUCAAAAAAAGAGUUUAGACCCCAUAGGUGACAUUGAGUACUACGUUAUAUUAGUAGACCCUAGAAGCAGAGGCUGCUCUCUAAUUAGGAGAUUUAGGCAGCUGUCUAAGGCCUUGCACUGUCUGGUGCAGACUGAACUGUUGUGUUCUCAGUCUAUGACCAAGGGCCUGACGAUUGAGGGGGUCUGGCGGCUUGCCUUGUGUGUCGCCAGGUGCGAGGUCCCUCCUUUUGGUCUGCCCUGUCAUCCCACUCUUACUCUGUCACCCCCCUCUCACCCACACACUAUGUAACCCCCCUCAUACCUCCCGCUCACCCUGUCAUCCCCUCUCACCCUGUCACCCCUUUCUCACACUAUGUAACUCCUCUCACACUAUCUAACCCCCUUUAACCUCCCUCUCACACUGUCACCCCCCUCACACUAUGUAACCCCUCUCACACUAUCUAACCCCCUAUAACCUCCCUCUCACACUGUCACCCCCUCUCACUAUAUGCCAACUCCUCACACUCCAUCACUCCCUACACUACUUCACCUCCGCUGUCAUUCUGUCAACCCCCUCUUACUCUGUCACCCUCUCACACUAGGUAAUCCUCCUUCUCACACUGUCAUGGGUGGUGGUCUGAAGACCGGGACCCCUGUAUGCCUGAUGAAGUUGAUAGGAGUCUCAACGUUAAAAUGGACAAUCAGGGUCUGGUAAAGGGUAACCACGUGCCCCGUGGUGUUAAGCACCAGGGUUUGUGAGGCCACAUACCAGAGCCCUGAUGCAGCUUAGCGGAUGCCAGGAGCUGAGAAUAAGCAGAUAUGUAUCCAGUACAGAAAAUAAGGCAAGACUAGAAUAGGCUGUUAGAAAACCAGCGUUUCCUAAACUUUGUUUGGACAAUAUUUCGGUUAUUUCUCCAUUUUUGUUUAUUUGUUCAGUAGUUUCCAAACUUCCGAACCACCGACCACCCCUCUGGCUCAUUAUUACAAAAGGAAAUCAUCAAUUAAGUGUUCUCUCUGUGUGGUUGCCAUACGUAUAGCCAAACGCCACGUGGAAGAGAAAAUGGCGGCAAUCUUGUUUGUAGGAAAGGAGGCAGCGAGACUUGGUCGUCAAGUGUCUAGAACUAAAAUCGGACACUCGAAUUCCAGAACACCAGUCAAACUAACGAACGCCUGCUUCCUUUUACCGAACAGCUAGGAGAGCGCUGUUUGGUAGCUUGGUUCCCACGAACCAGGGGAAUAAUCGCUACUAUGAGCUAGAGGGUUCCAUUCGUCCAUUUGUUCGGUUUUGUGACUUGACAAAAUAGACCGACCGCACAACCUAAACACAUGGAACUGUUUCUGGGCAGGAGCCUCGUGUGUAGUCGGUCAAAUGGGACUUCCAUGAAAUUCAAAAAACCCUGAACUGAUCUGGGUGAUUUUUGGAUAUGUUGGUCACCCAGACCAGUUCUAUCAUGGGAUGUGACAUUUAUGGGGGUCCUGUAUGUUUUGGGGUGUUUUCUAAGUUUUGGAGAAAUUAUGUUCCCUCUGCCUGGAGAUAAUUGAGUUAUUACUUUAUCUGACCCAAUUAUCUCCAGGCAGAGAGGAGGGAAUUAACUGUUUGUACUGGGAGCGUCACUGUUUGUCUCUGUACUGCCAUUGGCUGUAAUAAGUUAUGUCCCUGUUUUCCAUCAGGUCCAGAGGGUGUUCCUCUGGCCUGGAGAAUUGUAUAAAAGCCAGUGUGGCACAACAAAAAUUCAUUCCUGUUACACCCUUCAUCGAGUUUCGGCUGAUGUUUGGGUACCUGUUCAUUACUUUGGGAGAUUCUGCUGAGAAAGCUGUACCUACUCUGGAGAAAGAAACGAAUGGAAACCCGAAUAGCUAUAAUCAGUCGUGCUCUUAGCAGUUCGGGUAAAAACAGACGAACCCCUAGCUACCACACAAGGGUUCAUUACUUAGGCAUCAAACAAGAUAAGACAAGACUGGAAGAACCCAGAACCCAAGCAGGACAGAAAGCAGAACCAGUACACAAUACAUGAGGGAAACAUAAACAGGACAUGGACCAGGCAGGACAGGCAUAGAAUAGAAAACCAGAAAAACUAAACAAGGAUUGUAAAAGAAGUACUGGAUACCAGAAGCCAAGGCCAAAUAUAUCCGCAGAAUGGAACAGGACGUGACAUACACUAUGUCACCCCCCUCUCACUCUGUCAUCCACCUACACAAUGUUACCCUCCCUCUCACACUAUGUAAUCCCCUCUCACACUUGGUCACCCCCUUUCACUCUGUCACCCCCUGUAACGAACCCUGAAGUGGUAGCUAUGUGUUCAUCUGAUUUGAGCUGAACGGCUGAGAGCUUGGGUGAUUAUAGCUCGCUGUUCGGUUCUUCUAGUCGGUAGUUAAAGUCCAUAGAAACAAAAUCCUCUAGUACAGCUUUCCCCAAGUAGUAAUCAGGUACCCAAACACCAGCCGAAACAUGAUGAAGGGUGUAACAAGACUGAUGUUUAUUGAGACCACACCGGCUUUUAUGGAGGUCCCCUUGCAUGAGGACCUCCCACAGUACACAAACUAAAUAGCCAAUCAUAAGGUACAGUUACACUUAAACACUCCCUGUCUCCGCCUGUGAGAUAAUGAGAUAAGUUAGGGAAUAACCCAAUUAUCUCCAGGUGAAGUGCACACAUUUUCCCCAAAACUCAGAACAGCCAUUUAUGCUUAAGGUAUCCCCACAAAUGUCACAUCCCCUGAUAACCCCGAUCUGGGGGAACAACAUAUUCAAAUUUCACCCAGAUCGGUUCAGGGGUUUUUAAAAAGUGUGGAAGUCUUAAGUUACCGACCGCACACGAAGCUCUUACCCAAAAUAGUUCCACGAAUUCAGCGUGUGCGGUCGGUCAGUUCUGAAAAUGUUAAAUAACUCCAUAAUCCACAAACUGAGCAUCCUGGCUCAUAGGAGCGAUUGUUCCCCUCAUACGAAUACAUCAAAGUACCGAAAAGCUGUUCGGAAAAUACAGUUCCAUCUUAUGUUUGAGAUUCGUUCGUAUUUUAGUUCCAGACACUCGAUGACCAAGUCCCGCUGCCUUUGUCCCGAACAAACAAGAUGGCCGCCGUUUUCUCCGCCACGUGGCGACCACCCUGAGAGAGUGCUUAAUUGAUGGCCUCCUUUGAAGUCAAUGAGCCAGGAGGGUGGUCUGUGUUCGGUAGUUUCAAUCUACCGAACAAAUGUGGCAUAAACUAGCCGAAUAAACUAAACAGAUGAAUGCUCAGAGAAAACCCCGAACUCCCGGUGGGUUUUCUCACACCCCCCUCUCACUCUGUCACCCCCGCACACACUAAUGUCAUCCCCCUUUCACACUGUCACAGCCCUCUCAUUAUGUCACCCCUCUCACGCUAUGUCACCCUCCCUCACACACUAUGUCACUCACCCUCUCACACUAUGUCACCCUCCCUCUUACACUUAUGUCACCCACUCUCAUACACUGAUGUUACCCACCCUCACACUCUGAUGUCACCCACCACUCACACACUAUGUCACCCCCUCCAAACACACUGUCACCUCUCACCCCACACAUUGUCACCUAUCUCCGCACACACUGUCUCCACUCUUUGCACACACUGUGACCACUUUCUGCACACACGGGCACCACUCUUGCACUCUGGCACCCCCCUCCAUACACACUGACACCCCUCCACACUCUGGCACCCUUCUCCAUACACUCUGGCACCCUCCUCCACACUCUGGCACCCCCCUCUAUACACAUUGUCAUCCCCUCCACAUUCUGGCACCCCCAUCCAUACACUCUGUUACCCCUAACACAAAUGGACACCCCCCAAACACUGCCACCACCCACACACACUGUCACCCUCCCACACUUAUAUUAACUUCUCCUAAUUCAGUCACACUCACCCCUCCAAUCAUGCAGCACUUACCCUAUAACAUGAAUCCCCCUAAUCCUGUCACACUCACCUUUUCUCACAUUCACCUCCCAGCCCUAUCACACUCACCCUGUCACCGUCACCAUGUCAAAUAAACCCCUCCAAUCCUGUCACGCCCACCUCCCCUCAUCAUGACACACUCCCUCCUUCAACCUUGCCACACUCAUCCCCACCUCUGUCACCCCCCCAACCUUUCCACACUUACCCUGUCACAUUAACACCUCAAAAUCUGUCACAGUACCCCAACCCUUCCACACUCAACCUGUCACAAUAACACCUCUAAUCCUGUCGCACUUGCCCUCUCAAUUAACCUCUCUUAAUCCUGUCACAUUCAUCUCCCUUUACCCUGUCACACUCACUCCUCCAACCAUGCCACAUUCAUCCCAACCCUGUGGUACUCAUGCUACAUUCACCCUAUCACAUUAACCCCUUAAUCCUGUCAUACAUACCUCCUCUCACCCUGUAACACUCUCUCUUGAAACCAUAUCACACUCACCCUCCCUCAUUCUGUCACACCCACGCCCCAACCCUGUCUUAUUCACCCCCUUUCUCUUUUACACUCAUCCUGCCAAAGUUACCCCUUUAUUCACCCUGUCACCCCCUGAAGGCAAUCAUUAUACACACUGUCAUGAAACAUAGCUUUGCCAAAGGCCACAGGCAGUAGACAAACAUACACAUGCUCAGAGAAACAUUCAUACAGAUACAAGGAUACUCACUGUCAGACAUGCACUCUCAGGCACACAAACAGGUAGACAAUGCAGGACACACUCAGAAAUACACACAGCCAGAUAAAUACACAUUUUGACUGAUUUUUUUAAAAGCCCAACCAAAAUAAAAAUUUCUGUUUUUAAUAACCCCUUCACACCAGCACUUAUAUAUACACAACUGCCAGGCUAUGCAACCAUACCUCGUAAUCAUGUAUAAACAAUUAGCAUAAUUGCACAUUUAAAUUUGCUUGUUGCACUUUCUGCCAUAGCUACAGUCAGAGAGCUCACAAUGCAGCGGCACAGUAAACCACAACAAUGUAAGCCUCUGAGCGAUGUAUACAGAGACUAGCUCUCUAUAUCCAAUGCUACAAGCCCCCCCUUCAAUAUAUCUACAGCUUCUUAUACACACUCAAGUCAACUGCUAUUUUUCUCACUAAUGGUGUUAGUGGGGGUCUCAUGUUUGAAUUUCGCCUAAGGCCUUGCCAAGUCUAGAGCUGCCACUGCCUAGAAGAACAUCCCUUUGCUCAAACAGCUAUUCAGUGAAGUCAAUAUAGUUGUGGAAUGCAUUUGUACUGCUCAGAGAAUAGUACUGUAAAAUAUUCUUCAAAGCAGUGAUAAAUUCCUGUAAAUAAGGUGACUUUGGACCAUACAAAAACUAAGGUAAAAAUAAGCCCAAUCACUAAUAGAGCCCAAUCACCAAUAUAGCCCAAUCACUAGUUCAAGAACCCUCUACAACAGAAAACAAAGUGAGUCCCAAUAUCCUGGCUAGGACCCAGAAUAGGAGUGCUAGCAUAGCACAUCUGCCAAGGAGUCCUCUAUUGGGUAUUUCAUCUGAAGAUGACAUUAAAAAUAGUCUUGAAGAUAGUGAGAUCAGAUUUCUGCCUUUUGUUCUACUGUGAAACCAUUAUAAAUGGCGUUAUUAACCCUUUCAUGAUUUAUGACUUGUCAGGACUGCCAAAUAGGAAAAGUCUCUUCUCCUUAAAUAAAGGAUUAAAUUGAAUUUAUACAUCCGUGUCAAUUGUGCAUCUUUUCUGAAUACAUUAUUUGGAUAAUGACCGUGAAUAAACACAGCUCCAUUUAUUCUUUAUUGACCUUUCUCCCCAAGUUGAGGUUCCUACAUUGUUGGAAAUGUAUCAACAUUGUCUCUGUUUUAAAAACAGAUUAUACAAUUCAAACACAAAUACAAGUAACAGUACCAAUAUAAACGCUAUAUGUCUCUCUAGGCAAUGGUUUACAGCUCAUAAAUAUAUACAUGUAUAUAACAAACAUCAAGUAAUAGCAACAUCGUAAAAAUUAUCAGAAAGGUUCUGUUAACAUUCUCCAGUCCAUGGUGAUAGGGAUGGGAUACUAGCUCUCCAGCUCCAUCUAGUGGUGGACAUAACAUUUGCAUUAAUUUGAAGGUCUGCAUAAAUUUGAAGAUCUGAAUCAAUGGCAUUCUAAUCAAUUGUUCAUAAUUUCAAAUAGAUAUACAUACAGAGUUUUAUACUGUUUGCCACUCGGUCACUGACACACAACUACAGUGGAAUUAACUUUCCAGAAAGUAUAAAAUGAUUCACACAUUAAAACCCUCUAAGCCAAUCUGUUUAUGCAUGACUCACUGCUAAUGUUUGAUAUUUUGUAGACCAUAAUCUUGCUUUAAAAUGUUCUUUUGUAACUGUAUCAUGUUUGUAUACACCUUAAAAUCAAACAUUUCUAAGUAUAUUUCUUUCAAAAACAUGUUUGACCCCAUUGUGACAGCAGUCUCCUUUAUGUCCCAUCAUUUAUACACAUUAUGAUUGUCGAUUACUGUGUACAUCUGUUAUAAAAAUGCCAUCCUCCCCAAAUUCCAGGUUUCCCAGAUAACAGAGAGACAACUCAUGAGGAUGACUAGCAAAAUCCCCCCUAAGGAUGUCACAGGCCUCAAACACUUUGGCACCAUGCCAAAGUGGUCAGAUGUAAAUUUCCUAUAUUCCACUAAUCAUUGGUAUUAGUGGUAGUCCCACUACAUGCCAAUUGUGGCAGUUUGACAGUCCAGCUAUAGAACUAAAACGGAUCCUGGGGUUGUGAUUGAUGCAAAAACUAAUACCUAAGGCAACUGAUUCAUUGUGAUUGGCACUCACAGAGAGCACUCAAAGACUAGGUUAGGGUUAUGGUUAGCUAGGGUGAGGGACAGGGAUAGGGUUAAGUAGGGUUAGUGAGGCUUGGCUAAGGUUAGUUAGGGUUUGUUAAAGUGGGUUUGUUAGAGUUAGUUAGGUUUUGUUAGGGUUAACUUGGGUUAUGUUGGGUUAUGUUGUGUUUGUCAGGAUAUGCUGGAACCUGAACACACACAAAGAAUCACUAAAAGAGAAUCCAUAUACCGGACCUUAGAAUGGCCGGGUUAACAAACAAGCAGAAUCAGUAACAAGCCGAGGUCAAAUGGAAUAGAGAAGAUAGGAAUACCAUAUAAUUAAGCCGAGUUCAAAAGGAGCAUAGAAGACAGGAUAAACGUAUGACAAGAGCCAGAAAUAUAGCACCAGAAUAUCACGAAAGGAACGGGCUAUUGGGCUACCAAAAACCACAACAGGGCAACAAGGAAUGGGAGAGGUAAGUAUAAAUAGGCUACACUUAAUUUUGAUUGGUCCAAUUCCAGUUGGAAUUGACUAUACUUGGAAGUUACUUGACCUUCCUAAUCUGACCUCUGACGUCAAUUAUGUGCGCCGAAUUCGGCCUACCGAAUUUCGCGUUCUGUUUGGCGAACUCCAAAUUCAGUAGUUUGGUCGCACAUAAAUUCUGAUAUCAGAUGGAAUGUUGGAGGGGAUCGCGGCACACGGAGCCGUGCCGACAGGUAAGUAGGCAGUAUGCUUGAAAGAGGUUAGGGUGGCUAGUAAUGAGGUUAGGACUGAGGUUGUACAAUUAGGACUAGAUUCCAUAUUAGAGUAAUAAUUAGGGUUACAAUUGCAUUUAAAGGAUCACUAUAGUGUCCCUCCCACCCUCAGGGCCCCCCUACCGUGACAACUAAUAUUGCUGGACAGGAAGGAUGUAAUCAGACUGGCUUGUGGAUAUCCCAACGUGGCAGCGAUACACAAAAAAUAGUAUGUGUUUCAGGACUUAAAUAGUUUUGAAAAGAAAGACUGCUGGGAUAAGAUCAUUGCCCCAUAACUACUCCAGUAAGAUGAAGUGGUUAUGGUGCUUAGAGGGAGAUGAUAUUUACGGGUAGAAUUUUUAAAUAGCGGGGUAAUAACUUCUUGAUCCAAGGAAAGAUCUGACUGCCAUUCUGGGGUCAAGUAGGAAUUUUUCCUAGUUUGUUAAAAAAUUGAAAGAGCUUCAAACUGUUUUUUGCCUUCUUUUGGAUCAAUAGCAAAAACAAAGAAAGGCUGAACUUGAUAGACGCAGGUCUCUUUUCGGUUAUCUAACUAUGACACUAUGCAAAAUGAUGUAACAUUAUGUUACAGAAGAAAAAAACAGCAAAAGUGACAAAACAGCCUCAGUAAUAAAAGAACAGAUAUCAAACUGCAACUCUCCUCGGAUGCAAAAUUGCAAAACACUCAUAGUUCUAAUUUUGUUCACAAUUAUUACAUAGUGCCAAAAAUACAAUCAUUGUGAAAAUAAAUUUGUAAAUUUACUAAAUUAUUACAUCCUGGAGUAAUGUGAGAAAAAAGUUGGGCUAAUUCAGUGCCUCAUACCAGUUGCCAUUCAGUGGCCCUAAAUGAGUGCUGUGCCAUAUUGAUCCAAGCUGUCUCUGUAUGCCCUCAACAUAACCACUAGAUGGAGCAAAUCUGCUCAGGAAUUACUGUAGAACUAAGUACUGUACUGAACAACUUUCUGAAUUAUAGUCAGUUGUAGCUAAAUUGGCAGUGUGGCUCCUUCUACAGUCAGCUUUCUAGUGGUUAAAAUAAAUGCAACUAAAUUAUGGUUCCUUGGACCUGUGAAUCAUGGGGGCCCAGGCAGAAUGGUCAUCUAUUCCUCUUUAUCAUUAGCUGAUUUAAUGCAAAGUAAAUCACUUUACUCCUCUGUAUAUUAUUAUUAUUAUUAUUAUUAUUAUUAUUAAUAUUAUUAUUCAUUCAUUAUAGACUUUAAUAAGGCAAGCUGGAAAUGCGUAAAACCACUGAGAAGGGGAUUGCAGAAGUUAUGAGAUGAUAGCAGCAUGGACUAGAACCUUCACCAUAUCCGGUGUUAGAUAUUGGUGGAUUUGAGCAAUGUUUUUGUGAUGGAAGCGGCAGGAUUUGGCAAGUGGUUGGACGUGACUUAGAGACAGACAAACACUGGAGUAGCGACACUUGAAGGGGGUAAGAAAAUAAGUUCUGUUUUCAGGUUAAAUUUUAAAAAGUGAGCAUCCAACCAGUUAGUUUACCAAGGCUUUUAGUACAGAUCAAGAAUACUAGGGGACUAAGGACAGGACCUUGGGAAACACUGGCAGGGAGGGGUUGCAGAGAAGUGGAAGAGCCAGAAAAAGGAGGUAAUGGGUCAGCUUAGUGUGCCAAGGUAAUAACCAGGGUAGUUUACAAUGUUCACAUGUAGGAACUGCCAUGAUAUCUAGUUCAGAGGAGAGUUCAGAGGAGAGUGUGUAGUUGUAGAGGGAGGUUGCAGAGCUUGGGCAGGUGAGGUUUGAGAUGGUAAAAAGAGAGUUUGGAGGUUGGUGGGAAAAUGCUGUAUUCAAGACAGUGGAGGUUUCUACAAGAUUGAUGUUCUAAGUGUGGUAUAAUAAUUUGCAUAUUCUCUUUUGCUAAGUAUACUAAUUAUUUAAAAGCUCUUACAUUUAUAUUAAUUGUAUUUGCGAAAUUUUCCUUGAGUUUAUAUUUGCUACAAGUAGCAAGUUUCCAAAUGGAGAGAGUCUUUUUAACAGUCUUAAUGGUUGGUAUUAAUUUAUAUUGUAUAAUGGCAAUUUUAUUAAAGACACGGAGGCUCAUAUUAUGCAUAACUCUUUCUUUAUUUCCUCAGCAGCAAAGAUAGAGGAAUAUAAAUAUUGUCAAAAAUGAAAGAAAAAACUGUAUAGAUACACAGGCAACCAAUCACAUAACAGAGGAAGUGACUAUAAAAGGCCUGUGUCUCCCACAAUCCCCCUCUUUCUUUGCUGCUUCCUCAGACAGCUAAGUACUUUACUUGGUCCACUGUAUUUAUAUGCCUAUUUGCAUGUGAUGCUGUACUGUUAUGGUACUUUUUUCUGAUGUUUGUUUGGGUUUACUGUUUGUUUACUACCCUUGUUUAUUAGGCGUUUUUAUCUCUUUGCCUUCUUUCUGUAGCUGCUUCUGCAGCUCCUGUUCUAUCCCCUGCGCUGGUGCCCCCCGCCCACCCCUCCCUCUCUCCGCCCGCCGCGACCGCUUUCGGCCAGGUGGCGCCUUCUGUCCCAGGUCGGCUGUCAGCCGCGGCUCUCCCUAGUACUGCCGCGGCUGCCAGCGUGUUUCUCCGGCUCGCUCGCUGCUGCCCGCGCGGGGAGGGGUGCGCGCCCCUUCCCCCGCCGGGUUUCAGACCACGAGCGUUCCCUACACGUGCGGCGGCCAUCUUGGGGGCGGGACUUAUUCCCGGUCGCUCCACUCUGCUGCCGUGCGCUCUGCCUUGCUCCUGGGUCCCUGGGGUGCACCAGUGCUCAGGUUUUUUCCUUCUUACCUUCCUCUGCAGGGUUAAUCAACCCUUUAAUCUCUGUUUACUGUCUGUUUAGUUUUAUAAGCUAUUUCUGUUGGGUUUUUACCUGAUAUAUUAUUUUCAAUAUGCAGGAGAGAGAGGAUGGGCCUGAGGGCCUCCCCACUGAUUUUAACCCAGAUAAUCCUGUGGGGGCUACUGCUUCCCAGGAAUUCCAAGCCCUGCUGGAUGCCACUAUGGCCUCUUCCCUGCAGAAAGCUUUUGCCUCAGCCAUGGGGGCUGUAUUAUCCUCAUUUUCUCAAUCACUACAUUCUCUCCUGCUGCCUUCCAUGGCGACUCCCGCCCUCCUGGGCAUGGGACUGCCCUCUCCUACCCCGACUGUGCCGGGAGCCCGUAAGGCUAAGGAGAAGUCUAAACACGUCGACUCCCACUCCUCGAUGCAGGUUCUACCUGCCAUGAUUGACACGCUUGAGGCGGUCACAGACAGCGCGCCUCCCACGCGCAAAAGAGCCCCUGGCCGGGCUAAAAAGGCUAGGUUGUGGAAACGGGCUAAAGCCCUGGAUGAUGGGUCGGAUUCCGACCGGAGUGUGGAGGAUGACUCAGACGUUCUGGAGUAUGACUCCUUUGAUGAGGGUGAGUCGGGUGAGGACUUACCGCUUGCGGGUGUUACCCCUUCUGGGGCACCCGCUACUGCCCGUAGUCAAUCAUUAAACCCCACUGGGGAUACCAAGGCACUGGUUGACCCUCAGGGCAACCCAUUAUUUGACCCUGACGAUCUUCGUCACCCUAGGUCCGCGGAGUGGGUUCCCCCGGACCAUAUCGCCCAGUAUGUGGCACGGCGCAUGCACACCCCCCUUUCCAAGGAGGGUCGUAAUAAGUUGCGGGCGGAAUGCCCCAGACCCUCUCUGCCAGGGGCAGCCUGCAAAACCCCUGACAUUGACCCCCAGAUUGCUCAAUUCAUGAACAAGUCGGGCUGGAAGCCCAAGAAGGGAUUGGACUAUUCGCUCAAAGGGUGCCAGGACAAGCUCUUGGACACCCUGGGCCCUCUGUCCAAGUUAUACGAGCUCCUGGACGGCGCUCGGGCAGGUACUUCCAUGCUUGAUGUGGAUGUUGCCAUAGGAUGGGUCCAGAGAGCUAUCUGUCUUUUGGGGAAUGCUAACACUGCCAUGUCCUCUGAGAGGCGUAAGGCGAUUCUCCUCAAGCUCGAUCCGAAAUUGGCUGCCAUGACUGUGGCGGAGCCUGGCCCUUCCGAAGAGGGAAUGCUGUUCGGUGCCUCCUUUGUGAAGGACUUGGGGUUGUAUGUCAAGACCUUUACGGCCAUUGACAAGGCGCAGGCAAAUAUGAAACGCAUGUUCGCGCCCAAGGUUUUUGGAGGGGCCGGGCGUAGCAGGAACCGUCCACCCGGCCGUGGUUUCCGUGGCUCCUCACGUGCCCAAAGAGGUUCCUUCUUUCCAUCCCGGGGAUUCCAGGAUCCGAGGACACCUCCUUUCUUCCCAGCCAGAGGGAGGCCUUGGGGCUCCAGAUACCCCCGCGGUGCCGCUUCGGGAAGACGCCCGUAUGGUAAGUACCCCUUCUUCCCGUAUUACUCGGGUGCGGGUAGCGGGCAGGCUGGCUCUAUUCCACCUAGAGUGGGCAAAUAUUACUUCGGACGCUUGGGUUCUACAGUGUGUAAAGGGCUAUCGCCUGGAGUUUGUUUCUCCCCCUGUCCAAUUUCAUGUCCCCAGGGAAUUGUCUCUCCCGCUAGACCAGGACGAGAUGAUCUCGGCGGAGGUCGAGGAGAUGCUGUCGAAAGGCGCUAUAGAAGAGUUGCCGUUCGCCGCGCAAGGCUUUACAAGCAACCUCUUCCUAGUCCCCAAGAAAGGGGGCGGUGUCCGCCCGGUGAUAAAUCUCCGUCCCCUCAACGCGUUCCUUCAGUACCAGCACUUUCAGAUGGAGGGUAUACACUGCCUCAGGGACCUCCUCCGUCAGUCAGACUGGAUGGCCAAGUUGGAUCUGAAGGACGCGUAUUUCACGGUCCCGAUAGCGAUGGAGUACAGGGAUUACCUGCACUUCACCUGGCAUGGGAGACGCUGGCGCUUUACCUGUCUGCCUUUCGGCCUUUCCUCGGCGCCAUGGUGCUUCACCAAGGUCAUGAAGCCUCCAGUGGAGUUCCUCCGGACCCGCGGGGUGCGUUUAAUCAUUUACCUGGACGACAUCUUAAUCAUGUCCCAGUCCAGAGACCAGCUUCUCAUACAUUUGGGAUGGACGAUCGAUCUUCUACAAGACCUGGAGUUCUUGAUCAACUGGGACAAGUCGAUCCUGGACCCCUCACAGUCGAUGGAGUUCCUAGGUUUCCAGGUGGAUUCCAUCCGCCAAUUCCUAUACUUGCCGGAUUCAAAGAUCAGAGCCAUCCGAAAGGAGCUUCGAAGGGCUCUGCGUGUACAAGAUCUAUCCAUCAGGCAAUUGGCACGCAUUAUCGGUCUCCUUGCGGCCUCCAUUCAGGCAAUAUUCCCGGGCCCACUCCAUUAUCGUGCCCUCCAAAGGCUCAAGGGUUCUCACCUCCGAUCAGGUCAUUCCUACGAAUCCCGUGUACAGCUGGACGUGGAGUCCAGAGACGAACUGGUGUGGUGGUUAGCCCACAUGGAAGCCUGGAACGGGAGGGCCAUCUUCGGUUCCAUCCCGGACGUGGUAAUAGAAUCAGAUGCCAGCUUACACGGCUGGGGGGCUCGUUGUGGCAACGUUUCCACAGGAGGCAGAUGGUCCGAGACGGAGAGAUCCCUGCACAUCAAUUGCCUGGAGCUCCUGGCAGGGGCAUUCGCGAUUCGCAGCCUUACCCCAGGGCGGGCGAACUGCUGCGUUCUUCUCAAGAUGGACAACGUGUCGGCCGUACGUUAUAUCAACCACCUUGGAGGCACCAAGUCCAGGAUGUUGGCCCUGUUAGCGAAAGAUUUUUGGCAAUUUUGCCUUUUCAACAAUGUGUCCGUGACAGCGGAACACAUUCCGGGGCUGGACAAUUCGGACGCGGAUUGGAAUUCCAGACAUUUGAGAGACUCGGGAGACUGGCGUUUGCACGUUUCGGUGUUCCAAGGCCUGGACAGACUAUGGGGGCGGUUCAGGAUGGAUCUGUUCGCGUCCCGUCUGAACGCUCAACUACCGGAAUUUUACAGCUGGAGGCCGGACCCGGCAGCGGUCGCGACGGACGCCUUUCUCCAGGAAUGGCCACCGGGCUGCCUUUAUGCCUUUCCCCCGUUCAACAUGAUCGCCCGCACGAUAUCGAAGAUGACUCGUCACGAGUGCCGCCUGGUUUUGAUCACCCCCCUGUGGAGAUCCAGACCAUGGUUCCCUCGUCUGUUGGAGUUGUCAAUAGACUAUCCCCGGUUGAUCCCGUGCUUCCAGGACCUCCUUCUGGAUCCGGAUGGGAACUCUCACGAUCUGGUGCGUCAACGACAGUUGCCUCUUGUGGCGUGGCUCCUUUCAGGGGAACCUGGGCUGUCCCAAAUGUUCCGCGAUCAACUCUCCUGCUCCUCGAUAACGCCUGGGCCCCCGGUACGAGAUCAGCCUACCGUGCUUCAUGGAAUUCAUGGUCUGAUUGGUGCAUGGGACGGUCUGUGGAUCCCGUAUCUGCCCCUCUCCAUCUGAUCCUAGAGUUUCUCACGACACUGUUCGAGGCGGGCAAGGCAUACCGCACCGUCAACCUUUACCGCUCGUCGAUUUCGGCCGGGCAUAAUGGUUUGGAUGGAUCACCGGUCGGCAGACACCCUUUUGUGUGCCGCCUUCUCAAAGGCAUCCGCCUCGCUCGCCCUCCUAGACCUCGUUUCUCUGCCUUCUGGGACGUCAACGUCAUGCUACGAUUCCUAUCAUCUUGGUAUCCUAACCACGAACUGAGCCUCAAACAGUUAUCCUCCAAACUAGUGAUGCUACUCUGUUUGAUUUCAUGUAAGCGGGUGUCUGAUGUUAGGGCCCUUGACUGGGACGCCAUUGUAUUCACCCCGGAGGGUGUUACUUUCAACAUAUCCAGAAGGACAAAGUCGGCAUCCAAGUCGUUCACGUAUCCUAGGUUCCCAGGCUCUCCAGCAUUGUGUCCGGUUGAAUGUCUGAAGACUUAUCUGGAUGCUACUCGACCUUUUCGUUCCUUGGACUUACAUCCUCUGUUCGUGUCUUUUAGGACACCUCAUAGACCUGUUUCAACUCCGACUCUGGCACGUUGGGUGCGCUGGCUAUUAGCCUCAGCGGGUAUUGACACUUCGGUCUUUACACCUCACUCGGUUCGGGGUGCUAUGGCUUCGAAGGCAUCCACGGUCGGCUGUCGACUAGAGGACAUCAUGCGAGCUGCGGACUGGUCUAGAGAAUCGACCUUCCGUGACUUCUAUUUCAGACCUAUUGAGCAUAUCGCAUCUCAGGUGAUCACACAGCUUUAAACUUGCAUAAUAUGAGCCUCCGUGUCUUUAAUAAAAUUCCCAGAUUUUACUAUUAACAUGACGUAAAGUCAUGAUUUUAUUAAAGACACGGAGGCGAGUAUUAUUCCCUCCCACCCUCCCAUGAGGGUAUGGGGAUGAGAUGCUAUUGGGCUCUUCAGGUACGUUUUUUUUUUUUCAUGUCGGUAUGUUUUCUGAUGACGCUUUGGGUAUGUGACUCACUUAUUGUAUCACGUCAACUAAUUAUUUCUUUUAUGUUUUUCAGAUUUCGGUUUUUCAUGGAACUGCUAAUACUUGCUUUGCUCCCUAUAUUAUCUGUCGUUGAGUAACCAACAGUUUGUUUUGGUAAGUCUACAGUUUGGAGUCUGGGUAUUACCAUAUUUCUCUCUCUCUUUUAGCUUGAAGUUUUCGGUUCAUUGCCUUUUCCUGUUAUGGACAAGUUGGAUUUCGUUUGUCUUAUCUGGUCUUCGGUUUCCGCAAGAAAGAGGGGGAUUGUGGGAGACACAGGCCUUUUAUAGUCACUUCCACUGUUAUGUGAUUGGUUGCCUGUGUAUCUAUACAGUUUUUUCUUUCAUUUUUGACAAUAUUUAUAUUCCUCUAUCUUUGCUGCUGAGGAAAUAAAGAAAGAGUUAUGCAUAAUACUCGCCUCCGUGUCUUUAAUAAAAUCAUGACUUUACGUCAUGUUAAUAGUAAAAUCUGGGAAUUUUUGUUUUCCCUUUCUUGUUUAACUCUUUCUCUGCUAAAUCUAAUUUUGUCCUAUAUUGCACUAUUUCUCCCUUUUCCUUUUCCAAGUUUUUCCCCUGACAAAUUCAUUGCCAACAUUUUAGUCUCUAUUUUAGUUCUAUUUAAAAGAUACUUUUCUCAAUACUCCUUCACAGUCUCUGUUUUUCCCUUUAUUUAAAUGUUAGCAUUAGUUUUUAUCUUUUAUUUCCGUUAUCAUUUUUAUCUUACAUUUAAACGUUUAACUCCGUUAUCUGCUUACUUUCUUCUUACUUCUUUCUUACUCCUUGGCAACAUCCUGUUAAUCUAAACCAGGGGUAGGUAAACUUCACCACUACAGAUGUUGCAGACAACAUCUCCCAUAAUUCUCUUACAACAUGCAUCAUGGGAAAUGAAGUCCACAACAUUUUAAAUACUAAACAGUGGCUGCAGUAGGGCCGGAACACUUAGGUGGCCCAUCGUGUGGCCCAUGCAGUUAAGAACACCCAUGGGCAAAAUUAUUGUAUGGGGCCCAGACAGCACUGUGGCCCUUUAAUAACGUGACUAGGCCCCUAUAAUCUCGGAAGUCUGGGAGGAAGUGACAGACGGUCACUUCCUCCCAGCUAACACUGAGCCGCAAGCAAGGAUUGCCGAGAAAAGGGGGACUAAAGUGAGAAAUUUUCUGACUCCCAACAGCCUGAGCAAACCACCUGGAACCCAGGGAAGCCACCCUACUGCACCCAAAAUAUAGGAAACAGGAGGGUGGCUUAAAAUGUGUAAAUUUUGCCUUUAAAUGUGCCUGUGUGUCUCUAUGUGUGUAUGUCUGUAUGUGUGUUUGUGGCAGGACCACUGCCUUUUCGUGAAUUGCUAGGAAAUGUUCCCAGUGUUUUCCCCUGUAUUAUGUUGUAUUCGUGUGUUUUACCUGCUCCCCGUUCGGGAAAGCUCAAUGCAAACGAGUUCCGUUCACCUCCCGAACGGGAACCACCAAAGAAACCUCAUUUAGAAUGUUGUUAUAGAAUGUUGUUAUAGAAUGUUCACACCUUGUAACUGGGUUGCGGCCCAUUCAUUAGACGAACACCAUCUAGGGGAAGCAUUCGUGGAUUGCUUCCCACCCUGUUCGGUUCCCGAACGGGGACCUCCCCAGUUCCCUUGGAGUGUUCACACCAAUUAAUUAGAACGCUAGCAACUUGCAACAAAAGUGUGAAACCGCAAGGGAAGUAAUUAAUGAGUGCGACAUUGUAUAAGCGGACGGCGGCCAGGGGGAGCAUUCGUGCCUCGAACGGAGAUGCUCCACUUGCGUGGGCUCACCCAGGGACCCCGCAAGUGGAAGCAGUUAAAAUUCAGGGGGAUCCCUAAGAUUGGUGGGGACACUCUCUUAGGGACAAUGGCGGUUUGGCGGGCUUUCCCGCGCUGGGACUCUCAGGUACAGAGCCUCAAUGGAUCGUGGGAAAUGGGAGGUGGGAAAGCCUGAAGAUGGGUGGCAGGAACUGGGGACAAAGGGACUGGAGUUCCUGUCACACGCACAGACCCCUCGGAGGGGGAGGACCCUGGGAGGUGGGCAUAGAGUGGUGGGAACAAGGGACAAAGAGAUUGAGGUUCUGGUUCCGUUAUGUGGCCCCCGGGAGGAGGGAGGACCAUGGGAGGGGACAUUGUCGCUGUGUGUGAUCCACCCCUUGCAUGGGGAAAGUGUGGCCAAAAAGUGGUUGUUGUACCCCUGGAACUGUGUGUCAUCCAGUUACUGGGGAAGAUGGGUCUCUUAAUUCAUUUAUAGCAGGGGUAUCUAGCCGGGCUACCCAUGGCCCGCUACAACAUCUGUAUGUCUUUCUAUGUGUGUGUCUGUGUAUAAGUGUGUUUGUAUGUGUCUGUGUAUCUAUCUGUGUGUCUGUAUGUGUAUAAAUCUCUGUAUGUGUGUCUGUCUGUGUGGAUAUGUGUCUGUAUGUGUGUCUGUGUGUUUUUAUGUGUCUGUAUAUUUGUGUGUUAAUGUGUGCUAUGUGUAUCUGUGUGUGACUGUGUAUCUGUAAGUGUAUCUGCAUGUGUGUCAUUGUGUGUGACUGUGUAUCUACAUGUGUCAUGUGUGUCAUUGUGUGUGACUGUGUAUCUGCAUGUGUAUCAGUGUGUGUCUGUGUAUCUGCUUUUCUGUACCUGUGUAUCUGUUUGUGUGUCAGCGUGUGUAUCUGUGUAUCAGUGUAUCUGCAUGUGUGUGUAUCUGCGUGUUUUGAUGUGUGUAUAUGUGUGUGUAUAUGCGGCAGUGUAUAUGUAUAUAUGCAUACUUCUAAACAUUUAAAUUCCAACACUACACACAAUUUCAAAUGUCAACACUGCAUACAAACACAACCCUAUAUUCAAAGGCAAACACUGCACACAAGUAAACCACUGCUUUCAAAUAACAACAGUACAUAAAAACAAGCAACUCAACACUACAAACAAAUACACCCCUACAUUCACACACACACUCACACACAUAUAAACUCCAUACAAAAACAUGCAUGCAUUCAAACAUACAAAAAUACUCCUAAAUGUUUAAUACAACCCUGCAAGGAUCGGCAAAUAGUAGAUCCCCAGCUGGCAAACCAUUGUUGGGGCUGUGAAACAGAUGGGGAUCUACAUUUUUGCCAUCCUUGUGAGAGGAGGGACCCAAAAAAAGUCUUGCACCAGGGCCCUCUCUGCUUUCGUGCUCCCUACCCCUGGUCUAGACCUACUAACUGGGUUAUUUACUAAAAUGAGAAUGCUCUGGAAUUCAGUGUGAAUUUCACAUUUAGAGGUAUUCUCUAGUGCCAGAAAAACAGACCUGUUCAGACACUUACCUGAAGCCAGCACGGAUGUCCCUCGGCGCUGGGUCAGGCUCCUCCGACACUCCUCCUCCGUCAACGUCCGCCGACGGGGAAGACCUAAUGCUCAUGCACGGUAUGACCACAUAUAUUUUCUUACUAAAGGAAUGUUAUUUCUGAGCAUACACAAUUUGUAUGCAUUUAUGCACUUUACCAUGCUUUUCUGUGGGGAUUCCUGCGAUGCUGGAGGUCCUCAUGCAUAGCGUGAGGACGUCCAGCGUUGUUUAGACGACCAAAAGAUGUCUAAGAAGCCAGAAGUCCCUCUAGUGGCUGUCUGCUAGACAGCCACUUGAGAAGGACUUAGGCCUGCAAGGUAAUUAUUACAGUAAUUAUUACAGUUUAUAAAAACAUUCCUUUAGUAAGAAAAUAUAUGUGGUCAAUUGGUAUCACUUGCAGGGUUAAUGGUGAUGGGAGUUGGCACCCAGACCACUUCAAUGAGCUGAAGUGGUCUGGGUGUCACUUUAAGGUCAAAGUAGCUAAACUGGAAGAAUUCUCCAAGUCAGCUAUGCUUCCAAUUGUCUAUUUUUGCUUCAAAUUUGAAAUUCGCUUUAAAUUACCCACAAUUCUCACUUUAGCAAUUAUUACGUAAAUAUUAAAUAUGUAAAUAUUACGUAAAGAGGCACUUUCCAACAGGCAUCUGUUUCCACCACUCAAAUUAAUAACACCGAGCUGAUGCAUUUAAAGUGACAGCCAGUCAGAUACCAGUUGACCACAUAUAUUUUCGUACUAAAGGAAUGUUACAUUGCUACCUGCAGUCACAUUGCUACCUGCAGUCACAUUGCUACCUGCAGUCACAUUGUUACCGGUUGUCACAUUGCUACCUGUUGCCACAUUGCUACCUGCUUGGUGGCAAGCGAGAUAGAAGCAAUAGGAGCAUCUGCACAAUGCACAAGGUCAGCAUUACGUUUACAGUUUGAUGGCAAGCCAGUCAGCAAUAGGUUUAUUAAUCUGUUUCCUCCCAAAUUCCCACAUUCUGUUUCUUCCGAACUUUGUAACAAAAAAGAUCAUGGAGGUUCUCCCUAGUUUAGGGUUACUUUGGAUCAAUUCUUAAAUUAUAAUUUUUUUUAAAUAAUUCUUUAUUUUUUCUGUGCGUGUGAUAAUAACAACACGCUUGUAGAGCCACGACAGCUGAAACAAUCCUCAUAGUAACAAUGUAAAACAUCGGAGUGUCAGCACAAUUUUAGUUAAAAUAAGAAUAAGGGUCAGGCUAGAACAUCAUAUUUUUAGGGUAUAAAGAAAGUGUUAUAAAGUACGUGAGGGUAGUGAGAGUAAGACUCAACUAGAGAUUGAACGGAUUAAACUUCUCUUAGUACCUGAUUGCACAUUGUGACAAAAUGCUGUAUCUUAUUAUCCCAUUUAAUCAGGGCCGGCCUAAGGCAUUGUGCUGCCUGGAUCAAAGGAUGAAAUGCUUCCCUCGUGGAUUCAGUGUCUGUGUAUGGUAGAUGUAAUGUGUAUGUGUGUGUAUAGUGGAUGCAAUGUGUGUGUGUGUGUGUGUGUGUAUAGUGGAUGAAGGAGGGAGGGGUGAUACAGUGAGGGAGGGGGGUGACAGGUGGCAGAGUGACUGAGGGAGGGAGGGGGUGACACAGUGAGGGAGGUGGUGACAGGUGGCAGAGUGACUGAGAGGGUGACAGAGUGAGUGACAGGUGGCAGAGUGACUGAGGGAGGGACAGGGUGACACAGGUGACAGAGUGGGUUACAGGUGGCAGAGUGACUGAGGGAGGGGGUGACAAGUGGCACAGUGACUGAGGGAGGGGUUGAUACAGUGAGGGGGAGAUAGGUGGCAGAGUGAGGGAGGGGGUGACAGGUGGCAGAGUGACUGAGAGAGGGGGUGACACCGUGGGUGACAGGUGGUAGAGUGACUGAGGGAGAGAAGGGGGGACACAGUAAGGGAGGGGGUGACACAGUAAAGUGGGGUGGUGGCAGAGUGACUGAGGAAGGGAGGGGGUGACACAGUGGGGUGGGUGACAGUGAGGGAGGGGAUUGUAAUUUAAAAAAUACCUUUAUUUUUUCCCUGAUGGUCCAGUGUCUUUGAUCCCUGGUGGUCCGGUGGGCUGUCUCUCCAAUUUGCCCUGAGAGAAUGCAGUGUGUGUGCAGCUCCACCAGGUGUGAGCUGCAGACUGUGCAGUGUCUCAUAAUAUCCAGAAGUCAGAGCGUUGCCAUGGUAACCCGCAGCAAUGCUCUGAUUGGCCAGAGAUCGCAAGACACUGCACAGUCUGCAGCUCACACCUGGCGGUGCUGGCUCUCUGCCUCUGUCUCUCAGGGCAGAUUGGAGAGGCUUUGCACCCGGCGGCGUACAGGGCAAGCCACCGGGCCCCCUCCUGGUGUCGCCUAACUCGCCUAAUUAGAGAGCCGCAGGCCUGCCACUGACAGGGGCAGCAAAAUGCUUCCCCUGUCAGAGUGCCACCUGGAGCCAUGGCUCCACCAUGGGCUACGGACGGGCCAGUCCUGCAGUAAAUUUCCCCGUGUUCGAUAGACGAAUCUACCAAACACCGACCACCUCCUGGCUCAUUGAUCUUCAAAGAAACCACAGACCAAAGUGCUCACCCUGUGUGGCCGCCGUUCCUAUAACCGAACAACACGUGCUGGAGAAAAUGGUGGCCAUCUUGUCGCACAAAUGCAGGCAGUGGGAUUUGAUCAUUAAGUGUCUGGGACUAUAAGUCAGACACUCGAACUCGCGAACACCGGUGAUUUUAUACGAACGCCUGCUUCUUUUCCCGACAAGACAGGAGAGCGCUGUUGGGUAGGAUUGUUUGCACGAACUAGGUGAACAAUCGCUACCCAUGAGCCAGGGGAACCAUUCAACAUUUUAUUAGUUUCUGAACUCCCGAAAGUGACCGACUGCUACCACUAUUUCUCUGGAACUAAUUUGGGCAGGCGCUACGUGUGCGGUCGGUAAAAACUUUAUCCCGGUUGUGAUUCGGCUGUGUUGGUGGGAUCCAAGCACUAUUUGGAUGUGUUAGGCACUCAGAUCCAGGCUAUCCGGGGAUAUAAUGCUUGUGGGGGUUCAGAUAAAUAUUAUGUGUAUUUUUAAUAUUUUAUGUUUUUAUACUUUGUGCCUGGGAGAUAAUUAGUUUAAGCAAAGUACUCUAAAUUAUCUCCCAGACACAGAGACUCCGGGGCAUGUUGUGGGAGUGUUAUGGGCGUGUUUUACCAUGUCUUUGCUUAAGAUCCCAUGUUGGGGCUCUGUGUAUAUAAGCGGGCCAUUUGGCCAGAAUAAAACAUUGCAGUUGUACCCUUCAUCAAGUCUCGACUGAUGUUUUGGUAUGCAAACGGCGAACCGAUUGAUUUUUUCCCACGACUUACGUACUAUGCGAACGUGCUAUAAUCAUUUAAGCCUCUAGCAUUUCGGGAGUAUACGAACUAACAGAUUAUACAAAAUACAAGGAGUUUGUUACACGCAUGCAUAUGUACUCAAGAGUAAAUAAAACAGGUUAUGUUGCUUUAAAGGGAGUGAACUACUAGUGGGCAGAAUUCCCUAGGAGGCUUUCUCAUGCUUAUGUAGUAAAUAUAUAAGAGGGCUCAAGAAUAAACUGUACAAAAGGGGCAUCAGGUUCACCAGAAAGAGGUUUGUCGACUUGCAGUAUCUGCCCACUCGUGCUCAGUCCGGGAGCUCAAUCAGCCAACACCCGCAGAGGGUACAUGAUAGUCCUGCAGCGUUGUGAGGUGCUGCAAGUCUCUUGAUCCAGGUGCCGUCAGAAGGGAUAAGUCAGCCAGCUGGGCCAGGAUCUGAAUCAGAACAAGGUGUUGCAGACUGCUGGUCCUGGAACCCGUCUGGUGGGGUAAGUAAGCUUGUUGGGUCUGGUAGCCUUGAGGAGCUUGAUAUCUUCAGCGUUGUCUUGCAUUAAGCCCCAGCAGUUUCUGUGUCUGUGGCAAGUUGUGCUGAGUUGGAGUGCACAUCUUGAACCAUCGCCAGGAUGAGGCCUGUUUCGUAGGCAAGGCCAGUGUUGCCUUGCUCCACAAGUCGGUGAAGAUAACGUCCAAUCUGGUCAUCACUCCAGAGUCAGUAGGACGGGGGAGACACAUGGCGUCUGUCAUAUUGGGUAUGUCGCUGUGUGGUAGGCUUGUCUGCAUGGCGUCGUCCUGUGCCCCCUCUAGCUAAGGUUUGUCUCCCAGGGGUGGACCAUGAUCACCCCCAGCAGUCCGGGAGGGGGAUAUGGGGCUCUCAUUCUAAGUGAGUGUUAGCCAUGCGGCACUAGGCCAGGAGAUCGGUCGCCUCUUCCGCCCGGCACACACUAGGCCUCAUGUUGCCAAAAGUUCCACUAAUAGGCUCCAAUAAGGUCACAAACCGCUGAGUCAGUUCCCAGUCAGAUCGUGGGUCUGGUAGGUCGGUAGCUGUCUCCUAGUUUGAGCUCUAUGGGGCUGGAGAGAUCGUCAAUUACUUUGAUUAAUGAGGAGCUCAGAAAAAACACAUCUUUCCUCCAUUUAAAUCAGGCUCCGACCCAAUUCUUCAGUUUUGAUCUAAUAGUAUGAUGUAUUUCAUCUGAAUUUUAUUAGUGACACGGCAGCUCCUAUUAUGCUAUCUCUUUCUUACUUUAUUCCUCAGCAGCAAAGAGAAAAAUUAACUUGAAAGAGAAAAUAUGAAUAAUAUGAAUAAUAUAACAGAUACAACCAACUCUGCCUGGUAACAGGGCAGCCAAUCAGCUUAUAGGAACAGUCCAUAGAAAGCCUUGCUGUAUCUUUCCACUUUCUUUGCUGCUUCCUCAGACCAGCUAAGUAUAAUUUUAUCUCCAUGAUCUUUCUUCUGUUAUUAAGGAUAAUUUGUGGUUAUUAUUAUCUAUAUUGGAUUGUUUUUGGUUGUUAUAUUUAUGAUGUUCUAUUUGUGUUUUCUUUGAUUAUAUGUUAUUUUCGUUUUCCUUGUGUGUUUUUACUUUCCCACUUGUUUGUAGCCGGUUUCCCCUGCCUGUGUUGAGUUGUGUUGUUAGUGUAUUUCCAUUUGCUCCUCUCCCACUCCUACCUGUCGUGCCAAUCAGCCUCCCUCUCCUCGCACCCGGUGGUGCAAGGGCGUGUGUUCCACGCGCUCCCCAGCCAUUGGCGGAUGAGGGACUCUGUGUUGCCCGCGGCGCGCUCUGUACUUGCACGCAUCAGCAUUCCACACUGCCAGUACACACACAUGGCUGGAGGCUCUCUACGGCACGGCUCCCUGUACCUCUCCCAUUCUGUUUUUGUUUCCUUAUAAGGUACUGUCUGUGGGGUUAUUUAGCUUUCUCCUUCUAGCUUAGAUUGUUUUGGGACUUUAUUGGCACACUUUGUCCCUGGGAUUAACCCUUUCUCUCUGGGCCUACUGCCCUAUUUGUUUGUAUACAUUUUAUAUACUUUUCCCUGCCCUGGUUAUGCAGGCUAGAGGAGAGGGGUCUGACAGUCCCAUUUACCCCAUUAUGGACCCUAUGCUACCCCCUGUUACUGGGUAAGCUAGCCACACUCCCUCUCAGGAGUUCCAGGCCCUCAUAGACUCCACCAUGCAGAGGGCCCUGGCCUUGGCUAUGGGGACCGUAUCAUUCUCCCUGUUCCAUACACUGCAACAAGUGCUUGUACAGCCCCUAAGGCCUCCUGUUGUGCCCAACCCCCAACCUGCGCUGCAGGCUCAGACAAGCAGCAAGGCACGUCUCUCCCACCAAUAUGACGUGGGUGCCACCUGCCCUGACUGACACGCCUCGGGCCGUCCAAGAUGGCGCUUGCCGCGCAAAAGUGCCGCUGGCCUGGCAAUAUUGGCCAGAACCUGGAAAAGGGUGCGUGCCCAUGACAUUGAAGGAUCGGAUUCCAAUCAGAGUGGGGAGAUUAGUUUGCAUGUUCCUGACUAUGCCUCCUAUGAGGAAGGGGACUCCGACGCUGCAGUGGGUUCCGACGCCUCGACGUUACCUCCGAGUGGGGGGCAGGGUAUCUGUGAUCCACAGGGUUACCCCCUGUUUGAUCCAGAUGACCUCCGCCAUCCUCGCUCGACGGAAUGGGACCCACCCGAACACAUCGCUAAUUACCUGGCAUUGCAUAUGCCCACCCCGCUGUCCAAAGAGGGGUGCAGCAAGUUAUGGGCUGAAUGCCCAAGGCCCUCAGUGCCUGAUGCGGUGUGUAAAACGCUAGAGGUUGAUCUUCAGAUUUCCCAGUUCCUGGCCAAAACGGGCGGGAAACCCAGAAAAGGACUGGAGUUUUCACUCCACAAUUGCCAAGAUAAAAUAUUGGACACUCUGGGCCCCACUGCCAAACUCUACGAGCUCCUAGAGGCAGAUGAGGCUAUUGGCUGGGUCCAACAACUGAUAUGCCUUUUUCGGCAAUACAAAUACCGCCAUGUCGGCAGAACGCCGCAAAGCCAUUUUGCUUAAGAUUGAACCUAAAUUGGUCAACCUGGCGGUCAAGGAGCCGGGACCUGCCGCUAAGGGCAUGCUUUUUGUGGAAUCCUUUGUUAAGGACUUAGGUUCGUUUGUACGUACCUUCACGACCCUAGAUAAAGCCCAGUCCAACCUGAAACGGGUCCUCGGCCCAAAGGUUUUCCACGGAGCCGUCCGACCGGCCGUGCUGCUCGAGGUCCCUCGCAGACUUACAGAGGUUCCUUCACUGCCCCUCAGGAGACCGUGGCAGACUCGGGGAGGUCGUGGACAACCCUCAUACAGACAUCCAUAUGGUGAGUACCCUAAACCCCCUUUUUUCCCGUCUAAACGUGGGAGCAGACUGGUCUUAUUUGUCGAUAUGUGGGGCAAGAUUACCACAGAUGCGUGGGUUCUGAGUACGGUCAGGGGUUUCUGUCUAGAUCUUUUGUGUCCCCCUUUCCAGAUUCGAACACCCCAGGAACUAAGGUUGCCGGAUGAUCAGGCUGGAUUAAUCACCACAGAGAUUGCGUAA
Messenger RNA from Pelobates cultripes (western spadefoot toad), 92639 nucleotides. Lineage: Eukaryota; Metazoa; Chordata; Amphibia; Anura; Pelobatidae. The record is from the annotation of a GenBank genome assembly.